GCAACAGACUGAGCUCGGCCUCGUCCAAUGAAAAAAAAAGAAGCGGGCCUCCGGGAACCUAUCAGGCGCACCGGAGUGGGCGAGGGAAGGCGGCAGGAGGCUGGUCUCACACUCGCCGACAAGAUGGCGACGGCAGCGAUGGGGAUGGCCGCGCCAGCCGCUUUGUUUCCCACCAGGGCUUGAAGCUCGCCUCCCACAGACCUGAACGAAAGUGACAGGAGCUGUGGAGAAAUGACUGCGGAGCCCGUGAGGUACGCGGCGGCGCCUCGCUACUCUCCCGGCCAUGGCGGGCGGUGAGGAAUGGGAAGGCGUGGGGGGGUGGGGGAGGAGCCGGAGCUGAGGGGCGAUCGCCCUCUCUGCCUCACGCGCGUGGCCUGCCGAGAGGGCGCGGAGGACAGAUUAGACAACACCCCCCAUCCGCCGGCUCCUCCCGCCAUUUCUCCGAGGUCAUUUUAUCAGCGGCAGCUCAGGGUGGGGGAGGGAGGGAGGUUGGGGAGGGCCGGGUGUCUCCCUGCCUGCGCAUGCCCAGUGUGAGGCGAACGUCCCCUCUCCCCCCUCCACUGCGCCCCCUCCUGAGAGGCCGUUUUCUUCCCCUGGCGGGCGAGGGGGCGGGGCCACUGCAGAGGAAAGGGGCGGGGCUCCCUGCGCAGAUCCUGCCACCCGUCCCCUCCCUUCCCUGCCCCCCCCCCGCUUUUGCCGGUCACUGAUCAGAGUUGCGGGUCCCCUUCCACGCCCACCCAACCGCGCGCGCUGCUCAUAGGGCUCCUGAGCGGCCUGUCUUUUACCGGAACCAGGCCUCGGUCGUCGGGGGGCCGGCGGCAUGGUUGAUGUUGAUCGGCGGCCUCUGCACACGCUUUCCCAGAGACCUUGCGGCGCCCUUUUAAAUAGGGGCAUCGCCUAGGAAGCAUAGCUGUCAACGUUUCCCUUUUUUUAAGGGGAAGUUCCCUUAUUCCGAAUAGGAUUUCUCGGAAGAAAAGGGAAAAGUUGACAGCUAUUCUAGGAAGCCGCCUCGUGCCAUGCUACCGGUGCACGGUAGUGCAGCGUUGACUGCGCCAGUAGCCAUCCGGAGCUUCAGCUUAGGGUAAGAUGUCGAGGGUUGAAUUUGGGCACUUUUGUUCUGCCACCCAGAUGCAGACCACGUCCAUGCUUAGAGAACUGCUUUGUACUGAGUUGUGGGGAGGGUCGUCUAGCCCAGUGUUGCCUCUGUGUGGAUUGGCAGCAGCUGCCCAUUGUUUUGGGCAAGAAUCUUGCCCAGUUGUACCUGGAGCGGCUUGGGCGGCGUUGAACCCUCGGGCUUUCUCUGUGUAAGGCAACUGCCUUACUACUGAGUUACAGACGUUCCUCAAAACGUGGUCAGUACUCAGGGAUGGUGGAAGUUGCAGCUGAACAGCAUCUGGAGGAGUCCCAGAUUACAGUCCUGGCAUCUUUGGAAGGGUAACAGAGAGGGUGGGGCUGUAGUUCCAUGUUGCCUACCUGGUGGUAGGUGCCAUUGUGCAAAAGUUGGAAGAAAUCAUAGUUACCUACAUGUGCAGUAGAGAGAGAGUACUCACACACAAAAACACACAUAUACAUAAUAGCAAUUAUUAACCACCACAAGUGUGUUCUGCGAGCAAUUGUUUGCAUGGAAAGCAUACCAGAUUUGUUGUCCUGUUUUUUAACUAAUGUGAUAUAUUAGUUCAUAUAUUGGUUCAUAUGAGAGAUGCUAUUUUCCCUUCCGAGCAUAAUAAUUCAUAGUAGAGCACAUUAUCUAUGUCAUGGAAACAUUUUCAAUAAGUUAUUAAGAGGUUGCUUGAAAAUGGGAUCUGAAAUGGAUAUGUGAAUAAAUGUAUAUUGCUCUUUAAAAUGCUGAUGAUUCAUCACAUGUACAUGCUAGGUUGACUAUUGGUUAUCUUACCUGUGUGCUUGUUUUGAACUAGUGCUUGUGCUUUGUUUAUACUGUAUUGUAAAACAUUGGUUUCCAAAUUUUAUUUAUUUGCAAAUUAUGUAAGUAAACAUCUCAUACAUUGUAUAUAAACUUUAUGUCCCUAUGGUCUCCAGCAGAAUAGUAAGAUGACUAUUACAGUAAGCAUAAUAACAUAAAAUAAUAAAAUGAAACAAUACAGUAAAUGCAAGCAGCAGACCAAAGAAGCAAGAGCUUACUAAGAUAGUAACCUCUCCUUCUUUUUGCAGCUUAUUUCUAGAGUAAUUGGGAGGCAAGGAGGGCGGAUCUGGAUCUGGACCCUGGUGGAGGGGUGGGGUACCCUGCUGCAGACCUGAAUUGGAUCUCCCUCCUACUGCAUGGCUAUUUACUCUGGGGAAAAUGGUUAACAUAAUUGCUAAUUGUGUGAAUUACGUCAUGUCUAGUUACUUUCUUUGGAACUCUUAUUUCCAUUGCCUCUUAACCUUGCAGUAUAGUUUUUUGUUGGCUUCUUCCUGUUGUAUCACAAUUGAUGAUAGAUGGCUGGUAUAUAAAUUCUUGUUCAACAACAAAUUAUUCAGAGUGUAAAUAUGCACAAUGCUUCAUAUGUACAAAGUGUGUGAUGUAGUUUUUGUGGCUUGUGUGUAGUGCUAAGUAUUUCACAAUGUGACCAUUACGAGUUGGCUGCACAUGGAAUUAAAUUUCCCUAUUGUAAAUUAGAGUGUUCACAAUUGAGAGAGAGAGAGAGAGAGUACAGUGGUACCUUAGGUUACAUAUGCUUCAGGUUACAUACGCUUCAGGUUACAGACUCCGCUAACCCAGAAAUAGUGCCUCAGGUUAAGAACUUUGCUUCAGGAUGAGAACAGAAAUCGCGCUCUGGCGGCGCGGCAGCAGCAAGAGGCCCCAUUAGCUAAAGUAGUGCUUCAGGUUAAGAACAGUUUCAGGUUAAGUACGGACCUCCGGAACGAAUUAAGUACUUAACCCGAGGUACCACUGUAUAAAUAUAUCAUUUCUUUUCUCUUCCACACCGAUUGGUGAAUCCUAAAGCUCAGACUUCUCUGCAUUGUAAAAAAAAAGAAACUGAGUUCUUCUGUAUUGAAACAUGUUCACACACCUACACUUGCACUUCUUAUCUGUACCAAAAUUCCAUUCUCUCCCACUUCAUGAUUUUGCAGCCUACCUAUAAAAUGCUCCCCCUGAAAGCUACAGCAGUCUGCCUGACAAAGAAUUCCAGAAGAAGUGUCAGCAGUGGUGGUGGUGGCUGCUGCUAAGAAAGAGGCAUGGCAACCUCAGUGCCUAGGCGGUAAGCUUGCACCACCUUGCCUGCCUGCCAUUGGUGAAGGGUUUUGGGGGUGUACACUCCCCCAAGGUGCCUGGGCCAGAGGCUGCCAUGCCUGCCACAAAGCAUCAACUGGGUGUCAAAGUUGGAAGAUCAAAUCUGGCACAGGGAGGGAGGCAGCCCAUGGUAUCUGGUGCCCCAGGCUUUUUCCUCCCUCUGCAGGCUCCCCACAAACCUUUGAGAGACGGCUGUGCAUCCAAAGGGACCACCCAAAGCACCCAGCUCAAUGAGCCCUGGCCGUCUGAAGCCCACCCCUGGGGGUGCUAGGUGGCUUACAUCUCUGCAGCCCAGCCUAGUCGAACUCCAAGCGAGGAUGGCUCCCACUGCAGCAGUUCCUAGUGUCCUGGAACUGUCUGCACUCAAAUCACCUGCUCCCUGGGAGGUUGUGUUCCUCUGGAGCCCUGGCAACCUAGGGAUGCUGCCAGGCUCCAAGCUGGCCUGAGAGCACAGCCUGGCGGCUCCAACAAUCUUGCGCCUUUGGCUGUGGCACACGCUCUCCACCGGCCUUGCUCAUGCUGCCCUGGGUGGGGUUAGAGGGUGGGGAGAUGGAGGGCCGCUAAAAACAGUGGUUUGCAUGUUGGACCACCCUUAUCUAUAUUGUAAUCAUUGUAAUCCAUGAUUUUUUAAAAAGAAUUUUUUUUUAAAAUCAGAUUUUUAAAAUAAAAUGCUUCUGGAGAAAAAAAUCUUUCUAAAGAUAGUUUUCUAUUUAAGUUACAUUAUAGUCCAAAGGCUUUUCAUCAGGAAAUAAGGAUUUGUUUUAAGUUUUUCAUGUGUGCUAAAACUCAGUCUUAGUUUUUUUCUUAAUUAAAAAAGGUUUAACCACAUCAGUUAACAAACAUGGAUACAUAUGCUAUAAUGUUAUUGCUUUAAUUAAAUAAAUGGUUUAAAUUGUUAUUAAGGAAAUGAUUCUUUUUCUUCUUCCAAUAAAGUACAGCAGAAAAGUUGUACAAAUAUAAACAGUUAACUUAUUAAACCUCACAAUAAUUUCAUAAUUAUCUGUGUAUUUCUAAUAGUAUAACCAUUUUUGAUAUCUCUAAAAACUACUCUGAAAAUUUAUUCUUCCAAAAAUGAAACCUUCAUAUGGUUGUAAAUAUUAAGAUUAUACCAGCAAGAAUGAGUCUUUCUGUAAAAAAUAUAUGAUUUAAACCAAGUCUUACUGACCAGUGAUUUAAAUCAAGUCUUACUAACUACAGUCAUACCUCAGGUUGAAUGUGCUUCAGGUUGAGCGCUUUCGGGUUGUGCUCCGUGGCAACCCGGAAGUAACGGAGCAUAUUACUUCCGGGUUUCGCCCCUCGCACAUGCGCAGACGCUCAAAAUGACGGCACAUGCAUGCGCGGAAGCGGCAAAACGCGCCACACGCAGACGCGCCAUCAUGUUUUACGUUUCAUUCAGGAUGAGAACGGUGCUCCGGAAUGGAUCCCGUUCGCAUCCCGAGGUACCACUGUAGUGAUUUAAAUCGUGAUUUAAAUUGAUUUGAUUUAAAUCAAAUACACCCUGGUUGUAAUCCACUAGGGGGUUUUGUGAUGGCGUUGAAGGGUCUGGAAAUUGACUGAGCUGUUAUAGGGGUUUGUGGCGGACACACAUGUGUUCCUUUGGUAAAGUUGCUGUACUGUGUGGAAAAAGAAUGGUAGACAAGCCUUGGAAAAGAAGAAAAGGAGUCAAACAAGGCACACUUGGAAGUUGAUUGCUGGUUUGGGAUGGGAUGUAGCUCACAUAAACAAGUGGAAAAUGAACUGAACUGAAAUGAUAGGGCCAGCAGGUGCAAAGGUAAGGGAAGCUGAAGUCCAGCCAUAGAUUAGAAAUAAAUCUUUGUCUGCAAGUUUUUAUUAGGAAUCUGUUCCCACAAGGUCUUGAAUUUUAUAAUUGCUAAUACUGGAAAUUACAUAGUUCUUAUAACAUGUAUGGUCAAUGUUUUGAAGAAGAGUGCAGUAAUCUUAUGUGUGAUUAGUAUCUUCAAUUUUUAAUGGACUUUGGUAGAAACGUGGUAAAACAAAAGAAUACUAUUCCUGUAAAGAAACUAACUAAAUUAUUUAUUUGUAAGUUUGCAUCCUGCCGUAUCUUCCGGCUGUUAGAGAGCGCAUAAAAACAUAUUGAUUAGAAGGAGUUGUAUAUACAGUGGUACCUCGGGUUAAGUACUUAAUUCGUUCCGGAGGUUCGUACUUAACCUGAAACUGUUCUUAACCUGAAGCACCACUUUAGCUAAUGGGGCCUCCUGCUGCCGCCGGAGCACGAUUUCUGUUCUCAUCCUGAAGCAAAGUUCUUAACCUGAAGCACUAUUUCUGGGUAAGCAGAGUCUGUAACCUGAAGCGUAUGUAACCUGAAGCGUAUGUAACCCGAGGUACCACUGUAAUAGUUUGAAGAGAGGCCUAGAUGACUAUUCUACAGUGUAAGAAAUCCUCAAUUGGACCAACAACUGGUGUGGGUCCAGUUCCGACCAUGUGGAGAUCUCUGGGUGGUGACUGACAUCUCCAUCUGGCUGGCUCCAGGCUGGCCCCAGGCUUCCUAUGCAGGUAAGCAGAAGAGCUUAUUUACUGCAUUUAUAUCCCAUCUUUUUCUCCAAGGAGUACACAGUUCAGCCUCCUCCUCAGGUAAUCCCUACAACCACCUUGUGAAGUUGGUUAAGAGGUUGUGACUGGCCCCAGAUCACCCAGUGAGCUUCCUAGAGUACUUCUAUGGGGCAGCUAUAUAAGUAGGUAAAUCAAUAUGGAGAAAGAAAAUACCACUUAGAGAAUGAUCUGAAAUAUUUUUCUUGAAGCUUGAAUUUGUUUUAUUCUUGAUUGUUAAGAUGUUUGAAUGUGAUGUAAAUUACUUUGAUAUUUUUCUUUGAAAUAUAAAGCGGUAUAUAAAUGAAAUUAAUAAUAAUAGUACAGUCGUACCUUGCUUCCAAAUGGAAUCCGUUCCAGAAGUCUGUUCGACUUCAGAAACGUUCAAAAACCAAAGUGUGGCUUCUGAUUGGCUGCAGGAGCUUCCUGCACUCAGUUGGAAGCCACAUCAGAUGUUUGGCUUCCAAAGAAAGUUCACAAACCGGAACACUUACUUCCGGGUUUGCGGCAUUUAGGAGCAAAAACGUUUGAGCCGCAAUGCAUUCGAGAACCAAGGUACGACUGUAAUAAUGUUUCAUUGCAAAAAUAAAAUGACACCUAGACAUUCUGUUGUGCCAUUGGGCGAUUAGUUUAUAUACCUGAGUUUCUACUACAGUGGUACCUCAGGUUAAGAACUUAAUUCGUUCCGGAGGUCCGUUCUUAACCUGAAACUGUUCUUAACCUGAAGCACCACUUUAGCUAAUGGGGCCUCCCGUUGCUGCUGUGCUGCCGCUGCGCGAUUUCUGUUCUCAUCCUGAAGCAAAGUUCUUAACCCGAGGUACUAUUUCUGGAUUAGCAGAGUCUGUAACCUGAAGCGUCUGUAACCUGAGGUACCACUGUAUAUCCCCCCCAUGCUGCUUCACCCCCCCAAAGAAAAGGCUUAGCCGUUGACAGAACUGACACGAUCCCUUCACGUGUCUCAAAACCCUGUCAUCCCCACAUGCUAACAUACCAAACACAAGUGGAACAAAUAAAAAAAAUUUCUCUGCCUUACAGAAAACCUUGAUUGCCUUUGCUUGCCAAGGUUUCUCUUCCCCCAACCCCUUCCAUUUUAAAUUAAGCCUAGAGAAAACUGGGAGAGAGCUUAAGUACAGGCACUUCCCCAUUUAAACUGGGGUUAUGUUCCGAGGCAUCAUGCGUUUUAGAGAAAUUGCGCAUAUUGGGAGCACCAUUGAAAAAGCCUGCAAACACACUCUAAACCUCUGGAAACCCUUUAAAAAACCCAAAGUCCACCACAGUUGCUCCCUCCAAACCUCUUAGAUUAUUAUUUACACUGGUGUUCCUUCCUUACCAGCAGGCUUUGCAUCUCUUUGCCAUACCUUUUUCAUGUUUUUAUUUUUUAUCUAUAGACAGAAUGCUUUAAAAAUGUUUCCAUAGGCUCUUCCUUUUGACCACCAGCAGAGAUUAAAUUGGGGCAUAUCUAGAACCUGGGUACUGGGUUGCUCUUUCUUCUUUCCAGUGUCUCUGCUUUUUUUUUGCUCUAUAUUGGCCAAUCACCAUCAUAGAGACAAAGUAACAAGCAAAAUUAAAUUCCCAAAAUAGAUAGGCUGAAGAAAGAUUUGAGCUGCUGCUGCUCUGCCUCUGAGUAUUGGGGAGGACCGCUCCCCCUUGAAGCCCAUUCUCCACCUUGGGCCUGGGGGUGGGCCCCAUACUCACCACCAUAGCUUAUAAGGCUCUAAUAACACCAAUGCUAUCAAAGGAGGCACUAAUGGGGCUUGGAAUUACUACCGUGGAACGGCAAGGAAACUAUGGCGGUGGGGGCAGAUCUUGUAGGCGAAGGGGUAUGAGAUAUGGAUAUGCUUGUACCCCUUUCUACCUGUGCCCCAUCCCCAGGGACGAAGGUAGGGUGAGCAAGGAUUACUCACCUCCAUCACUGGUGCUGUGCAAUGACAGGUCUAUAGGCAACAAAACCGCCACCCUUGAGAUUUAUUUACCUUGCAGGGGGUUGACCUGGCUUGUGUAAUGGAGACCUGGGUGCCCGAAGGGGAAACAGUUACCUUACGAGAGAUGGUGCCCCCAGGUUUCUCCGUCCACCAGUUGCGGACUGUGGGUUGGGGUGGGUGGGGUGGGUUGGCAUUGUUAAUCUGGGAAGAUUGUUCUUUCAGGCCUCUAUCAUUGUUGUUGAUCCCCGGCAUUGAAUGUGUUAGCCUGGUGUAGGGUUCUGAGGAGAACUUGGCUGUCUUGCUGGUGUACCAGCCACCUAGUGUACCAGCAGCCACGCUGUCAGACCUGCUAGAGGUGGUGACCGCCUGGGCCUUGGAGUUCCCCAAUCUAUUGGUAUUGGGGAACUUCAACGUACAUGUGGAUGCCGCCCCUUCCUUACAGGCUAUGGAUCUGGUGUCUUCCACGGCGACACUAGGGCUCUCUCCAUUUGUUUCGGGCACCACACAUAAAGCAGGCCACACGCAGGGCCUGAUCUUUGGCGCAGGCAUAGAUGUGAUCACAUCCCCCACUAUGGAGCUGCCAUGGUCUGAUCACUAUGCUCUGAAAGCCAGGAUUGACUUCCUGCUCCUACCUUGCUUAGGUGGUGAUCUUAUUUGGGCUCGCCUGCAAAGGCUGAUGGAUCCUGAUAGAUUCCAUCAGGCCCUGCGGGAUCCUGCUCCCCCUGGCGACUCAUUGACUGAGCUUGUUGAGGUUUGGAAUACCCGGCUCUUGGCGGCCAUCAAUGAGAUCGCAUCUAGGCACCCUCUGCGACCCCGCAGAAACUGGCCCCCCUAGUUUACCGAGGAGCUCCGGAAAAUGAAGUGGGACCUCAGACGACUAGAGCGAGUAUGGCAGGAUGCCCGCAACUGACCCUCAAGAACAUCUUAUAGGGCGUUUAUGAAAACCUAUGAGAUUGCAGUGAAGGUUGCUAAGAAGUCCUACUUCUCAGCCUCCAUUGCACCCACUAGCUCUUGCCUGGCGCAACUUUUUGGUAUAAUUAGGUCUCUAAUGUCCCUAGAGGGACAGUCAAUUUAAAUAUGAAUCAAGCACAUAGCUGUUAGGCAUUUGCAAGCUUUUUUGUGGAAAAAUUCCUGACUCUCCACCGUGACCUCCCUGCCAAUUUGAAUACAAUAACAGAACUGGAGGUUCCUCGACUGUCCUCGGGUCCACUAUUGGACUACUUCAACCGGAUACUCCCAGCCGAUGUGGACAAACUCCUCUGUGCCAGAAAGCCCACCACCUGUUGACCCGUGUCUGUCCUGGCUGAUUAGAGUGUGUCCAGACGAGGUGCGGGCACCGGGUGAGAUCAUUGGCUCUGGGACAUUGCCUGGGGAACUGAAGGAGGCAGUGGUGUGUUUGCUCUUAAAUAAAACAUCAUUAGAUCCUUUAGAUCUAUCCAAUUACCGCCCAGUUUUGAAUCUUCUGUUCCUGGGUAAGGUGAUUGAGAGAGCAGUUGCUGAACAGCUUGGCGGAUUUCUGGAUGAAACAUCGGCUUUGGAUCCAUUCCAGUCCGGUUUUUGCUCUGGUCAUUGGACCAAGACGGCUCUGGCCACCCUAACAGAUGACUUCUGUAGGCAGCUGGAUUGAGGCGGGUCGGGGCUGUUGAUUCUUUAAGAUAUGUCAGCAGCCUUUGACAUGGUCAACCAUGAACUUCUAGACCACCGCCUCGCCGACAUGGGGAUUUGGGGCACAGUCCUUCAAUGGCUGCGCUCAUUCCUCUCUGGUUGGGGACAGAGGGUGGCACUGCGGGGGGGGGGGGGAGCUGUUGUUGCACUACUUGGUGUGUGUAGUACUGCAGCGUGCAAUUCUCUCCCCAAUGCUUUUCAACAUCUUUAUGCGCUCCCUCACCCAGCUUGUCUGGAAUUUUGGUUUGGGUUGCCAUUAGUAUACUGAUGACACCCAACUCUGUUGAUGGAAGGCUGUCCUGGCUUGGCCCCAGGCACACUGAUUAGAUGUUUGGAAGCUGUGGUUGGAUGGCUACGUGGGAGCCGGUUGAAGUUAAAUCCUUCGAAGACAGAGGUCCUUUGGCUGGGUUGGAAUGAUAUGGGGUUGGGGGGACCAACUCCCAUCCCUUGCGGGGCACAAUUAGUGCCAGCGCCUUCUGUCAAGAGUUUGGGUGUAAUCUUUGACGCCUCCCUUUCUAUUGAGGUGCAAGUUACAGCUACAACAAUGGUGACAUUUUUUCAUCUCUGCUGAGCUAAGCAGUUGGUCCCUUACCUCUUUUGCCCUGACCUUGCCACUGUGAUCCAUGCGACGGUCACCUCCAGGCUUGAUUAUUGUAACUCACUUUACAUGGGGCUGCCCUUGAAACUGACCCAGAAGUUCCAGCGGGUGCAGAAUGCCACGGUGACACUCCUUAUGGGGUCUCUGCCAUGGGAUCACAUUCACCCAGUGCUGUAGCAGCUGCUCUGGCUCCCGGUGGAGAACAGGAUCAGGUUUAAGGUGCUGGUUUUAAGCUUUAAAGCCUUAAAUGGCCUAGGACUCUCGUACCUACGGGACUUCUGGUAUGCCCCACGGAGGACCUUACGGUCUGCUAAGAACAACACUUUGAAGAUCCUGGGCCCCAGGGAAAUUAGACUGGCAUCAACCAGGGCCAGGGCCUUUUCGGCCGUUGCCCCAGCCUGGUGGAACGCUCUCCCACACGAGACUAGGGCCCUGCGCAAUGCGACAUCUUAAGGGCCUGCCAGACGGAGCUGUUCCCCCAGGCCUUUGGGCAGGAUGCAGUUUGACUUACUUUCCUUUGUAUAAAAUAAACCCAAAGGAGGCCCCCAACCCAGUCACAGGUCCUUGUAUGCUCAGUGGAAACAGUUGGUCGUGGCAAAUAUUAACCACUCUCAAUUCCAACCUGAUAAUUGCCACCUGCCCAGAUUUUAACUUGUAUUUUAAUUAAUUGAUGUAUUUUAAUUAAUUGAUGUCUGUUUUUAUGCAUAUUGUGUUUUAUGAUGUUAGCCGCUCUGAGCCUGGCGUUGGCCGGGGAGGGCGGGAUUCAAAUUAUUGUUGUUGUUGUUGUUGUUAUUAUUAUUUAUUGUGCUGAUUAGAGUGGUUCUCGUAUGUUAUAUUUUGAGAAAAAAUGUUAAGAUUGUGUUUCAUUCUCAGCUAGAUGAUUCUAGGAAGAGGAGUUAUCUACCAGCUGCACUGACUCCCGGUGGAGUACAGGAUCAGGUUCAAGGUGCUGGUUUUAACUUUUAAAGCCCUAUAUGGCCUAGGACCCUUGUACCUACGGGACCGCCUCUCCUGGUAUGUCCCACGGAGGACCUUAUGGUCUUCAAACAAAAACACCUUGGAGGUCCCAGGCCACAGAGAGGUUAGGCUGGCCUCAACCAGAGCCAGGGCUUUUUUGGCUGUGGCUCCAAUCUGGUAGAAAGUUCUGUCACAAGAGACUAGGGCCCUGCGGGAUUUGACAUCUUUCCGCAGGGUCUGCAAGACAGAGCUGUUCCACCAGGCCUUUGGUAAUUCUUCACAGAACUCCAGCCCAAUGGUUGCCAUCAAUGUGAUAUGAACUGAUUUUAUAAUGAAUUGAUUUUAGAAUGCUGUAUUAUUUUACUGUUGUUAGCCGCUCUGAGCCCGGCUUCGGCUGGGGAGGGAGGGAUAUAAAUAAAUUAUUAUUAUUGUUGUUGUUAACAUGGGCAUGAAAAUGUAGCAGAAGCCAUAUUUUAAAGCUCUUGAUCCAUGUGGUGGGCUCUGCACACAGAGAAAUUUCACAUCCCAGUUAUAUGCUCAUAUUUGCAGACACUGCAUGCAAAAGGGGUACAUUUGUUAAAUUUUGUUGUAUACUUUUUGGAGUGUCCAUGGAUGGAACUGUUCUUUGUUGAUUUAACUUGUCAGAAUUAGUCCUGACCAGCUUUGGAAAUUAACCAGGCACCAGGUGCAUUUUGCACAUGGCUAUCAGCCACUUGUGACCAAUUGAAGAUGCCUGGGCACCAGGAUGGGAGCUGAUGUCUCCACUAUCUGGAGGUUCAUGCCUUGGGAUCCUUGGAUUUUGCUGGUUUUCACAGACCAACACAUCCUUUGGAAUUCUAUCCAUGAUAUUUUAUCUGUACAAUCAGAAUGAAUUUCAGGAACCAAAAAGUUGAAUGGAAAGAUACAACUUUUGAGCCUUCCGGCUCCAAAAUGGCAACUAGACAUUACGUUUUGGUGAAAGUAACCCUGGCUUAAGGAGCCAUUUGGCACCUAGCUCAUACAUUUGAGUUUCUGACACUGGUCCUGACUAGGGCUGGGCAAUGUUAGGUUUUCAACAUUGCAAUGUAUCCUCAGCCAAACAUCGUGUUUGGGGUGAAACCGCUUUAGCUCUCAUCGUGGGAGCUGAGGCAGUUUCACCCAAGCAUCUGGCGGGCUGGGGCCAAUGCAGUUGACUCCAGCUUGCUGGUCACCUCCUGAGUCAGCCCUAAUGUCCCUGCCUCAGGGCUCCUUUCUGAGGUUGCCUUCGCUGAUGCAGGGUUGGCAGGCUACCCCGCACCUCUCUCCCUGAAGUUGGACCAAGCUACAGUAGCCAACUGCGGAGGGUCUUAGGAGCAGCGGCAGUUUCGCCAGUGAUAUAUUGUUGAGUGAAGCUUUCAUUGUGGUCUGUUCCUCAUACUGGUCCUGGGUGAUAAGUCGCUACAUCACCCAGGUCUAGUCCUGACCCUGAAAUGGUUUGAUGAGAAUGUCAUUAGGCUUCUCAGGCAUCGGGGCAUAGAACAUUCCAAGGAGGGUAGAUAGAACAUGCAUAGCAGUCAAGUGUGUAGACCUUGGAAGACAGGAGAACAGAAUGAGUUUGUUUCUCCCCCCAUCCUUCACUCCCCCUUUCACUUGAGGCUUAUAUUUGUUUCUUAACCCAAGAGAUGUCUCGAAAACGGGACACUGCUAUUUUUGAGAGAGUUUGAGAUUGCAUGUCGUAAUGGAAAUAAAGCUUGUUUCACACUGUGACAAUAUUUACAAAAAGGCAAACAUUCAAAUGGUGCAUUUUUUUUAAAAAACAGUGAAAGCAAGUUGACUACAUUGGUGCAGAAGCUUCAUGACUUUUUGGCUCACUCAUCAGAAGAAUCUGAGGAUGCAAAGUCUCCUCCAAGAUUAACUAUAGGUAAAACAGCCUUACUAAUUAAAACCUGUUCAGAUCUGUGCUCCUUGUAUGUUCAUUCUGUCAUGCCAUUCAACAAAACUAUUUAGUUCUGAAAUAAUAAUUACUGCUGUUGUGUUCUUGAUGACUCUGAGAGGUGAGUUGUACCUUCUUUGAUGUAUUGUUUAGGCAUCUGUAACUUAGGAAGUAACCUUGUGCAGUUUGUAUAAGUUAAUCUGCACCAGAUCCACCCCCCUGCUGUGCCUAAGCGUGGUGGAUGGAAAACAAGCCUUUAGAAUAGUGUUAUAGGCUGUAUUGCUAGGUCACAUGACUGAGCUGAACAGGCUUCAGAUCCAGCCUAAGCACCUCCUUUCUAGUAUCGCUACACUCCUGGAACACCUUUUGGGGCCUUACACUAAGGUGGGCUGAAGCAGAAUGAGCAAAUUAUGCUGGUGUGUCUUUGGCUGAGCUGGAGUUGAAGACUUAAUGCUGGCUUAGCCAGGAAUCACCUGCAUCCUAAACUGCUCAUUCUGGCUGAUCUUGCCACCAAUAUGACUAAAUCAUUCACUUUAUUAAUAAAUAUGUUAAUAAAUAUGUCAGAUAUGUUUACCUUAAUGUGUUCAGUGUUUCCAUAGUUCUUUAUAUUAGUUCUGCUUACACAGCUCUAAGUAGUAUACGGUAUUAUCUUUCUGCCCAUGCCAACCUUAGUUCUCAAGUAUUACGUUGAAUGUUGCUAGGAGUUUUGUGGCAAAUUCAGAAACUGUUGCAAAAUAACAUAGAAAUAACUGCUACAUUAUCAGAUCUGGGGAAUUCUAAUGAUUAAUGCCAAUUACUGUAAAAUAAACCACCUACUAAGUUCUGAGAGAGUAGGGAUCCUUGCAUACAUGGGCAAGGUCUGUGUGACAAGGUCUGCUCACGUAUGAAAACAAAACUGAACAUGUUACAUGAAGAAAAACCAAUCAUUUCAAGUAGAGGAAAGUGUUUGCAGCCUUCCAGCUUUCUUUUUAUUCUUCAUUCUUUCAGUUUUCAGGUUACUUGAUGUUCAGUAUCUCUUUAGAUUACUAGUAGUUUGCACUUGGGAUUUUUGAGGCUAGAUUUUAUAGGUACAGGUAUAGGCCCACCACUUUCAUGAGGGUUGGGUCCCUGUGCAAAGGCGAAAUGGCACAAAGUCAGGAACCCCUGGAACUACCUUCCUGCAGGUGGAGGACUGCUUACUGGAGUCUGGGAAGGUCACAGGAGAACUUUAUAACUUUAAAUUUUGAUAAUUUGCAGUUCUGUAAAUUGAAUGAUUUAUCUUAUUCUUGUGUUUGUUUUUUGAUUUACAUUAUAAAUUGCCCUUGGCUGUAAACAAUAACAGUCUGACUGAUUUACAUUUUUAUGCAAAUAUUGGUGCUAAAAAUGAUGACCAUCUGUUUUUGCAUUGGAGAAUCACUCUUUUCCAGAAACUGCAGAUGUGGAUUGUCUAAGCAAAAAAUGUGGUUGCCAUGGAAAUGUGGAGGGGUGGGGGCAGUGUUAGAAAUUGAUAUAUGAAAGCCAGAAGCUAAAUGGCACCUUAAACCUAGAUUAUGGCCGCAAGAACGAAAUGUCUAGGCAUACUUUUUUAUAACAAGAAUGGAAAGCUAAAAACGAAUGAACUGCAGCUAAAAUAUUGUGUUCAUUUUUCACAUGGUCUAGUCUUUCACUUGCCCACCCCUCUAAUAUUCUCUUCUCUAGUCUUCAGAGAGUAGCUGGAAGGGGGAAGGCAGAAAAAGGUCUUCCUUCCACUCUUCAGGUUUAAUAUGAAAUCUUAGGCGCAAUACUGUACCCAGAGCUCAGAAACCGCUUGCACUAAUGAAAUUCCCUGUUGCAAAAUGCACCUAGAACAAGGGGAGUUUCAAACACUGGGUGGGGGGAGCAUGCACUGUUGUGUACCUUUGGGAAGGAGUACCCCUUUGUUCAUUAGUAGCUGACACUCUUCUCUUUUUUUCCCUUGUCCCCCACUUUUUCCAGAGGGAAAUGGGAAAUUGGCCUGCAUUGUUGGUUGUCACUUUCUAAAGGUACUCUGUGACAAUCUGAUUUUAUUUUCUGAAGAGAAUCCUUGGUUUUUAGUGUUUCUUUAUGAUUUGAUCUAGUACUAAAUAAAUACAAUCCAACCAGGAUCAGUUUGAGUUGUUUGUGGAAGAUAGUACAGUACUUUGCCUACAGUGUAGUUAUAUGCAUUGUUGCUGUUUUGUGUAUUUUGAAUCAUUACUAUCCAUCUUUACGCGUGAACAUAUUCCAUCCGUUUCUUACAGAUAAAUUUGCUAUGACGGAAAAUAUUCCAACUCCAGUUCCAACUCCAAUGGAAAACUGCAGGGAAGAAGUAAGAACAAUUUAGUAGCUUAGUUUAUAAUAAUGAAAAACAGUUGUGGAAAGUGGUGAUUGAUUUCAUAUGAGCGCAGAUUGCUUAGGUUACUUUCUCCAUGGUGUGUAAGAGUGAAUUUGUAUAGAGCAUCUAUUUAGAAAUGAUUUUGUUUAUAUUUUUGGAAAUUCCCAGGAUGUAUAGUGCAGCUUUAAUAAGCCAGUGAUAACAAAUGAACCACAACAAUAAUAACUUGGUUUUAUUUUUUGGUAUUUUGAAAACUUGAGGAAUUAUCUUAUAUUCAGCAUAUAAAUUCAGUAUUUUUUCAGUUCUUUCAUUUUUAUGAGAUCCAGCUAUUGGUUUCUGGUUUUUUGUUUCAGAGGCAAUUUUCUUCUUACAAAUAAUUUUUAAAAAUUGUUUGUGCCCAUUAAGCAUCUCAACUGUGACUUUUAAUUUUGUGGAGGAUGAUAAUUUUACUGAUGUUAGGAUUACUUAACCUAGAAAGAUUGUAUGUUCUGGCCUGUGGUUCAUAAUAUUCAUGCAAACUAUAUUGUUCAUAUGGACAGUGCUUUCCUGUAUGAGAUUUACAGGUGUGCAAACCUUCCUGCCCUUGCUAUACUUUAUUAAUGUGGCUGAAAGCAGAUGGUAAGAUCAUCGAGAUUUGAAGUCUAGUGUUUUACUUUUAUACAAUUAUUUAAUUCCAUUGCAUUUUAUAGUUUAUAUUUAAAGCACAAGCCCAGUUAGUUACAUUUACAUAUAUAAAAGUAGGGUAGAGUUGUCCUUAAACUUCAUAGUAAGUUAUGUAUUAAUUGAUGUGCAUGCAUAGGGAUGUUUAAGUGUAUAUGGCUUGCGAUUUUGUGUUUCCUCUCCCUUUCAUAUUCAGGGUAGCAGCUCUUCUGAAAAGUCCAAAUCGUUAUGUUCAGCACGUUCCAAAAGGUUAGUUUGAUAUUCUGUUUACCAGUUUGAAUUGCUUGCUACAGUGAGUCUGAAGGAACAACUCACUGUCUGUUAGAAUCCAUGGUGGUGAUUUUAAGAAAUAGUACAUGUUACUAUGUUACAUAUUUUUCUGUUUUUAUACUGUAACCUGCCCUGUGAUCCUUGGAAGAAGAGUGGUAUAUAACCCCUCCUUAAAUUCUUAUUUAUUUUUAAAAACUUAAAUACAAAACAUAAAAAGUGAGUUUUUUAAUAUAAAAAAUGAAGAAAGAGAAAGAAGUGUUGUAUAUUACUAAAACAAAUGUUAACAGUUAACAAACACAAUUUUAAAUCUACUGUAUUUUGUAUAAAUGAGUUCCAAAUUUCAUUAUACCGUAUUUUUUGCACCAUAACACUCACUUUUUUCCUCCUAGAAAGUAAGGGGAAAUGUCUGUGCGUGUUAUGGAGGGAAUGCCUACGGGUGGCAUGCCUACGGAUUUUCCUCCUCUAAAAACUACGUGCGUGUUAUGGUUGGGUGCGUGUUAUAGAGCGAAAAAUACGGUACAUAUCCAUGCAAAGUCUACGUCAAUAAGCAAUCUGCUCAUAGGUGGCAACAGUAGUCAGCUUCAAUCCAUUGAAUAAGUGGAGCCAUACAUUUAUCGUUCCAGUGCAGCAAUAUCAGUCUUUUGGCCAUAGUAAGGGCACGGAGAAUCCAAUUACAUUGUCUAGUUGUCAAAUUCCAUAUAGUAGGUAUGUAGUUCAAAAGAACAUAAUCAUCUGAAAAUUUUAGCUUUUUUUGCACAGACAUAUUUAUCAAUCAAUCAAUCAAUCAAUCAAUCUUUAUUACGGUCCAGAGACCCAACAAAUCAUUACAAAUCAAUACACAGUUCAUACAGCCUACCUCCAGGUUAAUCAAGCAUUUUGUUUAGAAUAUAGGGCUCAUUUGUUCUUGCAACCACCGAUAAAAACUUUGCCACUGCUAACGUUCUAGCAUUUGUCCGGUCUUCCAGUAGGAACCUGACAUAGUGAGCCUCUGAUUUUCCCAGGAAAGAUACCAGCAAGGGUAGUAUCAGUUCAGCCCUGGCCUGCUCAUAUUUUGCACAAUGCAACAAAAUAUGUUUUAUGGAAUCGAUGUCUUGAGCACACGAGCAAAGUCUGUCCUGGUAGGGAACUCCUCUCAACCUGCCAUCCAACACUGCAGAGGGAAAGACAUUUAGUCUGGCUUUGGUGAAAAGCCUUCGGUAGUUUGGUACUGUCAUGUUUUUUAUGUAAGAUGUUAACUUAAAGACAUACCCAUAUUGAACUCCUACUGCCAGCGGACUACAGACUGCGUGUGAUCGAGAUCGCAAGUCACUGUGUGCAUUAUCCCAUAAUCUUUGCUUUAAAAUCUUUUGGGCGCCUUCAUAACCCAGGUGAUACAAUUGGGGGGGGGGGGGGAGACAGACCAAUAGAGGUGGCUUUUUUAGCCAUGGUUUUCUGCCAUUUGCUGACAAAUUCCUCAUUGGUCAGGUGUUGGUACAAACCCUUCCCUAGAUUAAACACUGAAAUCCUGAGCCAAUGUUUUAGGGCAGCCCACCACGCUUUAGUUGAAAUUGGGCAUUCACCAGCUUCUAACAGAAGUAUGGAGUUGGGGACGCAGUUAGGUACCUGCAGCAGAGAUUGCAUAAAUUUUGCCUGAAAGCCAUCUAGCUUUGGCAGGUCCCCAUUAUGCUGCAUACAGGAGUUGGGAAACGGGCUUUGUGUUGAAAACCCUUAAGGCUGCUGGAACAUAUUUGCUGCCCUUUGUGAAGAAAAAUCUAAGUAUGGCUAGCUUUGCAAUCUCCGCCUUUUGAAGGAGGUUUGCCAAUGGUGCUUCCAAGAUCCUGUAUGAUGGAAUGUGAGCCCUAGAUAACUGAAUAUUUAAUAUUGCAGCAAUAUCAGUCUUUUGGCCAUAGUAAGGGCACGGAGAAUCCAAUUACGUUGUCCAGUUGUCAAAUUCCAUAUAGUAGGUAUGUAGUUCAAAAGAACAUUAUCAUCUGAAAAUUUUAGCUUUUUUUGCACAGACAUAUUUAUAUAAUUCACUACUUUUUUCCAGAACAUAGUAAGUAUAGGAUAUUGUAAAAAUGUGUGUUUUAAAGAAGCAUUAUUUCCAAAAUACUGCUGUCUCAAGACAGUCCUUUUCUAUACAAACAUAAUGGAGACCAAUAAAUUAUAAAUAUUAUUUUCUGUUGUGUAAGUAAUGAUUUAAGGUUCAUUGACACCCUUGCUAUAGAAGUUAAAACACUCCCAUUGUCAAGGCAAUAUAGGAACCUCCAAUUCUUUAUUCCAUUCAUUUCUUAACAUCUGCAUAUGAAAUUGAUUUAUUUGUAACAAAUAUCUUUAAAAAGUAAUCAUGGGUUUUUUAGUUCUAAAGGAUUUGACCAGUUUUUUUAGUAUCUCAGGUGUCUCAGAAGCUGAAAAUGCUGGUCCAAACCUAAUUGUUAAAAAAUGUUGUAGUUGUAAUUGUAAAUUGUAAUUGUAAAUAUUGCCAUUGGAUUACAUCCGAUAGCUGAUAUUUAUCUCAUAACACAAUGUAAAAAUUCAUUGUUAAAUUUCAGUUGAUCCAAAGUCAAUACAUCCACGUCCAUCCAAUUUUCCUUAUCACCAUAUUUUUCUUAAUUUUUGAUGGCUUUCUCUGUAAAGUCAAUUUACUGUGGGAAAAGGGGUCAAGUUGUUUUUAUUAGGCAUCACAUUCCAUAACUUUCUAACAGACAUACAGUCGUACCUUGGUUCUCGAAUGCCUUGGUACUUGUACGUUUUGGCUCCCAAACGCUGCAAACCCUGAAGUAAGUUUUCUGGUUUGUGAACGUUUUUCAGAAGCCAAAUGUUUGACGUGGCUUGCGCUUGAGUGCAGGAAGCUACUGCAGCCAAUCAGAAGCCACGCCUUGGUUUUCAAACAGUUUUGGGAGUCAAACAUACUGCCGGAACAGAUUAAGUUCGAGAACCAAGAUAUAACUCUAAUUAUUUCGAGAGAUACCAGAGUUCUAAUGUAUUUUGAUCCUCAUACUGUUUAUCCAAACAAAAGUGCUAUAUGUGUAUAUUCCAAAGUUGUCCAAAUUGGAAAAAUACAGUGGUACUUUGGGUUAAGUACUUAAUUCGUUCCAGAGGUCUGUACUUAAUCUGAAACUGUUCUUAACCUGAAGCACCAUUUUAGCUAAUGGGGCCUCGCGCUGCCGGAGCAUGAUUUCUGUUCUGAACCUGAAGCAAAGUUCUUAACCCGAAGCACUAUUUCUGCGUUAGCAGAGUCUGUAACCUGAAGCGUAUGUAACCUGAAGCGUAUGUAACCCGAGGUACCACUGUAACACCAAUUGUUGGCUUUCAUCAUUUAAUACUUGACAAUAAAUAUGCAUGAUAAUAUAGCUCCAGAUUCAGAAUCCUGAAUCCUUCCCCUUAAUUUGUAAUUGCAUUUUCGGUAAAGAUAUUCUCAGAAUUGAAGACUCUCUCCCUAGAAUUUUUUUUAUUUUCUGAAAAUACUUUCCAAGAUAGAUGAACUAGGAUUCCUCUUAGAAUAUAAAUUAAUCUGGGAAUAAUGUUCAUUUUGAGAGCAGUCACCUUCCCAAAAGGAGUAAAGUUUAAUGAUUCCCAUCUAUCAAUAUCUGAAGAAACCUCUCUUUAUAUUUUAUUUAAAUUGCAUAUUACUAAUUGAGUUAUAAGGGACGCGGGUGGCACUGUGGUCUAAAUCACAGAGCCUAAGGCUUGCCGAUCAGAAGGUUGGCGUUUCGAAUCCCCACGGUGGGGUAAGCUCCGGUUGCUCGGUCCUUGCUCCUGCCCACCUAGCAGUUUGAAAGCAUGUCAAAGUGCAAGUAGAUAAAUAGGUACUUCUCCAGUGGGAGGGUAAACGGUGUUUCCGUGCGUUGCUCUGGUUCACCAGAAGCAGCUUAGUUAUGCUAGCCACAUGACCUGGAAGCUGUAUGCCGGCUCCUUCGGCCAAUAAAGCAAGGUGAGCACCGCAACCCCAGAGUCGGUCACGACUGGACUUAACCAUCAGGGGUCCCUUUACUGUUACCUUUAAUUGAGUUAUAUAUUUUGGUAUAGGCAUACCUAAAUAUUUAAUAGAUUCACUACAAAUACAGAAUUAAUACUCCAGAUCAGGCAUAGGCAAACUUGGCCCUCCAGAUGUUUUGGGGCAACUCCCAUCAUCCCUAUUUAACAGGACCAGUGGUCAGGGAUGAUGGGAAUUGUAGUCUCAAAACAUCUGUAGGGCCAAGUUUGCCUAAGCCUACUCCAGGUGGUAUAUAAAUUGAAUGAAUGAAUGAACUAAUAAAUGAAGGUAUAGAUAGCGGUAUUUCUUGUUUUCUUUUUCUAAUCAUGUAAUUCAGUCAGCCUUUAAGCUUUCAAAAAUGGGUCAAAUAUGACUUUCUUAGUAAUAAGCCACUUUGGCAUAUAAGCAGUACACAUACUAAUAACAAUAGUAAUGGGUAAUUAAUACAGCAUUAUGUAAAUUUGGCAUUAUAUUUUCAGUGUUUGUAAUCUGCACAUCUUACAGCUCAGUUUCAUUGGCCAUUAUAUUGCCUAUCUAUAUAAUACUAUUCACUAGAUUCUGUUGUCUAAAAGAAUGUUUUGAUAAAUAGUGGAGAUAAUUUGGCUUCACAUGUACUGGUUGUAGUAUAAAUAUAUGUGUCUGCUGCUCAUGCAGGAAACCUACAGUUGUAACAAAGUAUGUUGGCUCAGAUGAUGAACAGACCUUAGAUGAAACCACAAAUCAAGAUGUUUCAAAUGAAAACUCCGAAAAUGAAGUUGAUAUGAAAAGCUUGCCUAAAGGUAACUUAUUCCAUAAAUUAUGAAAUAUUCUAACAGCAUACUGUGUAUAUUAAAAUUUAGCUAGGAUACUGCCUGUACAUGCUACCUAGAAGCAUUGAAACUUGUAAUUUCAGUGAAACUGGGAUAAAACUGGAAAUUAUUUUUGUUCCUUUUGUCAAGAACUCAUUCCUGGGAAUUUUCUUAAAGCUUCAGACCAACAAAAUAUUGAAUUCCUCAUUAUGUAAAACAUGUUUUCCCUCUCUGCUUUACUUUGUUACUUCAAGUUAGGGGUGGCUAGUGUGUAGCCACCAGACAUUGUUGGAUUCCAGCUUCUGUCAGCCCCAGGUAGCAUGGCCCAUAGUCAGGGAUGGUGAGAAUAUGAAUCCUGGAGCCCAGCAACAUCUGUAGGAUGCUUUUCUAUGAUAACUGUGUUUGAAGUGGGGCAAAUAAUUAUUUGCAAAAUCCUAGACUAAUGGUUCCCAAUUGGUGGUUCAUGGCACAUACACAUCAACUGUCCGGGACAGCCUGCUUUUUCGACGGGGGGUGGCAUCUUGCGUGGGUCAUGUGACACCAUGAUUUCCAAAAGUAGGGGGUUGGCUUUUGAAAAAGAAGGGGAGGGGUCUGCUAUACUUAGCUAAUUGGGAACCACCAUCAUUGGACUAGGAAUGGAUGUUGCGAUAUUGCUGAGUGCUGCUGCUUAAAAGAGCAGCCUCAUGUUUAUUUCUCAUGUCUCAUAGGAUGUGGUGGAUUCUCCUUCAUUGGAGGUUUCUAAGCAGAGGUUGGAUGGUUAUCUGUCAGUGAUGCUUUAGUUGAGAUUCCUGCAUUGGAGGGAAUUCAGCUAGAUAACCCACAGGGUCACUUAACUUGACAAUUCUAUGAUUCACAGGGUAUCCAUUCCAUUGUUGAACAGAUCUUACUAUCAGAAAGUUCUCCUCAGGAUGUUUACUCAGAAUAUCUUUUCUUAUAACUUGAAGCUGUUGGGGUUGAGUCCUCCCCCCCUCCCUCCCAGGGCAGGAGGUCUCCCAUUCUUUCUACCGUUUAUCUCACUUUUUUGAAUGUUUUGCAAUCUGCUGUAGGAAGGCAAAUAGGUCACUCUUGUUUCACUCUUGUACAUUUUUUACCCAUAUAUCAAUCUGCCUUCCAUGCUCCAGGUAAUGGUAUAUACUCGUGAAGAGAUCAUCUUUUACAUAUAUUGCUUCUCCUCCCUUUUUGUUUAGUUUUGAGGUAGUCAACUUUUUUAUUCCCAGCGCCCACUAAUGCAUCUUUCUUGAUGGUAAAAUUUCCUUACCGCCCACCAGUGCUCGAUAGAAGGAGGAUUCAGCUUGUGCCAUAGAACCCCCUACAACCCACCUAGAAUUCUGAAAUGCCCACUUGUGGGCAGUAAGGUCCAGGUUGACAACCCCUGGUCUAGUCUGUUUCUUUUGAAUCGGUUAUACCCCUCAGUUUCUACAUUCCAGUCAUGAGUCUCAUCCCACCAAGUUUCAGUAAUGCCCAUUAGGUCAUAUUUGACAUCCUGCAUAAAGAGCUCAAAUUUUUCUUGCCUGUUUCCCAUACUCUGUGCAUUGGUAUAGAGAUAACUUAAACCAUGAGUUAAUUCCUCUACCUGCUUCCUUCUUGUAGUUUUCUACCCUUUAGCAGCUUUCUGUAGCAUUGCCUCAGUUUCCUAUGCAUCAAUGAAGCUAUUAUCCCCAGUACCAUUUGUUCCCUAGUCAUCUCUAAUAUUGUCUCCCUACCCUUCAGGAUUUAAUUUAAAGUUCUGUUAGUCAGGUUUUUGAGACUGUCAGCCAACACAUUUCCAACUACUUUGAGGUGCAACUCCUCUCUUGCCAGAAGUCCUUCCUCAAGGAAAUGGAGAACAUGGUCUUAAGAUGCCUAUGCCUAACCUUUCCUGAUGACACCACCAGCACAGUCAGCGGUCUACCUCAGUAUUUCCCUCUCCCUGGGCCAUGACCUUCCAACAGGAAGAAAUGAUGAAAAAAAACCUGUGCCCCAAGGCCCUUCAAUUUCCCAGCCAGAGUCCUUUGCUAUACAUUGAAAGCUGUGACUGACAGAAUUGUUUGUACUUGCAUGACUCAUAAGGAAGGGGCUGUGGUCAGUGGACUUUAUAAGACCUGGCAACUUUGUGAAUCUUUGCACCUGAAAAACAGCACACCUCCCAGGACAUCUUGUUGCUUUCUGUCUCUAUCCUCAGUAGAGAGUCAUGUAUCACCACCAUUAACAUCCUAUGGUAAAACACAUGCCAUUCUGUUUUGAUUUUCCCCAUUGUCUCGAGUGGCAGCCGGUAAAACAGCCCAGAAAGGGCAUAGUCCAUGCUUUGUAUUACUGAAUGUAUUUUGAGAGAGGGAAGACCACUUGUAGUUGCUGUAAUUGGUUUCUGCAGUGCACGUAUGACAAAUAGUUGCAACCUUAAUUUCAAAUGGUCUAAUAUUAUGACAGCUAUUAAUGUUCCUGGCCGUUUCGUGGGAGUGAGGGUAAGGGGAACAUGGCAAUUUAGUCUACUUUCAGCAUAAGAUAUGGGGUGAAAGGAAUGAGAACUAAUAGAAGCAUCGCCGCCUGUUUAUAAGAGUAGGGAUAGACGGCUAGUGGCCUGAGGCUUAAUAUAACCCAUAACUAUUUUUUUCCUGGUCCUCUGAUGGUCUUGCCAGAACUAUGCUAAAGUUCUGUGUGAUAGAUAUGGAACAUGAAUGAAUGCAAUUUCUCUUUUAGGCUUUGUAUAUAGUAUGUUAAUCUCCAUAUUUGUAUGCCCAGCACUAUGUGAGCCACAUGUACUGUAUAACUUUGAUGCCUUUUGUGUUAGAUGAGUUGGUCAUCCUUUCAGUAAGAGUAUAGGAAAACCCUGCUAGACUUUUAUAUUACAAUUCUGCAUUUAAUAAUUUGGUGUAAUUUUUAAAUUGUCAUCUUAGGUACAAUUGUUGUACAGCCAGAGCCAGUACGUAAUGAAGACAAAGAUGACUUUAAAGGACCUGAAUUUAGGAACAGAAAUACUGCUAGAACGAAACCUGAAGCUCAAAAGAAGCGUGGAGGUAAAUGCACUUGAAUUAAGUUCAAUGAUGCAUUUAAAUCAUUCUAUUAUCAUUAUUAAAAAGUCUGAAUUACCUCUGCAUUCUUGAUGCUUGUGAGCUUUCUAGAGACACUGGAUUGACCACUGUAGUAAACAGACUGCUUGAUAAUGAGAUGGGACCCUUGGUCUGACCUAGUGCAGCAAUUCUUGUGUUCCUAGGCAUCAAUGAAUUCUAGAAUAGUUUCACCAGAAGUGCAAGGGCAGCUGUGCCCUUAAAGGAAUUUGGGAGCAAGGAGUAAGGCUGAGUUGUUGAUGGGAAGAAAGAUCAAGGGACCAUUGAUAGCCCCACCAGGUUUGGGGGCUCUUGCAUUAGCUCAGCAUUACAUUAGCAAUUUAUUUCAAAUUAUAAAUUUAUUAUAGUGAGAGAAGAACAGAGUGUGGGACACAUUUAGAUGAGUUCUUUGCAUAAUUUGCCUCCUGUAAUGUGCAACUUUAUUUUUGGAUGCCAAAACUGAUGAUUGCAUCGUAGUGGAUUUUUUUAAAGCUGCAAUCAAUACUUAAAAGAUUUUUCAGUAUCUUUAAGAAUAAUAUAGUAAUAUGUUAUUAAUAUUACAUCAUAAUAGGAUUGCAGAAGAAUUAUAACUAAAAUUAGUUUUUGAAAAGCAGCAAACAGAAAAGAGGAGCCCCUUUUGUGAAUUACAGAAAAUCCUAAUAUCAGUCGGAUGAUUAGGGAGAUAGUGAAGCAGAAAGAAGAUAAAUGGGAGGUGGGAUGAAGGGUAUGUUAUUGUGCGUUGGAUGGAAAGGAGUCAGCUUAGCAGGUUACAGCAAUUGUUCAGGGGCAAUAUUUUUCUUUAGGUGUUUUUGUUUAGUUUUUAAAAAUAAUUUUAAUACAACAUUUCCCCCUCUGUUUUCUUCUUUAGUCUUUCCUCAUUUGAAAUGUGAAUAAUCUUAAAAGCUUUCAUAAAUUUGUGCUCUUGGGUGAAUUAAAUGUUAUUUUUAUGCUCACAACGUAGACUGCAAUUCUGCACCCUGUUGAACAAUCAAAUUCCCAAUGCAGUUGUUAAAUCUCUAGCAAAACUGAAUGCAGGAUUGCAAUCUGUGAAGUCAAUCUUUAAGAUUUUUUACUGAUUAUUUAGGUUGCGCCAUUCCAUAAGAAGCUAAUUUAAUAUUUAUGUGUGAAUCCAAUGCUUCAGGGGGAAGAAAAUAAUUCUUAACUGGUUACAACAGUUUUCUUUAGCCUUUUAAAGAUACCUCUGCAAUUGGUGAUAUUGCAGAAGUAGUGACACUCAGAGUCCUUCUAACAAUGACAUGCAAGCUAAGUUGUGUUGGAAAAAGGAGGUUUUUGUAGAAGAAAAAUUGAUAUGGUCCUUCUGACUUUUUUUGUAGAGGAAGGGCUACAUGGUAUUGUGAGCUGUACAGCUUGUGGUCAGCAGGUGAAUCAUUUUCAAAAGGAUUCAAUCUAUAGACAUCCCACAUUAAAAGUACUUAUCUGUAAGGUAUGUAAAUGUUGGAUGUGUGUGUAUACCCUCUUAUGUGUAUAUAGAAUUCAAUUUUUUCACUCAGGCUUAGAACAAAACCUGCUACCCACAAGAGACAGGGUUCAUUGAGGCAGAUGACAGGUGGUUCCAUUCCCACAGUAUGUGUAGAUAGAUACAUCAAUUUACUUUCUCUCACAUAAGGGAACGACAGUCUUUUAUUUCAGUGAUAAGUUUUAAGUUACUGCACUUGGUGACAUUGCGUCCAAGGAGGGCAGCUUAUGUAUCUUUCCCAUUCAAAAUAUUGGUGUCCUAGCCUUCACUGAGGCAGAUUUCUCUAGGGAAGAUGCAUUGGUUAGUAUGAUGAAGAUGAACUGCAAUGAGCCUUGGACAUGUGCGCCUGCCCCUCCCACUUCACUGCAAGGAGGUAUUCAGAAGCUUCCAUUUCCUUAAUCUCAGUCUGCUAUGUUAUAUGGUUUGACAAACUUCGUAAAUGUUUUGUAAAAGCCAAUUUCAUCACCUAUGGUUUGAUUCAAAUUACUCGUAACAGUAACCACAGUUUAGGAUCCAGAUGACCUAGCAAGGUUUUUGCUUAACCAGAAGUGAGUGGUUCCGAAUUCCCCCUCGCGGUUAUGUCAGGGGCUUGCUAUGGCUCAUUCUUGUCAUGCUAAACUAUGUUUUAGCGUGACAUCUGGACACAAUCUGGAUGCAUUAGUGGAAAAAAAAAAGGAAUGCAUCUCUGUGCAUAGGAUAUGUAUAUAGAUAUAUAUAUAUAUAUAGAUAUAUAUAUAUAUAUAUAUAUGUCUCAUUUCUUGCUUCCACCAGAUACUUGUGAUAUGCAGGUCCUGUCUCUGUGUCCCACUCUCCAAUCCAUUGUCAUAUUGUUCUAUUGUGGAUUUCAUUUUUAGUCACUUCAGACAUUUUUAAAAUCAGAAGGCAGGGUAUAAAUGAAGUGUUAGAUAUUUUGAUAGCCCCGCAGAAAAGCUAGCUCUCUACUUUUCCAUGUUCUAUAGUACUUUAGAGAGAUGGCUUAAUUAUGGGGGGGGGGAGGCUAUUUUUGCAUUCAUUUAACAAUAAACCAUGCUUUGGCACUCCAUGGGCAAGCAGGAACAAAUUUUAUAAUACGUUUACAGACAAAUGAAAACACUAAAAUCAUACAAUUUGUAACAUACAAAGAGUUAAAAUAUAUGUUAUAUAAACUAAGUAUAAAAGCAAACUAAGAUGCAAUAAAAUUAAUAUAUUUAUAGAACUUUGCAGCAGAAAAGAGAAAUUUAGCAAGUGUUUCUAUUAAUAUUUUGUUCAUGUCAGCCAGUAAGUUGCCCAGAUGCCAUUCAGAAGUUAUUCCUUGGUGUUUUAGUAGGAUGAAAGUAAAUUAUUUUGCACCUCUCUACAAAAAGGACAUGUAUUAAUGUUUACAAUGCUCCUUUCCUGUAGUGGUGGAGCUCUUUGUAAAACCCAGCCAUCCAGUUGAGGAGAAGGAGAGCAAUUAAAUGUAGCCCUAGGAAAAAAAAAUCAGCCAAUAUUUCAGAACAUUCAGGCUUGGUCCUUCAAAAAGGCAGAUGACAGAAUAACACUCCCCCCCCCCCCCCGUACAGUUUACAUGGAGUACAGUGACCAGUAUCCUUAAUCUGAAAAUCAAGAAUAAGUUUUGCCUGGCAGUGCCUUGAGUAUGAAGAAGUUUCUUUCUAUUGUGCAAAGUUUAUUCACUUUAACAGCAGUAUGAGGUCAAUAAUAAUGUUUAGUGUAUAUUAUUACAUAGUCUGCAAAAUUGUUAAGGUUUCUGAAAGAAGAAAUUUAUUUUCUUCAUAGACUUGCUUCAAAUAUUAUAUGAGUGAUGACAUCAGCCGUGAUGCAGAUGGAAUUGAUGAACAGUGUAGGUAGGUGUAUAAAAAUUCCUCAAUAUCCUAAAAUUUUAUAGAGUGAACAGGGGCAUAUUUGAGCCUACAUUGAUCAGUAUUAGCGAGUACAUUUCUUGAAGUGCUUGUCAGUAUUUAUAGUUUGGAUAUAAAGAACCAUGCAGCUUGUUACUUGCACUGCAAGUGAUUUCUGGACUUUAGUUUCUUCAACAGCACUUUGCCCUCAUAACUCAUGGCAAGCUGUUUUGAAACUGAAUGAAAUAUCAGAGUAGUUAUACUGGGGCUUCUUUGUUGAAAGAAAAAAGUCAAAAGCCCAAGUCUCAAGUGCUCUUUUGGCUUCUGACCUAAAUUAUGAAUGUUAUGUUAAAGUAACAUCGUAUAUAGCAUUGUAUAAAGUUGAUUAAAACAUUUCUGUGGUUAUGAUAUAACAUUUUGUAUAUCAUUUUUUUCUUGCUAGUACAAGUAUAUUUCAGCCAAUUGGUUAAGUCAGCUUUUCCCAACCAAGUACCUCCCCUCUGUGUGUUUUGGACUAGAACUCCCAUCAGCCCCAGCCAGUGAUUGUGUUGUCUUGGGUGAAUGGGAGUUAUAAUCUAAGGCAACUGGAUGGCACCUAGACUGUGGGGGAUAGCUGAAUUCUAAAGUGCAGAAAGAAAUGGAAAGUUAGUAUGGAGUAAAAAAUUCAAGUUCUCCAUGCUCCUGUGUACUUUGAGCCCCUUUUGGAUGAAACAUUCCUGCACUGCAGGGGGUUGGACUGGAUGAUCCUCGUGGUCCCUUCCAACUCUGAUUCUAUGAUCUAUGAUUUUUCUUAUUUAACUUGCAUGUUGUCUUGCCACUGUGCAUGUACAACACAGGUGCAAUAAAAUUGAGGGGGGAGGAUGUGGAUUUAGCGGUGCAGGACAUUAUGUGUGUUGAGGCAAAUGUGUCACUAGCUCUGCCUGAAAGCAGUAUUUGUGAAAAUAGCACUAAAUUUCUCUUGUUUUCUCUGGAUACUUGUAUCUUUCUGAUACCAGCAUAGCUAUUUGCACUUCUGAGAAAUAUUUUUGAUGAUCAAUAACUGACUUUAGAUACUUAUGUAACAGAGUUUUCCUAAUUUAUGCCAACAUAUUUUUAAAAAUAUAUAUUCAAACUUUAUUAAUUUCAGAUGGUGUGCUGAAGGUGGAAACUUAAUUUGCUGUGACUUUUGCCAUAACGCCUUCUGCAAAAAAUGUAUAUUACGAAACUUAGGACGAAAAGAACUGUCAACCAUACUGGAUGAAAACAGUCAAUGGCAUUGCUAUAUCUGCCAACCAGAACCUUUGCUGGACUUGGUUACUGCCUGUGAUAGUGUGUUUGAAAAUUUAGAACAAUUAUUACAGCAAAAUAAAAAGAGAAUCAGAGUUGACAAUGACAAAGGUAAAAUAUAUGAUAAUACGCUUAAAUAUUCUCUGAAGAAAAAUAGUUCAAGUUGUAAUGGAGAAGAAAAGAAACAAAACCAUCCACAUUCUGGUGCUCUAACCUAUUCCUACAAAGCACUGAUGGUGCCAAAAGUCCUGCUUAAAAAAACUAAAAAACUAGUUGAAACGACAACAAAUAUGAAUGCUAGUUUUGUUAAUUUUUUGAAGCAGGCAAUUGAAAAUUCUGAAAUAAACCCGACGGUGCAAUUACGUCAGCUGAAGGCUUUUAAAUCUGUGUUGAGUGACAUAAAAAAGGCUCAUAUGGCAUUGGACGAAGAUCUGAAUUUUGAGAUUCGGUCUCUAGAUUUUAAAACCAAGCAAAAAAACACCAAGGAUAGUGAAACUGCAAUUAAUUUGGAUACCGGUGAAGAGAAGAAAACGGAAGGGAAAGAAAUAAAAGAGCAUAAAGUUGGAUUAGAAGUCAGUGAACAUACAGAUCCAAAUGUACCAAUAAUCGAUCAAUCAGGAAGCAAAAAACCCAACUGCAAAGAUAAAAAAGCUGUGAAAAUUGAUCUUCAGUAUGAACCCAAUAGAGCUGAGGCAACAGAUAUGGAUAUUGUAUCAAUUCCCUCAUCAGUUCCUGAAGAUAUUUUUGAAUCUUGUAUGGAAGCACAAAAAGCUGCCGGUGAACAGGGCAGUGGAAGUAGAGCAACAGAGCAAGGGGCAGUAAAUGCAGAUAUAAGAUCUAAAGACAGCAGGAAAGGAAUGAAAUUGAUACCAACAACAAAAGUAACAAAAACAUUGGUUGUGAAACUGACUCCAGUUUCCCUCUCUAAUUCUUCUGUAAAAGCUGAAGAUCCAGAUGGAAAGCCAGAAAAGGGAGAUGAGCUUGAAGACGGGAAAGAAAAUCAUGGCACUGAAUGUCCACCUGAAAGUAAAAUUACUCCUUUGGUAGAAGAUCAUGAUCUCAGAAGGUCUCCACGUGUUAAAACUACACCUCUGAGACGCCCAACAGACAUAAACACCUUACUAUGUAAUUCAGAAGAGGACAGCAAUGAUGCAUACAGUGAAAAACAAAGGAGAAAAUCCACACCAUCUAAAAGGAAAAAAGAUAAGCCAGACUCUCCUGUUACUACAGUUCACAGUCCUCAGUCUAACACAUUUUCUGAGACAAACAAACCAGACACAAUGGACCAAAGCUCUGAUUCUGAUGAGGUGCCUGCAGUCCUGCAAGCAGCAACCACAAGCAGCCACAGUACUUCAGAUACUGACAGCAACAGUGAAACACCCAAGGAUGUGUUAAAUGCUUUAAAGAGGCGGCCAGUGAAGAUGGACAAUGGAAAGCGUAAAAGAAAAAGUUCCAGUUCUGGAUCAGAUUCCGAUGCUAAAGAGGAAAAAGCAAAGCAGGAUUUGGUUGCAGCUGCGAAAAAGCAACGCCAGAACUGUUCAGAUUCUUCCAAUAAUGAUUCUGAGUUGGAGACAGAGAAUUUUAGUAAAACAGAGUCUGCAAGAAAAGCUGCAAAAAAAGAACCAAAGAAAGAUAAUGAUUCUUCAGAAGAGGAACCAAUUAAAGAAGGAAAAAGAAAUUCCAAGCAGAAGGGUGAAGUGUGCAAUGAAGUUGAUGAUGUUGAAGUCUCUGCUCCAGGAAAAGAAAAGCUAGACAAUUCUUUGGAAGAUGCACCUUGUAAAGAGCUAGGUUUUAAGGGGAGACGAACAAGGGAUUUCAAAGGGAGAGCCUCCAAAGGUAAACAGAAUAUGUCUCCAGAAAAAGAGAGUAGCAUUUCAGGCAAGAUAUGCGAACCACUGGCAAAGGAAGGACGUGAUGUUUCUUCUGAUGAUAUAGGACUGCCACUAAAGCCGGAACAAACUGGUGAAUCAUCAGAUGAUGCUAGAAAUAAAGCUAAAAAAGGCACAGAAGGAAAGGAAAGUGGAAAUCGGAGAAAAUUUUCUACAAGGGGACAAGGUGAUUCCUCUUCUGAAAUGGAGAAGUUUUCUCCUGAAAAAGAGAGUUGUUCUUCUGGAAGUAAAGGCAAGAAACAAAGUACUGCUGAAAAUAAAAAGAACUCAAGAGAAAGGGUUUCUAAGAAGUUGCAGGGUAACGCUUCAGACACUGCAAAGUCUCCCAAAAAUGAACAGGUCUGUGAUACUUCAGAAGAUAAUUUAAAUGUAAAAAGAAUCAAUGCUAAAGAAAAGAAAAAAGUAAGCCCCAAAAGAAGAAAUUCCAAACAAGUUAGAGGUGACUUGCUUUCCUCUUCUGAGGAAGACUUGUAUGAGGAGAAAAAGGAAAAAAAAAGAGGGGCAGUCACUAAGGGAAAUUCCAAGAGUAAUCGUAAAGAGAGAGGGAAUAUUAAUGUUAAAAAGGCAAAGAAUGAAACCCUCAAUUCCACUACCACAUCACCAUCAUCAUCCAAUGAAGCUGAAAACGAGGACCUGAAUUCAGCAGGCGAGGCAAGCAGUGAUGAACAGAAAAUUAAGCCCGUGACAGAAAGUUUAUUGGCACCAGCAACAAUUGGAUUUUGUCAGUCUUCAGGUGUGCAAAAGUUUUAAAUCUAAUUUUUUUGUUAUUAAUACAAAAAAGUGUUUGCAGCCUUUUAGCUUAAUUUAGAAAUUCUAGCACUUCUCUGAUAAAACAAAACAAGUGCCUUAAAGUUUGAAUGUAGUUGGAAAUCCUUACUAGUAUGGUGUGUGUAUGGGUUUUGCAGUUUAAGAUAUGAAUUUCCAUUUUUUAGUUGAUACUUAAUCAUGUAUCAAAACCCCGUUUUGGUUUUUAAAUGAUGUUCAAAAAAUGCUGAAAUGUUGAUGAUUUUUAUAGCACUCAAAUUGAUUUCUAUAGCACUGUCCUGUUUCCUAUAGUGCCCAAGUCCUGGGGAGCUGACAAACAGGACAUGCGUAAGAGCCCUCUCCUGCUCUUCCCCAGAAACUGAUAUCCAUUGGUAGCCUUCUCCUCCAUGAAUUUGUCUAAUUCUCUCCUGUGAUCUUCUAAGGUAGAGAUAUCCAGACAUCUUGUGGAGGUGAAUUCCAAAGGUUAAUUAUGUGGAAUGUAAAGAAGUACUUGACCUACGGAGCUGUGAAUUUGUCUUACUGCUAAAGUCACCUAGAAUUGCAUCCCUAGGUUCAUGGUGUAACAAUAAUAAUUCAACAUGCACUUCUAUUAUAACUUCAGUUGUGAAAUUCAGUCCAGCAGUUUUAAGUAUAUACAGUAGGAACCAGGACCAAGUAGGUUACAGAUGGGGAACCUGUGGCUCUUGCCUUAUUGUUAUCUCCAGAUCACAUCAUUCCUGGCCAUACUACAUGGGGCAGACAGGAGCUAGAGUACAACAACACUGGAAACUACAGGUUUCCUGUCUCUGGGAUAAGGUGAAUACCAAGGUUUCAACCCUAUACCCAUUUAGGAAUAAACUGCAUGGAAGAAAAUGGGACUGACUUCUGACUAGGCUUGUGUCUAGUUGUGCUGUGAGUCCAGUUGCAUUUACUAUAUUGAAUGUCACCUCAGAAGGUCUCACAGAGGAGCAUAAAGAACUGUGAUAGCUGAGAUCUGAAUGUUCACCAGUUCAUUGAUUGGAUAUACCAUGAGUAUCCCCUUUGGAUCCCCCCUCCCUUUAUUCUCUCUAAAACUGAGUAAACUAAAGUUUUCUCAUACCAUCCUGUUGUCCACAGUUUAUAAUUUUCAAAUACUCAAGAAGAUAGUCACAGUUAAGCUGAAUUUUGCUGUAGUAUGAAAGAUGAGCACUUAUAUGAUGCUGUUCAGAUUUAUAAACAUUCCUGGUAGUUUCUGGGUAAUUGAUUCCUGGGUGAUUGAAUUUAUCAGGGCUAGAAAGCAGAUGUGGUAUAGCCCAGUGUGGUUUGUUUAGAGUUUGAUCAGCCUUUAGGAGGAUUGGCCCCCUGGUAUACACCAGAGCUUAGAGCGAGGAAAAAAGCUGGGAGACAGCUUGAAUGCAAGUGGAGGAAAGAUCUGAAUGAAUGCAACCGAACACUGGUAAGGGCUCAUUAUCAAGCCUACCAAGUGGCAGUGAAGACAGCGAAGAAGGCAUCCUUUGCUGCCUCCAUUGCAUCCUCAUCAUGUCAUCCGGCAGAGCUUUUCUGGGUUGUACGGGGCCCUUUACAGGCUGGCCCAAGGGAGGUGAUAGAACCAACUGUAGCUUGCUGUGAUUUGUUUGCAAAGCAUUUUGAGGAUAAAAUUGCUUGUAUCCACCAAGACCUUGACUGUUGUUGUAGCAGAUGAAUCUCAUGGGGUGUUCCGAGCACUGUCUAGUCCAGGCAUAGGCAAGCUCGGCCCUCUAGAUGUUUGGGGACUACAACUCCCAUCUUCCCUAGCUAACAGGACCAGUGGUCAGGGAUGAUGGGAGUUGUAGUCCCAAAACAUCUGGAGGGCCAAGUUUCCUAUGCCUGGUCUAGUCCUGUUGUGUUGGAUGAGUCUCAGUAAGGCUCGAGGAUUGCACAAGGUGCUUGGAUCAGUCAGGGCAACCACUUGCGCUCUAGAUCCUUGCCCCUCUUGGCUGAUAAAAUUCAGCAGGGAGGGGACAGCUGCCUGGGCCAGGGAGGUGAUCAAUGCCUCUUUACGAGAAGGGGUGGUCCCUGCCUGUUUGAAGGAGACAGUGGCAAAACCACUCGUUAAGAAACCUUCCCUGGAUUCGGAAAACCUAAUUAACUACUGGCCAGUUGCUAAUCUCCCUUUCCUGGGCAAGGUCCUGGAGCAAGUAGUCACAGAGCAGAUCCAGGUGCUUUUGGAAGAAACUGAUUUUCUGGAUCCAUUUCAAUUGGGGUUUAGGCCUGGUUUUGGCACAGAAACUGCCUUGGUUGCCCUGUAUGAUGACCUUUGUCUAGAGAGAGACAAGGGAAACAGGCCCCUUUUAAUGGUUCUUGACUUUUCAGCAGCUUUCGAUACCAUCAACCAUGGUAUCCUUCUGGAGCAACUCUCCGAACAAGGGGGUGGGUGACACCGCUUUGCGGUGGUUCCAGUCCUACUUGAAUAGUCGCUCCCAGAGGGUGUUACUUUUCAGCCCCGUGGAACAUUCAAUGUGGAGUUCCUUAGGGCUCAGUCCUAUCCCCCAUGUUGUUUAACAUCUACAUGAAACCACUGGUUGGGGUUAUCUGGAGGUUUGGAGUAUGUUGUCAGCAGUAUGCUGAUGACACUCAGCUCUAUUUCCCCUUUACAUCUGCAGGUGAGGCAGUGGAAGUGCUGGACCAGUGCCUUGCCUUGGAAAUGAACUGGAUGAGAGCCAACAGACUGAAGCUCAAUCCAGAUAAGACUGAGGCACUGUUAGUGGGUGGUUCCCUAGACCGGAUGGGUGGGAGGUUGCCUGCUCUUGAUGGGGUUACACUUCCUCUGAAGGAGCAGGUUCAUAGCUUGGGGGUACUCCUGGAUUUAUUAGGUAUUUUGUGAUUUUAUAUCUUGAUUUUAUUCUGUGAAUCACCCUUAGACCCCGGGUAUAGGGCGGUACAUAAAUUCAGUUGAUGAUGAUAAUAGUUCCUUAUGUAACUAAAAUACUUGAAGAGAGGAGCACUGUUAGAUUUAAAUGUUGAAGGAUAAUAGCUUUAGAUAGAACAUGUGAAAAGAAAUCUAGUAGAUACUGGUACUGCAAAAUGUUGAUGUUUGAAGUUUUGGGGUUUUUAAAAGCAAUUGGAUUCUGGUCAGAGCAGCCUAGGAUUAGAGGGCUGUUAUAGGAAGGAAAAUAUGUAAAUGAGGAAUGGACAGCAGUACAACACACAUGGAAGGUAGGAAACUUAAAUGUGUCCUAGUUAACUGCAGUGCAGCUUCUGAUGAUGGUGCACCGUCUCUUUUCUAAAACUGAAAGUUCAUUUUGUCAUUAUUGGAACAGCUAUUUGCAUUGUGUGUUGACAGUUUCUUGGUAAUUUGGAAGAGGGAAGUAUUCAGGGUACUAACUAAUUCCACUUUAGGCACAGAAUAGCCAUGCAUAGAAAGUUGCAAUAUCGCUUCACUCCAUAACAAGCGUUCCCAAUCACAGCUCUGGCCAAGCACCCUUUCCUCUCAAAUGGGUGACUUACAGCUCCUCUCAGGGCUGUAGGCAGUAGAAGCAGGACAAAUUGCUUUCCUUUCACCCUCCUCUUACAAACUGACAACAUUCUGUAUCGCAUGGUGAUGACUGAGCAUGCUUCAUCUUCAUUUGGUUAUUUUCUUUUGAGAGAGGUGUGGCACUAUGCUGAUACUUCCUCCUUGUUUCUCAGUAGCUUGUUAUAGCUCAAUUUCUAUUGGCAUGGGGCACUGAAUUCACUUGGAGUUACCAUAGACAUUUAAAUAAUAUUUGCUAUUCCUAGAGCAUAUGAAUUUUAGUUUAAAAGAUUGUGAAUGGGGAGAUCAGAAUGAAAACAUUGGGAUGAGGUGGGCAGAAAGAGAAGACACACCUAUAAGAGUAAGAGAGUGGGAGGUCUUGCCUACCCUUCUAACUGUUUCUUUUCCUUCCUCCCACCGCCAAGUCUGCAGGGAGCUAAGCUGAGAAUGGUGGACCCUCUUUAUGUUCUUCCUGUUUCUUGCACCGCUGUGCUUUGUAAUUGGAGGGGCUGGUUCUUCUGGAUGAGUGCGAAUUGACCCAAAUCUGUAGAGUACCAGUAUAUUACACACAGUGAAUCUGGUUAAUCUACAAUUGGCAGCUAUUUUUGUGUGCAUGUAAACUGCAGUGAUCAUUACAAAGGAUGUUACAAAAAAAAUGGUAUUAGUUUUCUUUUCCUCUGUUUAUUAUUACUUUUAUUAUUCUGUUCUUAAUUUUAUAUAGCAGUCCUUAGAAAAGGAUGAGUUGCAUUUAGUAAUUGUAAGAAACGUUGAUGAUCACUAUUCAGGUGAUUGAUGAUAUAGCAUUUGAUGUGACAAAAGUUUAUUCUGCUUGUGCCAAAUAUAUUUCCUUUACCCCUCCCCCUUCCCAAGGAGACGAAGGAGACAAUAAAUUGCAGACUGUACCAAUGGAAGAGGAGGAAGAUGAUGACGACGAUCCUGAGAAUAGGUAUGAUUCCAUCCGUAAGGACUUUAAAAAGAUUAUAACACACCCUAGGCGUGGGCGCAAACAAGAGCAACGGAACAGCAAGCAGGUUGUAAAAACCAGAAGUGCCUGCCUUGUAAAGACUCGCUCACAGGCUUCCCGCAAGUUUGAACGAGGGGCCAGAAAACAAACCCCCAAAUCCAGAAAUGAAAAGAAACUAAGAAAAUAGUGAUAAUUCACACACCUUGCAUAGGGUGUGUUAUAAAUGCAUUGCAGCACUGUCUGUUUUAAGUUUCCAUGUAAAAUGCAGAUUUUGUGUAACUUUAACACAAUUUGAUAAUUAUGGCUACCUGUAGGAAUAAGAAAUACCGUUUAGCUGGUAUUGUGACACAAAUCUUUGUUUUCGGUAUUGAAUAUUUUUGAAUUGGUUUGCUCAUUCAUUCUUAAGAAAACCUGAUUAGAAAGUAGAGCCAUGCUUUUGAAGAAAUCCGUUCUGUUGUAUCCAGAAAGAUUCACUUUUAAAUUUAAAAGUGAAUAUCUGGUGGCAUUAAUAUAAUGAAUGACUGGGUUUUUUAAAAAAAAAACACACACACCCAUUCCUGUCAUUGAGGUUUUAUUGGCAUUGUUUGGGGGUGUUCAGUCACAUGUUAAAUUAAACGUGCAUAUAUGAUAUUGAAGUUCAAUGUUAAAGUAUUGCUGUAGUCAAAAGCUUUUAGUUUCGUAGGCCAUACGAUAGGGCUGGGCAAUAUAUCAAAACAUCGUGCAAAACAGGUUUGAAGUCCAUAUUGUAAUAAUGGUUUCAUAAUUUUUGACCUGGCAAUUUAUUGUGAAUCAUGAUAUGUGCAUGCGUGUGCACUAUACAAAAAUCACAAUGUGCGAAAAACCGUAAAACCCGCCACUGCUUCUCUUGAUUCCUGCAGCCUCUCUUAACUCUGCUGGCUCGGCUUUCUGCUGUCUCCUGCAGGAGGAAGCGAAUCACAAGAGCAGCUGCUGGAAAAAUCACAAUGUGGGAAAAAUCAUGAAGCCAGCCAUUGUCUCUACAUAGCUCCAUCCUUAUUUCAGACAUUGUGAUAUAUCAGUAUAUUGCCAUGUUUAGCUGAUGAUAGAUCACAGUGUUGAAAACCAGAUAUCGCCCAGCCCUACCAUAUGGUUUCCUAAUACCUAAAUUCUGUAAUGGAAGAAAUUGCCAAAUAGUAGACCGGAGGGUGGGGGGAAGAGAAGAAGAAACAGUUGAGUAAAGUGAAUUUUUUAUUGGGAGAUUUGUUGGAAUACCAAGAGUACUUACUACCAAGGCAUCUAAAUUCUAAUGUUGGUUACCAGGAAGUUUCUUUUCUGGGCACUGUUUCUACAAAACUCAAUAACUAUGUUUUGGAAUGAGGUGUCUUUGAUAAUGAUGUGUGCAAUCAGCUUUGUGGGGUUAAGAAUUGUUUGUUACCAAUUUAUCUGGCUUUUACAUACAGAGGAGAGCUUUUCGUUUCUCCCUAAAGUGAAUAUUAAUACUUGUUCUGCUAUAUGCACCUGGCUAUAGAUUAAAAUGCUGCUAAUCUAGCUGUUACUUGCUUUUCACACACAGCGUUAAAACAAAUGUAUAAAGGAAUGUUUAAAAUAAUUGUUUAAAGAUUGGCAGUAUAAAACGAUGAGCAUACUUUUGAACAAAAUGGGACUUUUAAAAAAGAUGCAAACUUGAGUCCCUUUUUAAUUACUAGAUUUUUAAUUUUUAGUAGGUAUUUUUAGUUAGAAAGUUGUUAGGUGCUUGCUUGGAGUAUUAUACUUUAUUUCUUAAUACAUAGCAUGGAGUAUUAUACUUUAUUUCUUAAUACAUAGCAGAUGUAUCUUGAAAUCAUGAAGAAUAAUUAUAUCUAAUACAUCAGUUCCUGAAAUUUUAUUUAAAGGGGGUGGGGAGAUAAUGAAUACAAGCAGGUCCCGCUAUCGGAACAAAAUGCGUUCCCAGCAAAUUGUUUGUCAGGUGAGCAUUUGCAUAACAAGCUGAUGAUUUCCAUUUUUUCUUAUGGAAACAUUUCUAACCUAUGUUUUUUGCCUGAAACUGCUGCAGACAAUUAACAAAAGCCAAACAAAAGAAAAUUUGAUUUGUUCAAUCACUCCUGCUCCCUAAUAUGUCCGAUCUUUUUAAUAGAAUCAUAGAAUUUGAGUUGGAAGGGAUCUAAGGGUCAUCUAGUCCAACCCCCUGCAAUGCAGGAAUCUCAGCUAAAGCAUCCAUGACAGAUGACCAUCCAACCUCAGCUUAUAAACCUCCAAGGAAGGAGAAUCCACCACCUUUCGUGGGAGUCUGUUCCACUGCUGAACAGCUCUUACUGUCGGAAAGCUUUUCCAAAUGUUUAGUCAAAAUCUCAUUUCUUCUAACUUGAAGCUAUUGGUUCGAGUCCUACCCCCCAGAGCAGGAGAAAACAAGCAUGCUCCCUCUUCCAUGUGUUAUUCCUUAAGAUAUUUGAGGAUGGCUAUCAUAUCUCCUCUCAGUCUCCUCUUUCCAGGCUAAACAUACCCUGCUCCUUCAAGUUCUCCUCAUAAUGUUUAGUUUCCAGACCCUUGAUCAUCUUGGUUGUCUUCCUCUACACACGUUCCAGCUUGUCAACAUCUUUCUUAAAUUUUGGUGCCUAGAAUUGGACACAGUAUUCCAGGUGUGGUCUGACCAAGGCAGAAUAGAGUGGUACUAUUACUUCCCUUGAUUUCGACAGUAUACUUCUGUUGAUGCAGCCUAGAAUAGUGUUAGCUUUUUUUUUUUUUUUUUUUUUUGGUGCAUCUAAUUUAUGGAUCUAAGUCCCCUAGAUCCUUAAAUCAGAUAUCUGAGCAGCCAGUUUUGCUGUUUGGCAGCAAACAUUUUGGUCAGAAACCAUGGAUGAAGCAAUGCUUUUUUCCGUUCCAGUGCUUUUUUCUGGGGGGUACUCAAGGGUGUGCAGCACUAGCACUUUUUUCUAGAAGAAAAAUACUGGUUAAAAUUGUGGCACUUACUGUAACAACAUCAUGCAGAGUACAGGCACUUUUUUUUCUAGAAGAAAAAGCACUUCUCUAUCCAUGGUUUCUGCCCCAAAUGGCUUCUGCCAAACAGCAAAACUGGCUGCUAAGAUACCUGAAUUAGACAUUCUUGUAGUGAGGUUUGGGUAUGUUCAGAUAACUGAGAUUUUGGAUAACGAGCUUUCCAAUAGUGGACCUGCUUGUACUGUUUAAUCCAGGAAAGAAUAAAUCUACCUCUCUUAGAUGGAGUUGGUGUUCAUCAAAUAGUCUUCACCAGUAUGCAAGGUGAAUUUUGGCUGACUUGUAUUAUAUCUUUUUGCAAUGCUUUAUGUUGUACCAGAAUUAAGAAAAUCAUGUUGUACCAGAAUUAAGAAAAUGCAAUUUAAAGAGUCUAUUCACUGACUAUGUAUGUUAGAUAGAUCCAAAGAGCUGCUAAGGACUUCCAUAAGACACGAGCACUUCUGGUCUUCCUUCCAACCCUUCAUCCCCAAGCAGUGACUGCUGUGGAAUAAAGGGAUGCAGCUUGGGGUAUUUCCCCAUCCCAUUUGCACACCAAAAUGCUUUCUUCCAGCAUAUGGGGCUGUUCGGAUCUCAACCAUAGUGAUUACUGUUAAGGGUUUGGUGACUUCUUCCUUGAUAUACCAAUCCCAGACUUCCAAGUAAAUGCACUUAGGUUUGCAAUUUAAUGGUUGCUUGUUUUUUGGUCAAAAGACCCAUUUCCACCAGGCCAAAGAGGGAUGCUAGAUAUUUGUUGUAAUGUUACAGCUUAGGCUGUACCUACAGCUUUCUUUUUCUGACAAAACUAUUAUUUUAACAUGUUUCUUCCUAAAGUGUAGAAAUAAUCUUUUGCCAAAGUACAAUAUUUUAGUGGGUCAUAAUAUAACACAGAGUGUCAUAUUUCAUUGUGGUGUGUAUUUGUUUCUUCUUGGUUUGUCUGAAAUUUGAAAUAGUACUGUUUUAAUAUGUUUGGAGUUAUUUUUGUUCAUUGAGAGAUUCAUAGUGUAUUCAUGCACAAUGACUUUGAAGUAUUUGAUGGAUGCAAUAAAUUUUUGUAAAACAUGUUUCUUGUCCAAGCAUUUAAUUUAAGAAAUGUAGACUGCCAGUUUUUCUACAAAGAUGGUAGGGCACAAUUUAUUGAGGUAUUUUCUUUCAUAUUAAAAAAGUGUCCACAUAUUAGUCAAUUUUGUGGUCCGCUAGGUUAAAGCUGUGUUAAAGCAUGAAACAUCAUUAAUAAACAAAACGUGUAUAGUUUGCACACUGUUGAAGCUUAUAAGCUACUCUCAAGCAAUUUAGGAGCAUGUAAAAUAAAUAAUUGUGAAUUUGUGUCUCGUUGGAGUUGCCAGCAUAUCUCAGAAGACUUGUGCAUGCAUUAAGGAUUUAUCAUUUUCUUUCAGAUGCAAUAGUCUGCAUGAUGCAAGCACGUGUGCUGGCAAAUUGCAUAACACUUUUCUUCCCACAAUAUCAAGAGUAUUGCAUUGAUUUGUUGGUUGUGUGAGUGAGUCAGCUUAGGAGCUGCCAUUGAUGUCUAUGGAAAAGGCAGCAGGCACAUGCGUGGCAUUAAUCUUGCAUUGUAAUUAUAACCGCAAAUGACUGCACAAUAUUUGAAAUGGGGCAAAAGGUGGUCUCUCUUCAGUGCUGUAAAUGAAAUGAGUAUCAAUGUGCUAAUCAGCUAUGCUUAUUGGGGGCGGAGGCGGGAGGCCCUAGACUCUGAUAAAACUGCAAAGGAGUGCCAGUUCGUUAAUCAAAUUCUGUAUGAAAGCAGGAAUUCAUCCCUCAAAUACUUUACAAAUGAUUGUUUUAUUAAGGUACAGUGGUUGACCAGAACCAUGAUUUAAAACAGUUGCUUUGUUCACAUGUUAGGGUAAACAAAGUUAAUGAUUUACCCGGAAUGCACAGAUGGCUCCUGUCCUAGUAUGGGCAAGAGCAGCAAGUCAUGAGGUGAAACCAAGUUUUCUUCUUAGCUUACCAAUCAUGGUUUGAGCAAACAAACCAUGAUAUCCAAUUUGGAUGCAACACUUAAACCAGAAAUCAUGGAUUUGUUACUUCUGCAAAGUGGGAAUGAUCUCCAUGUCUAUGUUAAAGCAAUAAUUAUUAUUUACCAUGACAUGCAAACUGUACUAAUACAUAUAAUAAAGUUGAAGCAAGAGAAAGAAGUGAACUAAAGUCCCAUUAAUAAAUAAAUGGAACUCAGCUUAUUUCAUGGGGACUAAAACAGUGGUUCCCAUAGUGAAUGGUACUGCCCCCAGGAGGAUGAUGCGAUUUCCUAGGGGGGCACUAUGUUGAUCACUAGAGCCUUGUAUUAUUUUUAAAGUUUUACUCUUUCCACUUUCAAAGCUAUUUCCUUUGAUAAUGUUUGUUUGUAUUUAUGAUUUUGAGUUGUCAUGAGUCACAAGAUAGCCAAUCAUUGGUAAUAGCUUUUGAUUUUCUUAUAAAUUAGUUACAGUACAUCUGUGAUAGGUGAAAGUUUGUGCAUGUUUGGUAAGUAGUUAUAUAUAAACACUUUAUGCUAUAAAUUUCCUUCACCUUACGAUUUUUUAGUAAUAAUUCGUAAAAUAUUUUUCAUGCAAUAUCUGGUAUCAGUGGAUCAAAUUCUUGAAUUAAUUAAACUAAAUAGUUUUAAUUGUAUUUUGAAUAAAUGUGCAGUUGUUACCAUUUUGAAUUUUAUUGUGUUAAUAUCUUCCUUAGUGGGUUGUGCAAGACCCUUAUUCUGAAUUCUGCUUUUUAUAGGGUAGGGGGCACUGGAAACGAGUUUAUAGAACCAUGGGGGUGGUGGCCUGAAAAGAAUUUGGAUCUAGUGGUCUAAUUUGGCUGGCUUCAGACUUGUUGCUUUCAGAAUUGUGCCCUACAUACACCAAAGCCAUCCUACUGUGAGGGAGAUGGUUUGUCUCUUCUUGUAAACAAACAAACAAACAAACAAACAAGUAGGCAAGUAAAUAAGUUAACAAAGUUAAUAAUUAUAUAUAUAAAUAAAUGAAUAAUAGGAAGUAAAUGUUAACUUAAUAGUAAGCUAAUAGCAAAUAAGUGAAUAAAUAGGUGAGUAAAUAAGUACAUAAUAAAUAAAUAAAUAAAUAAGUAAAUAAAUAAAUUAAAGUCAUUCCAUAAGUAUGCAAACAAACAAACAAACAAAUAAAUGAAUAAGUAAAUGAGUGAAUAAAGCUCACUUGAUUGGUCAAGGGAUGUGGGAUAGUUAUUUUUUAAAGGUGAUUCACAAAUUGAGUCCUUAUCAAGAACUCAGUAACUAAAUUCUGUUUGAAUGCACUUUAUUUUUUAUAACUCAUGCGACUCACUUUUGCAUUUGGUGGCCAUAGAAAUACAGUAUUUUUUUAUAAACUGCUAAAUCUGUAAGGAGAUUGUUGGAUAGACCAGUGCUAUAAUCUAAAAUGCUUUCUUGGGAUGUGGUUUUCUGCCCUUCAGAGAUACAGAUUUCUUGUGAUAUUUUGGAGGCUACCAAGAUUGAUGUGGGAAUCUAAUAUUCAGUUAGAUAUUGCUGUGCAGCUAUGAUUAUGACUCAUGAGAGGGUGACACUGAAAAGAGGCAUAUAAAAGUGUAACCAUGUCAUGGUACCAAGUCAGCAAAAUAAAUACUUCUGAAAUUGCAAGGCUGUUUGACAUUAUUAGGGGGAAAAUCAGCCUUUUCCUCCACAAGCAGGUUAAUCCACCAAAUUACUCUUCCAUUUCCAGCUUUACUCUUGCUCAGUUCUUAAAAUUCUCUGUUCAGGUUUGUUUUCAACCAUUAAUCUUGCUCGGUUAUUAUGCAUUUACUUUGGCAUUUACUGAUUUUUAUUGCUGAACCAAUGGAAUACACCUUUUUUGUUUUACUUCAAAGAAUUGCCAAGAAAAUGCUUUUAGAAGAAAUCAAAGCCAAUCUUUCCUCAGAGGAUGAAACUUCUUCUGAUGAAGAAUCUGAUGAAGGGAAAAAGAAGAAAGGAAAGCAUUAUGAAAAAAGAGGUGACAAUGGUGAGCACCACAUAGUAAUACAAUAAGAGUACUAAAAUGUGAUUUGUGACCUGGGUGGGCAUUCUACCAUAUAGAGGGACUGUUAUUUUCAAAUUCAUUGUCAUUUCAAAAUAUUUAGUAAGAGACUAAUCAGCAAAGCACCUUUUAAACAAAAUAUGUAAAUUGACCAAACAUAGAACUUAGAACUGUAUUUCUCACAGUACUUAACGGUAAGUACUGACACUCCUUUUUUCCUGAACAUGUAGCAGCCAUUUUGUGCUGGUACCCACAGCACUUUCAUCAAUAUAUGAGUACCAGCACCUCAUUUUAGACCAAAAGAAGCUCUAAUUGAACUCAUAUGGCAGCUAGUUGUGAGCAGAUAGCUAUUAUAGCCAUCUGCUCACAGUGUAAGGUUGUGCUGAAGUGUUCAUAUAAUGCCUUCAAUCCUAUGACACUCUUAAAUAUAACUUGAAUACUUAAUUAUUUGCUCAAUAUCAUUCACAUAUUAAAAAGAACUGAAAUGUGUUCUUCUUAGUGAAUAGAUUUAAUAAAUAAUAAUAAAGUAAUAACUGCUAAACUCAAAUCCUUCGUAAUGUAGAUGGUAUGUAUUGUCAUUACCUCCCUUUGAUACUGAUACGAGCUGGAAAAAUAAAUUGUAUGGGAGAAGCUUUAUGUUGAUUCCCCCCCUUUUUGUGACAGGAGAGAAUGAACAGGAAGAUGAGUCUGACUCUGAUUCAGAUGCUGAUGGGGCUAAGAAACCCAGAUACAGACACCGCUUGUUAAGACAUAAGUUGACCACGAGUGAUGGAGAGUCUGAGGAAGAGAAAAAGGAAAAAGCUAAAGAGGCAAAAGAAGUUAAACGCAGGAACAGAAGGAAAGGUACAAAAUCUAAAAUGUGUGGUGUGUGUCUACAUAUCAGGGGCUGUAUAGGCAGCCAUUAUUUUGCUAACAUAUUGCUCCUUGAAGAUAGUGGUACAAUUCUUAUUGCUACUUUAUUGGAAUGCAUCUGUCAAAUAGCUGAUAAUCCAUACUCUGGCAGUUCUUGAAGCAAGAAUUAAAAAUGCUUAUUUAUUCACAUGAAAGGCUUAUUUACCACUUUUCAGGAAAUGGUCUUUCAAAGUUGUUUACAGUCUCAUUGAAGUAUAUCAAUAAAGUACAACAAUAGAAUACCAGUUCUGUUGGACAAAUGAGCAUGGAGUAGUGGGGUAGAUGCAGCAGAAACCUCUAAGAUGUGUGUGCCAAUCCCUCACUGAUAAUGACAUAUCUCCAAGGGGUCUCACAUUGAUUAGAGUAGAUGAAAUCAGGUAGGAUGAUGCAGAAGGUCAAACAAUUCAGGAAAGGGAUAAUUUAGUUGUGUAUUGGGUUCGGAGAGAAAGGCCAGUAUUUUUAGAGCAUUUUUGUUUUCCCAAGGUUUUGGGAAUGCCCAGUGAGAAUUGUUUCCUUUGAACAGCAGAUCUAAUGAUUCACAAACUUCUUUUCCUUAGUUCCAAAAUUGUUUAGCCAUGACAUUGAGACAAAUUAUUAUUGCUUGAGGCCGAUGACCAUUACAGUAUAAAACAUAAAAACAAAAAUGGCAGUCCAUAUCACUUACCCAAACUACAACCAUAUCACCCUGAAUAUGGCCAGUUUUAUCUGAUCUCACAAGUGCCAUGUGAAACAGAUUGUUGUUGUUGAACAUGCAGAAGCUUAAAACCCCUUGACCUUGUGGAAUUACUUCUGCAUCCUGGUCAUUAUAAAAAAAUAAUUGAGCAGCGAGUUUAGAAUUCUGUUGAAUCAGCUGCUACUUGAUAGUUGAAAUCAUGAUGAUUCAGCAUGCGAACUUAAGAACAUUGUAUGUCUUGAAAUGAUAAAUACAUAGAUUUAGGGAGUUCUCACCUUUUCCCAAAUGUUUAUUCUAAUCUUAAUUUAGAACUUUAAAUUAUCUUCCUGUUUUAGAACUAGCUUGCGCAUCCCCAGGAGGCUCUUGACUUGUGUUCUUUGUUUGGGAUGGGAGAUUACUGUGGAAGAGGAAAUCCCACUGGAUGCGUGCCAGGCAACAGACACACAUACCGUGCAAUCCUAUGUAUAUCUACUUGGAAGUAUGUCUCGUUAUCAAUAGAGCGUACUCCCAGGUAGGUGUGUAUGGUGUUGCAGCCUUGUUGGGCCUAACAUCUGAGUAGACAUUUCUAGGAUUUCACUGUUAAGUAAGCUCUUUGGAUUCUGGCCUUAAUAAGUAUUUAGAGGGCAUGAAUGCAAGCAGAUUGAGACUGCACUGGUGUUUUGCAUCCGGUGUCACUUUCUCUGUUUAUUUUCUUCCAUUUCUUCACAAUUAAAAAAGAAGUUUACCAAAGUCAGGUAUUGUCUGCUACUGUUUGUUUUAUUUUUAUACAAAUAAGAUAAUUACAUUUCAUUGUUCUGCCUAAUUCUGCUGAACUGUUUUAGCAUAAGUUUUAUUUUGGAUAGCACUGAAAAUAAUAUACCUGUUGAAACAGCUUUAUAUCUUUACUCAGUAAGCACUAGGAUGCCACCAUCCUUCACUUGCUUGAAGGUAGGAAAAAAUGAACUGCCUUCAGGCAAGUGGAGGAUCAUAAUACCCACUUGGUAGUGUCCUAGUACCUCUUAAAUACUUACCGGUAAAUACCAGCAGUAUCUUCUGUACUUUUCUUAGCCCCUUUCCCCUGUUUUUUGUUAGAAACUCAGAAGUCCUAAACCCUCAUUAUUCUUCACCCACAUUUAAAUAAUGAAAUAAGUGUUUCUUCUGAAACAUGCCAGUGUGUGAUCAGCAGGUGGCACAGGUUCUACUUUUCUCUUUUUGUUAUUUUUUGUAAUAUUGGACAUAUUUCUACAGUUGACUCGCAACUUGUGUGUGGGGGUGGGUACAUUCUGGGGACGUAGUCAAAAUUACAUAUAGUUAAAAAGAACCCCAUUGAACAUACCCACACGGCCACCCUUACCUUCUGGAGCCGGCACACUGAAUGAGUCCUACCCCCUGAAGCAAGGCCCAGGCUCUGGAAGGUUCCUGUGAAAUCUCUCAGGGUCAUUUGAGUUCUUAGAAGAGCCUCCCAGAGCCUAGUAAGCAAAUCUGAAAGCUUAAAAGCUCUUUGUGGCUGGAGAAGCCUGUGCAAAAAGAGCUUUUCAGCUCUCCACCUUUCAUGCAUUUGAUUUGUGUGAUUUCAACUGGCCAGACAUCACCUACCUAAAGGUUUUGUAUUAAUUUUUAAAGCCCUGAAGAGUUUAGGUCCAAGGUGCCUCAGGGGUUCCCUGAGUCCUUAUGUCCCAGCUCAGUCACUGUGAUCAUCUGCAGUACUGUUGUUUGUCAUUCCCUGAGUUGGUGAGGCUUAUUUGGCAAAAAUGAGAAACUGACCAUUUUGUGUCAUCAGCUCAGUUCUGUGGAAUACUCCUUUCGUGCAGGAGGCACACAAAGAAAGGUCUUAAAUUGUGAUCUAAGGGUUCAUAUGGAGAGAGGCAGUCCUUGAGGUAUAAUGGUCCUGAGCUGCUGAAGCCUGUAUAGGUUGAAACCAGUACUUUCCAGGCAAUAUAUGCUCAAACCAUCUUGCUUUGGUGAGCAAUCUGGUCACUGAAUUCUGCGCUAGCUGAAAUUUCCAAACCACCUUCAGAGGCAGCUCUACAUAUAACUAAUUUAAUCUAACCUAGAGGUUACCAGAGCCUAGGCAACAGAAGUUAGGCUACUCCUGUUUAGAGAGGGGCACAUCUGGGCCACCAGCUGAAACUGUUGGAAGGCAUGCCGCCCCACUGAGGCAACCUGUGCCACAAGUGACAACAGUGGAUCCAUAAGUAUCCCCAAGCUGCAGUACUAGCUGCAUCAGAGGGUGUGUAACCUCAUCAAGAGCAGGCAACACCCCAUCCAUCCAGUCUAGGGAACCACCCACCAACAAGUUGCUCAGUCUUAUCUGGACAAACCCCACAUGAAUUGAAGACAGUUAAAACAAUUAAAAAACACUAAUACAGUCAAAAUGUAGCAGUGGUCCAGUCUCUGCUUUUAACUGGUUCCACACUCCAGAGAUGUACAUUUCAGGUGCAGAGGUUACAAGAUUACUCCUGCUCUCAGCUGUGGGCUGGCUUGCGUGAAGCUGAGUAUUUCAGCAGUUGCAAUGUUAGUAGCAGGGAGUGGGUAACUGUGGUUGGUGAAAGGAUUGAAAUCUCUCUUAUUACCCUCUCUCCUGUUUGCCCUUUGCCACAAACUGAAUUCUCUUGGUUCCUGGACCAAAAUAAAAAAAGUUGAAAAUUUGCAAAUUAAUUGCAUUCAAGAUGUGAGUCAACUGUACUUCUAGUGGCUUUCUAUUAAAAUGUUGAUAAAUGAUGGUCAAGUACUUAACUACAAGUGUUUUAAUACUGAUGCAGCAAUUAUGAUACCAAUUUUUGUUUAACCUUAAAGUAAGCAGUGAGGAUUCAGAUAAUUCGGAAGCAAAUGAAUCUGGAGUCAGUGAAGAAGUCAGUGAAUCUGAAGAUGAUCAGCGUCCUAGAACAAGGUACUUCACUCUAAAAAUAUGCUCUUGAGAGUUUGAUUUUCAGCCAGGAACUGUAUUGCAUAUCUUUCUUUCUGGGGUGGGGGAAGAUGUGAAAACUGAAGGAUAACUCAUUCAGUCCAUGUUUUAAAGUAAACCAACCUGGUUUGCACUUCCCAAACUAGCAUGCCGUUUUUCUGUUUUUAAACAUCUACAGAUUUUUGAUGUAGGCCAGGGGUCCGCAACAAAAAGAGCCACUUGGACCCGUUUCCGAAGAAAAAACAACUGGGAGCUGCAAAACUCGUCAUUAUAAAAAUAACUUUUUUUUCACUUUUUUAUUAUUUCUUUGUUUGACCCCUCAGAAUUACUCCUCCUCAUAGAAAUAAACAUUAAAUUAACAAGUUACCUUUUUUUGUGUGUGUGUUCUUCACUCCCCUUCAAAACAGUGACCAGCGUACAUGCCCCCUUUCAAUGCAGUGACCAGCGUACAUGCCCCUUACAAUGUAGUGGGCGGGCGGGCGGGAAGGUGACGUCGGGAUGGUGCGUGACUAACGCACGCACCGCCCCCAUGUGACGUCACAGCCAGUACAGCGCCCGCCACAGUGGGGAGUGUCGGGACGCACAAUGCGCCUCCUCCCCUCUCUAGUAUCCGCCCCGGAGCCGCAGCAAAGGUGUAAAAGAGCCACAUGCGGCUCUGGAGCCAUGGGUUGCUGACCCCUGAUGUAGGCCUUCGCUCAGAAAGGUUCCAAAAUGCAUAUAAAAUAACAUGCCUUUCUGGACAAAAUGCAAACAAAUAUAAUGUGUCUUAUUGGAUUAAAUGCAGAUUGAUAUAGGAAAGCUGGAUAAAACAGAUUGAUGAGUGAUGAACACGUGUGAAACUGACACAGGAAAUCCCCCCCCCACCCCAAAAUAGAACAGAACUGGUCCAUAGCCCAGGCAGUGGUCGAUAGGAAAUCCCCAAGCCAGUGCAUCAAACUUCAUGUGAGGCUUAGCUAGUAAACCAUCAGAAAUGGAUCAGACAUUGUUUUUAUUUGCCUUUAUACUACUAUUUUACUGUACUACAGUUCUACUGUUUUUACUGUCCAUAUUGCUUAUAAUGAUCCUGCAUAAUGUUUUUAUGUUGUAGAUUUUAAAGAGUUUUAAGCAGUUUAUCAAUUCUAAAAAUUUAAUAUAUCUUCAGCUUAAGUUGUAAAACAGACAACCCUUAAAUCUCUUCAGACCAAUGUUCCUCUACUGCAAUACAUAAUAUUAGGUCAACAAUUAGUCAACAAGGAGUUCAUUAAUAUGAAUACUUUACCACAAGUUUAGCAUGGUAUGUUCUACCUCUACUGCUGGAGGCAGCAUGGAUUUGAAUACCAAGUGCUGGGUAUCACAGGUGCUGGCAAUUGCAGGUGAAUAUAAAGUGCUGGUGUUGCAGUUCUGUAGUGCCCGUGUUUUGCCUGCUGGCUUUCCAUUGGAAAAGGGUAAAGGUAAAGGACCCCUGGAUGGUUAAGUCCAGUCAAAGGCAACUAUGGGGUUACGGCACUCAUCUUGCUUUCAGGCCGAGGGAGCUGGUAUUUGUCCACAGACAUCUUUCCGGGUCAUGUAGCCAGCAGGACUAAACCACUUCUGGUGCAGCGGGACACUGAUGGAAGCCAGAGCACACAGAAACACUGUUUACCUUCCUGCCACAGUGGUACCUAUUUAUCUACUUGCAUUGCUGUGUUUUUGAACAGCUAGGUUGGCAGGAGCUGGGACAGAGCAACAGGAGCUCCCCCUAUUUCGCGAAUUCAAACUGCUGAUCUUCCGAUUGACAAGCCCAAGAGGCUCAGUGGUUUAGACCACAGUGUCACCCACAUCCCUGCGGCUUCCCAUUGGUACAUCUGGUUAGUCACUGUGAGAACAGAGUGCUAAACUAGAUGGGGCUUUGACCUGAUCCAGCAGGGCUGUUCUUACGUUCUUAUACCAAAACAGUUCAUUGUGUUAUAAACAUUAUUAAGGGGCCAUUAAUUUCAAGUUUGUUGCAACUACCAGUUUCUUAAUUCCUUAAGCAGGAGUGCAUUCCUGGUUAUCUGAGUCACUAGUUUUUGAGUAGAGCAUAGGAAAAGAGGCCAUCAUCAUAGUGCUUCAUUAUGAAACGUUGGUGCAGGUGAAACUAGAGGCGUUAAUUAGUUAAUAACAAGUAGCAGAAACAACCGCUACAGUUUGUGUUCAAAUUGAUACAUGAUAUAUUUAAUCUUCUGGCAGAGGAAGUGAAAAUGACAUUUCCACUGUUAAGUUCAGUUUUGGAUCUGUUGGUUUAGUAGUAAUUGAGCAGAAAAUCCAUGAACAGAAGAUCUGUGAAUCCUCUUCAAUGUUUCAGAUCUGCCAAGAAAGCUGAAUUAGAAGAAAAUCAGCGAAGUUACAAGCAGAAGAAGAAAAGAAGACGCAUAAAAGUCCAGGAGGAUUCAUCCAGUGAGAACAAGGUAUUGCACAGAAAUAAGUUCUGUGGCCUUGAGGAUUUAGAGUGCACAUGUCAAAUAGUGCCUCUCCCCACAGUAAAAGGCAAACUCCAUUUAAACCUGAAGAGAGUUUCUAAAAAAAGUUUAGUAUGGCAGAGGGAUGGGUCAGCUCUUCAAGGUGAGUGAGGGAGUCAGAACUGUCAUUUUGUAUGAUGCUGUUAAGUCCUUUGCAUGAUCCUAAGAAUCUCUUUGGAUCCUGGCCUCUCUUUAUUAUUCUUGUGAAAUAAAUUGCCAUGACUUUAUUUAUAUGCUGCUUUUCAACACACAAAAAUAAAAAAAGAGUUGCUCAAAGCAGCUUACACCAAGGAGAACAGCAAUACAUCACAAGAUCUAAAACCUCAGGAACACUUUCAUAUUAACAGGAAGACUAAAAUAACAAAAUAAUGACAGAAGUAGCAGCAUACAAAAGUAAUAUUUCUUUGCUGUAUAUGUAACAACAUUGAAUUUAACCAUGUAUUUCCUGGCAGUGGCAAAAAUGACUGAGCUUCACCCUGAAUGUAGAAACACGAUUCCUCACAUUCCCCCUACUGUUUCAGCUUCUUACAAGGCUUUCUUAUAAUUUUGGUGUUUUCCAUGGGUGACAGGCCAUCACAUGGGUGUUGCUUCGCCACCUAUUAUCCAAGGAAAUAAAUGAUUAUAGAGUUGAGUUCAAGGCUGCUUCCUGCCCUCAUUCAGUCCAUUCCCUGCCUUCAUCUUGGGGUGGACAUGUCAGCUUUACUCUUAACUUAGCCUGUCUCUCUUUGUACUUGCUGACCUUGGACCCAUUGUGAGUUUUUCUAACUUGUGUGAGUGGUUGAGUGUGUUACUGUUUUUAAGCUUUCCUCCACCACUGUGUUUUAGCCUUUUGUUCCCUUGAUCACAUGUUUUUUAAAGUUCACCUUUAUUCUGUGGUUUUUCUCCCUCCUCCUGGCUGAAUUUCUCACUAUUUUUUCCUCACCUUGUUUGAAGCAGCCUAGCUGCUAGCUCAAGACCUCUUUCUGUCAACCAUCCCGGUCAUGUCUUGGGCUCUUCACACUUGGUAAAACCAAUGGUUCCUGUUGUCAUACCAGCUCUACACUGCCAACUCUCAGCACAAGCUCCUUUACGUUCCUCUAUCAGUUUGCCUCUCACUAUUGGUAGACCUCCAUUCAACAUCUCAACAAAGGGGUCCCAUUUCAGGAUGCCAGAUGCUAGUCUCUUAAGGUUUCGGGGGGGAGGUGUCCAUUGCCAGGGUGAGUUUUUAGAACAACUGCAUCUGUUUGCCACACCUCAGAAGCCUCAGCUGCCAAAGUUCAGUGCAAGGUAGCAAGUAGAAGGGGCUCUGGGCAUCAGUGCCCUGUCAACCUAGCCCCCAUCCCCUGAUUAUUGUUUGCCUUUCCUCCUCUUCCACUUCUGGCCCAGACUCUCAGAUAGCUGUGAUUGGAAUGGCCUCAGUACUGCUGGUGCCAUUUUGACCUGACAGCCUAGCAUUUGAGUGGCGCCAUCUAAAGCAUUCUGAACUGCAUAGGUGGUGACUACUAUUCUAGCAUCCCAUUGACCAAUAGAAGAUACCAGAGCAUGUGGUAAACCAUUCAUGAGUGGUGCUGGUUUGAAGGUAUAAUUCAUUUAGUGCCCAUCCACUGUUGAAAUUCUUCUUGAAAGAUGCCUCCCUGUUCUUGCCUCCUGUAGUACACUGCUUUCCAUCUUAGGAGUCUUCACAAAGUGCUGCAAGCUCUCCAGUGGCUUUCUUUGAGCUUCACACUGUUCCUCUAGGAAUUCUUUCCUUUAAGGUGCUCUUCCUCCUCACCAUCACAUCAGCUCUGUGUGUUUCCAACCUGGGACCCCGUCUACUGACUGGUUCCUUUGUGUUUUCAAAGACUCUGUAGUUCUCUGAACCGAUCCAGCCUUCAUUUGCAAGGGGAAUUAUUGCUUUUUAUCACAACCCAGGGCAGUUUUUUUUGCCUUCUUUCUGUUCAAAUCUAAGUCAUCCCCUUGAUCUUUAGAAGGCAUGGCACUCCCUCACUGUCCAGUGGACCUUCAGUUGAGGUAUAUAGUAACUGCACAACAUAAUGUCUCCUUUCAUCCACAAUCCUUGGGCAAGAAGUUCUCUCGAACUGCAAUAACUUGUUGGCUGAAAGCCUGUAUUUCUUUUGGCUACAAGUCUUCUAAUUUACCUGUGCUUUCAAAUAUCAUAGCCCAUUCUACUAGAUCAGCUUCGGUUGUGGUGGCCUUUGCGACCAAUGCCUUGCUUCAGGACAUAUGCAAGGCCACGGCAUGGGUUACUUCAAAAUCCUUUGCCCAGCAUUACAAAAUGGAUAAAUUUGCAUAUGCAGAUGCUUCUCUUGGGUGGCGAGUUUUUACAACAGGUGCUUCUGCAGAUCUAAUUCAUACAUCCGCUGCUGCCCCCCUCUCCCAACUAUUGAGAAUGUCUCUUUUGGUACAUUCCAUGUGAUGGCUUGCCACCCAUAGAAAGUGGACUAUUGGUCUCACCUGAAUAGUCAAUUUCAUGGAUGUCACACCACCACAACCCCCCACCCCCUUCUAUGGGUGGGCUGCAAAACUAUGUAGGCUCUUUCCUUUGCCAAGGUCCAUUUCUCUUGUCUAUUGGUUCAAGUUUGUUUGUGCAUGAGUUGACUUCUCUUCUUCCAGUAUUCAUUUUGUUAAUCAUCUGCUCUGGCUCUGUGUCAUUCUCGUCAGAAAAUGGAUUGAAUGAGGGCAGGAAGCAGCCUUGAACCCUGUUUUCUGCCUUGGACAAUAGGUAGUGAAGUAACACCCAUUCAGGUAAGACAAAUGGUUGGAUUCAAUUGGUAGUAUCUAAUAGAAUAUGCUUUGAUACGACUGCCAUAUGGUAGUAUUUUUUUGGUGGAGCUUCUGAAAGAAUUAAAUAUGCCCCAUGAAGAGUUUAUUACUGCAACAUGUUGCAAUUGCUGUACUCAGAAUAAAUUGUAGUUUGCCACUGUUGCACGUCUUACUUUCGAUUCCCUCCUUUUUGUCCUACACUGCAUGCAAGCCACUUUUGAAACAGGAGGACCUUCAAAAACAGUUUGUGUUGCAACUUUGGGGUAUUUAGGGUGCUUCUGAAAUACACUAAGGGCAUCCUUGUUUGGUAAGUGCUCACGCGAAUAAGUAAAUACAAUUGUGGCAAACUAGCCAUUCAGUUUUGAAAACUUCUUUUCUCAUGCACUUUAUUCAGCUACGGUUGCCGUGUAUUGUAUACUACUAAUACUUGGCACCAUUUAAAAUAAUAUUAAGUAGCUAGGUUCAUAUUAGUGUCUUUAUUUACAAGACUAUUCAUUGUUUCCUUUUUAUUACAACACUCAUCAAUGUGCAUGAAAAUAUGGUAGACUUUCAAUCAGUAUUUUCUUCUGAUUUUAACAGAGUAAUUCUGAUGAUGAUGAUAAUGAUGAUUCAAAAUCUCCCGGGAAAGGCAGGAAAAAAAUACGGAAGAUACUUAAAGAUGAUAAGCUCAGAAGAGAAACUCAAAAUGCUCUGAAAGAAGAGGAAGAGAGAAGACGGCGCAUUGCGGAAAGGGAACGUGAGAGGGAGAAGCUAAGAGAAGUAAGUUUGCUUAUUAUAUACAAAGGGCAUCAGGGAUUAGUCUGUUUGUUGUUAGCUUUGAACACUUUGGUGCUGGGGAAUCUUAAUCCUACCAGGUGCUGGUAGUACCUUGAAAGCACUAAGAGGGAAUUAUAAUAGAAAACUUCAGUGUGCAGUAGCAUUUCCUGGGAAACUUAAAAUGCUACAAACAUUUUAAACGUAUUCAUUUAUUAUUAUUACUCUUACCAACAAACUACUCUUUCAGACACAUGCUUACGAUAUUUUUAUUUACCCAAGCCCAUUCUAGUUGAUAUUUUAAACAAUAGGUGUACCUCCAGGUAGGGCUAGAAAAACCUGUCUGAAACUCUGAACAGCCAGUGCUAGUUGGUGUUAACUAUACUGAACUAGAUGGCCCAGCAGCAAUUGAUCUCAAGUAGCUUCCUGUGUUCCUUUGGAGGACAGUUUUCAUCUGUCCUCCAGACCAGAUGAAUCCUUCCAAAUAGCCUCCUUCCCUGUUUUGCUCAUGGAUGCCUUCUGCCAGUGGGGCAGCACAAGCUGGAUAGUACCCAUGUGUGAAAAGUACAAUAAUGUUCAGAAAACACUUGUUGAAUGUAUUUAACAACUUUAAGAAAAAUUACUCUUGAUUAUCCAAUCCUAUGUAAAAACAUGGAACUGUUAAGAUUGUUGGUGUAUCUAACUCAAUGUUUUCUACACUGAUUGGUAGCAGCUCAUUAAGGUUUCAGACAGAAAUCUCACCCAGCCCUAUGUGGAGUACUGGGGUUGAACACAGCAACAUAGACAUGCACAUCAUGUGUUAUUCCACUGAACUAUAGCCCUUGCCCUCAACAAUGAACCCUUCAAAAUUAUUGCAGUUCUUUUUAAUGAAUUUUUGUAGAGGUAUAUUAGAAAUUUUUACACAAAAUGUAUACACACAAAAUCACAAAACUUUGUAUGAAGAUAACAACUUGUCUGCUGAAUGAAAUGUAAAUAACCAUAAAAAGUACUACUGUCAUCAUUCUCAUUAUUAGAGGUAAUGUCAUGUUGUUUGGGACACUGGUGGCCCAGGGAGACUAUGGGCUUUAUUGAUAUACCUAAUGAAGAGAAACCAUGUAACAUUAAAAUUGGCCCAUAUCACUUAAUUUUUAUUUAUUUCAUAAAAUUUACACCCUGCUUGAUUGUAAAGCACCUUAAUGACUUGCCUGUGUUGGGACAAGAGUUCAUAUUAUAUUGUCUCCCCUCCCCACCUUUUUGUACCUUUCUUUCUCUGUGGGCAUAGAAAGCCCCUUCCAACGACUAGCUAGUUCCAGCUGGGCAGCAGCCGGUAACAUCGCUAGUAAUUUUCUAUAUUGAACUCCAUUAUUAUUACCACUUCCAAUCGAGAAGACAAAAAUACUAGAUUCUCUUAAGAGAGUUCUUUUUGGAUUAUCUUUUAAUAAUUUUUCUUUAUCUUUCAUCUUGUUAUUUAUUAUGUCUCCUAGCUUGUGAUUAAGAGAAUCUCCUGUUGUUGCAUGGAACAAAUUAUUCAAAGAUCCAACUGUUAGCAGGUUAGAAGCAAGCAUUACUGCAUUCCCCAGAAACAGGAUAUAGAUUUAACCCAGGGCACUUUCAUUUCUAGCUUAACUAUUAUUUAUGCUUUAGCUCAUUUCUUUUGACCAGAGUGCCUCCAUUUUCCAACACUGUCCCCAUACACAUAUGAAGCACCAAUUUGCAGUUUUCAAAUGAAGUCCAUGACUAUGAUGCAAGCCUCAUUUGUUGACUUGGCAUGGAACGCUCCCUGUCAAAUACAAAGUAAUUGUUUCAUAUCUUGGGAUAAAUCCAUUUUCUUGCAACUGAAAAAGUGAGGCUUCACAAUAUUUAUUCUGGUGUUAGCUCUGAGUAGCUUUGUUGUUUCUGUAACAGCUUGAAUUAAUUGCACACAAAAAUCUUUCCAGGUGAUAGAACUAGAAGAUACACCAAUGAAAUGUCCAAUUACAACUAAGCUGGUUUUAGAUGAAGAUGAAGAAACCAAAGAACCUAUAGUACAAGUUCAUCGUGACAUAGUUACAAAGCUGAAGCCACAUCAAGUUGAUGGUAAGAAACUGUGGCAGGAGCUUUGCCCCCAAAACUCUGGAUUUCUAUGAGUUUACCUUUUUAACUGGUAGGGUUAGAGAGAUGUUGCCAUAUUCUGUGACUGCCAUUAUAAGCCAAAGCAAGAAAUAGUGCUUGUUUAUUGCUGAUUUUUUAAAAAAAUAAGUAAUGCAGAGUAUUUAUAAUUUCUAUAAAGAUCUUUUGAAAAUAUUACUUCUAGGUGUACAGUUUAUGUGGGAUUGCUGUUGUGAAUCUGUGAAAAAAACAAGGAAAUCUGCAGGCUCUGGAUGCAUUCUUGCCCACUGUAUGGGUCUGGGAAAGACCUUGCAGGUAUGUUUAAAGAAUUUGUUGGCAGGGAUAGAACUUGCUCUUUCUAGCUUUGGUAAAAGCUGCAGCAUCGUGUAAAUGUAAAAGCCUUCUCCUGACUAUUUGUGUGUGUUUUCCCAUUGCCUUUUUUAGCCUUAUUGUUAUAGUUUCCAUCUUAAGGCAAUAAUACAAUAUCCAGUUUAUUUGUAGUCGCUGUAGGGAGAAUAGCUUGGUGCAGGGAGGAGAGAUUUUAUUACAUCUUGAUACCACUCUUCCUCCAAGGGGCUCAAACACUUUCCAUGAAGGGUGGGUAUCCAGUUUUAUCCUCUGAACAAUUGUGUGAGGUAGGUAAGACUGAGAAAACAGCUUGUCCCCAAAUCAUCCAGUGAGCUUGAUAGUUGAUCUGGGAAUUUGAACUUUAGCUUCCCCUGUGCUGAUCCAACAUUCUGUUCUGCACAAUCAGAAUGAAUUUCAAGAACGAGAACACUUUUUCUGUGCAGCCUGAGCAGGGGCAGUCAUCAUUAAGAAAAGAGAUAGGAAUAGGCCAACAUAUAAGUGGACUGUCCCUGGAUCAAGCGACUUUUCUUUAAGUUUUCAAGUUCUUAACCUAGCUCAAGGUGGUCAUCUGAACUAGCCAGAUGUUUAACUGAGAAUCAAUCACAGUCAGUCCAUCAUUUGAAAAAUAAGACCUUAUAGCUGUCUUACCCAAAAAUGGGAACUAGACAUUCCAUUUUGGGACUGUAAUCUUAAUUUGGCACCUAGCUCAUAUAUCUGAGUAUCUAACACUGCGCGCACGCGCACACACGGUGUUACUUCUUUCGAAAAAGAACUGGCAGAAGCAUAGUGUAGCUGUGUUGAUUACUGGAAGAAUGUUCCUUUGUUGUAGUAUUACAGUCAUUGAACACCUAGCCCCUAAAACAAUAAAAAAAACUAAAAAAGAAAAUUGAGAAAUAUCUCACAAAAUACCAUGGGCAUGCACAUGCCCAUCACAGCUUAUAGCAUGAGUGAUGGUUGGCUCCCUGUGAUGCUUGUGAAAUUUUGUUCCUUAAAGCAGUCUCAAAGCAGUAGAUGUGCUAUCUUAGGGAAAUACUGCAUUUUUUCAGGUAUAACAAUGCAUUCUGGGAAAAUGCUGUAACCUUGCAGGGGAGAAAACAUAAUAGGAAAAUAUCAGGACUGCACCCAAUAAAUGAGUAAAAGGCUAUGCAUGUGUUAUUCUACAGUCAGAAGUUUGAAAGGCUGAGUGUUUGAGGGGGUAUCUUUUGCCUCUCUGGGUAGCAUUUCCCCCCCAACCUGAAUAUAAACAAAGUAUACCUUUAAGUGCCAGAGUUUCCUUGGGUUUUCCUACACUAAAGUUGUACAUCUUGGAAUGGAUUAACAUGCUACGCACAAGCGCCUUUUCACACACAAACACCUGGCAGUGAAUUUAACUACCUAGAGAGAGAUGAUCCACUAAAUAGCUAUAUUGGAAGAAAUCAAAAUUAGUUGGUUGCAUAGCAAAUACACGCAGGAGAAAGGCUUUGAUUCACACACAAACCCCUAAUAAAUAAUUCAUUAUGAAAAUCAGCUAGUUUUGCCCCAUGUUAGUCACCACAUUUUUUAAAAAGCAUAUUUGUAGCUGCUUUUUUCUUUAUAAAAAUGUGAAGACAUAUAUUAAAGGUGAUUUGUUUGACUUUCUCUCUCUUGAAGGUAGUUAGUUUUCUUCAUACUAUUCUGUUGUGCGACAAGAUGGAUUUCAGGACAGCUCUUGUUGUUUGUCCGCUGAACACAGCCCUGAAUUGGUUGAAUGAAUUUGAGAAAUGGCAAGAAGGCUUAGAAGACGAUGAGAAACUUGAGGUAUGUAUAAUUCACGAUGGACUUCAGGGUACAUUCAGUUUCAAUCAUGAAAAAUUACAUAAUUAAGAAAUGCAAACAAUAACAUUUGUGUUGAAUGUGUGAGAAGUUUAUCCAUUGAGUAUGAGCAUGUUCAGUAUUUAACAUUCUGCAAGUACAUUAAUGGCAUGUUUGGUUGGGGGUGGAAAUUCAGUUUUUUUGUCUGUUUUCACAAGGUCUGUGAACUAGCAACAGUGAAACGCCCUCAAGAGAGAAGCUAUCUGCUCCAAAGAUGGCAGGAUGAAGGGGGUGUAAUGAUCAUAGGCUAUGAGAUGUACCGUAACCUUGCACAAGGGAGAAAUGUGAAGAGCAGGAAACUCAAGGAAAUAUUUAACAAAGCACUGGUUGAUCCAGGUAAGCCAGAAUGUUAUGCAAAUUGUUUUAUGUGAACUGGUCAUAGUGAUCAGAUCGCUUUGAUGCUUCCUCUGUUGCAGGGGACAUUGAUGGAUAGGUAGUUCGUCCAUUACAUAUUUGGAAGCAGGUAUGUGUAAAGUGGGUCCCUCUAGCAGCUGGAGUUCCACACACAAAACACAACUCCGCAGUCUUCUCCAGCUUCCCAAGAGGAAUUCCAACCAUGCCAGAAUAGAAGCAUUGAAACCUCCUCUCAGAAAAGAGGAGAGGAGGUGGUCUCCCUUCUCUUUUCUACACUCCCACCCCUUCUGCAAUAAAAUGCUGGUGUUUGGGGGUUCUGGAGAGUGGGGAAAAGGUGUUUUUGCUUUCUGUUCUCUUAAAACAUUCCUGUAUAGUGCAGGAAGGGAAGUUUUUUGUACCUCAUGGCAUGCAACUCCCCAGCUCUAACCUCAUCAUCCAGGAUCAUUUACUUUAAGUUGUUAGGAGUUGGAAGAGGCCACGUAUUCCCAGCUGCCUCCCAUUCUCCUCCCCUCUCCCUUCUCAAUGGGUACCUCAAUAUGUCAUAUGUCUUGGAAGCACACAGUCUUCUUGUCAGACUGUUUUGGGGUUUCAUAUUAAUUCCUGGAACAAUGCUGCAGCAAUACAUUUGGUGUUUCCUAUUCUGUUGAUCGUUUAUAUAUGAUUGGUUGUUUAUUUCUGUAUUAUGAUGAUAUUUCUGCAUAGUAUCUUAGAUUGAGGAUUGAAAUCUUUCUCUGUAGUCAGUUGUAUUUAAUCCUUACUUCUUCUGUGACUAUAUUGUUUUUUUAAACUUUUUUAAAUUCAAAACUAGAACAAAAUAUAUUAACCAGAAACAUAUCAUCCUUAUUCCCCCCCAUUUUUCCGCCCUCCCUCCACCCUCCCACACAAAACCCCCCGACCCCCACCCCCCUGGCUUCCCUCAGUUCCAGUCUUUGAUUUUUCUAAGAAUGCUGUUUUCUGCAUGUUACACAGUUGUAUAGAUCCUCAAACUAUUUAGCUGAUUAUCAUCAAUAGAAAGGUUUGUGAAUGUUUAUUCAAAGCCAGCCAAGGAGUCCAGUUCGCUUUGUUGCAUCUUCAAAUACUUUGUAAAGGGUUCCCAUUCAUCUUUAAAGUCACAGUUAUCCUUGUCCCAUAGCUUAUAUGUCAAUUUUGCCAGUUCUGCAUAGUCCAUCAAUUUUUCUUGCCAUGAUUCUUUAAUUGGGGUGUCUUCAGUCUUCCAUCCUUGUGCUAUUAGAACUCUCGCGGCCGUUGUUACAUACAUGAAGAUGUUUUUCAGCUUUUUUGGCAGAUCUUUCUCUACAGUCCCUAGCAAAAAUGCUUCAGGUUUUUAAACAAAUGUUAAAUGGAACAUUUUCUUCAAUUCAUUGUAUAUCAUUUCCCAAAAAAAUUUAAUUACCAUAUUUUUUGCACCAUCACUCACUUUUUUCCUCCUAAAAAGUAAGGGGAAAUGUCUGUGCAUGUUAUGGAGGGAAUGCCUACAGGUGGCAUGCCUACGGAUUUUCCUCCUCUAAAAACUACGUGCGUGUUAUGGUCGGGUGCGUGCUAUAGAGUGAAAAAUACGGUACAUUACAAUCCCACCACAUAUGAUAAAAUGUCCCUUCCUUUUCCUUACACUUCCAACAUAUAUUUGAACUAGUUUUGUACAUUUUCCCUAACUGCACUGGUGUUGUGUACCAUCUGUACAUCAUCUUCAUGUAAUUCUUCUUCAGUAGGGAACAAUCUGUAAAUUUUAAAUCAGUUUUCCAUAAUUUUCCCCAAUCUUCCAUCAUAAUGCUGUGAUCUACAUCUUGUGCCCAUUUAAUCAUAACUGAUUUUAACUCUUCAUCUUUCGUCUCCCAUUCUAAUAAUAUGCUGUAUGCGGCCUUCAGUAAUUUCACUUUCCCUUCGAUCACUUCCAUUUGAAACCUAGAUCUUGUGUAACUGAAUCCUUUCUUGCUGUCUUUUUUAUGUGUUUCAUAUAGUUGUCGUUAAUGUGACCAACUCUGAAAGUGGUCUUUGAUCUCAUCGUAAUCUCUUAAUUUCCAUUUUCCAUCUUGGUCUGUGACUAUAUUGUAUCUAUAUGCAUAUGCAUUCCUGUGUACCAAGGGAGUCCCCUGAGUAUGUAGGAACUGUUGCCUUGUUUUCAUUUUUGCUUUAGUCCCCCCCAUAUAUUUGUCUACCCUCCCUCCAAUACUUGAAAGGCUGCCUUGUCACCUAAUGACUGCCCAUCUACUAACAUGUACCUGUAGGGUAAGGGUAAUGUACGGAAUAGAUCUGCCAGGUGGCAUUUUCUUUCACCUUGGAGAAAUAGUUAAAUUCAAGACAUAGUUUUGUACAAGGUGUUGCCCAUCUUGCUAACUUGACUUGGAUAUUGCUGAAAAUUAAUUAUGGAGAAUGAUCAUUUUUACAGGAUUAUAGUCAAGAUUGACUUUAUUUCUAGGGUCCAGUAGAUGGUGGUAUAGCCUGGAAUUAUAAAUGCAUAUUGAGAAAUACUGCUAGAGAGAAUCUGCAUGGUUAAUUUCUUGGGACACUUUUCAAGGGAAUUGCUACAGAACGCUGUGUUUUGUAAUCCGUGGACCAACACAUAAUGUUCAAUAAGCUGUUGGAUCAAUUGAUGUUGUUUCUUGCACAUAUUUAUUAAAGUUGUGAUUAUCAUGUUAAUCUUGCCUUUCUGGCCUAUAGGUAUUAAAAACUACCAAAGGUAAUCCUCUUGUUUUCUAUUUGAGAAAAUGCCAAGGAAAAUCAUAGCUAGUAUGAAAUACCCAGUAAUCUUCUACCACGUUCAGGAGGGUCACAUUAUGCACAUUGAAAAGCUGUUGCACAUGAGCAAUUCCUUGAAAGAUCUUACUUUGAGCACAGAGGUGCCAUGGCAGUACAGGGCAGAUAGAGAACUUGCCCUUUCUAGACUGGAAAUGCAUAUCUUCCAUCUGGACUCUCAUGAGUGAAUGUUUUGCCACAUCAAAAGACUGCACAUAUGCUUCCCUUUUGUAGGUGUAGUUACCUCUGGAUAAAAGUAGAAGUGGCAGUUAAGCUGCAUGUUUGUAAGAAGCCUGUCAAGUAUUUCUUCUUGGUAUCAGCAAGAUUCAAAGUAGGCUCUCCCCCCGCCCUUUUUUAAACCAGGCCCUGACUUUGUCAUAUGUGAUGAAGGACACAUACUGAAAAAUGAAGCGUCUGCUGUUUCUAAAGCUAUGAAUUCUAUAAGAUCCAGGAGGAGGAUCAUUCUUACAGGAACUCCAUUGCAAAACAACCUCAUAGAAUGUAAGUACAAUUUGAGUUGGUUGCUGAUGACCUGAAUGGGUUGGGUAUCAUCCCUCAACACAUGAUGGAGGCAGGAGAGCAAAGAACUCUGGGAGCCAGGUGCAGUCCCCUCAGUUUUUUCUUUCCUGCCUGAACAUCUAUUUUAUAUAUGUCUGUGAUUUCAGUAAAAUAAAAUUUAAAAGCUUUGUUAAUAUGAGGAAGUGAGUAUUCCUGAAGCCUUGAUUUUCUUCUUCCCUUGUAAUCCUCAGGUGUAUUCAGUUAUUUCCUUUGUCAGUCACACUCAGAGUAGAUCCAUUGAAAUUAUUAAACUUUACUAAUUUAGGUCCAGAAAACUUACUGAGUCUACUAUCAGCAAAACUUGGUUGGAUACAGUGCAUGGUGUUUUUUUAAACAUGUGCCUGUGUUUCAGCUGUUAUUACCUACACAGUGUUACCACAUUUAUCAAAUUAUCAAAUAUGCCUGAGAGAACUUUGCUUAGGUUUAUUCCCUGUCUUUGUUUAGCAAUAGACUUCAUGUGAUUUAAUAUGGGUAUGCAAGCAUUGUAUACUUACCAGGUUUGACAUAGUCUGCAAAGCUACAAUCCUGUGCCAUGGAAGGACAGGAUUCAAAUGAUCUUUUGUUGGGUCCCAAUAUGCAUGCUCACGCACAUAUACUCUAUUUGUCCCACAGAGUGUGCUCUUCCCUGUGUACACAACUCCUGCCUCUGCAAUAUGCAGACCUGAGGUCUUGAAAGGAAGGGACUGGAGUGCGUCACCUGCUCAUAAAUGGUGUGACUGAACUGGAUGCCUGGAAGAGCUUUGCAGUAGGCAGAGAGGAGAGUCCUAGCUGGACCCUCCAGGGCUUCCAGAAGUAUUAAUGUAUGCAGAGUACAAGAUUGUAGUGCCCCUUUAAACAGUUUUCUUUUGAACUUGCUUGCCAAAUAGGAAAUGACAUGGUGCAUUUAAAAAAUAUUUCAUGGGAGCUAUUUUGGCAUAGAAACCUAUAUAGCUAAAGUUUAAUUUGUGGUUCCUUAGAUCACUGCAUGGUUAACUUUAUCAAGGAGAAUUUGCUUGGGUCAAUUAAGGAGUUCCGAAAUCGAUUUAUAAAUCCCAUCCAGAAUGGUCAGUGUGCGGACUCUACCUUGGCUGAUGUCAGGGUGAUGAAAAAACGUGCCCACAUCUUGUAUGAAAUGUUAAAUGGAUGCGUUCAGGUAUGUGAAUCUUUGUUUUUUAUUGCCUUGCAAUCUGAGAGUUAAGGAUUACUUAACUUUUAACAGCUUUUGAAUUCUGUUUAUUUGUAUUGACCAAAGAUACACUUCUUUCAGUUCUUUAAUGACAAUAGGAAUUUGCAGAAAAAAGAAGAAAAAUCACUGUAAGUUGUUACAGUGGCUUAUAAAGGAGUAUAGGAUGCAGCUUUAUGAUUUACAGAAUCAAUAGUAAAACAUUCUGAGAGGAAAGGGAUGUAAUUACAAUGUGUUCCAUUGCCUAAAACAAAAUAAUUACAAUUUUUUACUUAUUUCAUAAAAUUUAUACACUGAUUGAUUGUAGAAAACCUCAAAGAGUUUACAAAAAGAAAAAAGAAAAUUGAGUAAAAAUAACAUUAUUUUAAAUACUGUACAUACAAAAGUUAAAAUACCAAAACAGAUUAAAAUUACCUCAAUGCAUCUGGGUAGGCUUGUCUAAACAGGAAAGCUUUUAGCAGACACCAAAAAGGGUUCAAUGGGCAGGGAGUUCCAAAGUGCAGGUGUUGCUACACUAUAUGAUUGGUGAGUUCUUAAAAUUGUGGAACAGGUAUUAUGUGGCAGCUGUAGUAGUGCCAGUUCUGCCAAUCAAAGUGGGCACAUGUGGGGUGGGAUAAUUUCAUACUUAAACUGCCCCUGGUUCUUAGGGGUUUUAUAUCCUAAUAAUAACACCUUGAAUUUGCUCUGGUAACAAAGCUACAUUCAGUGCUGAUCUCUGAGCACAGAUGUUAUAUCCUGACAAGGCCUCGCUCCUGUCAUCAGUCAUGCUGCAGCAUUCUGCACUAAUUGCAGUUUCCAGAUCAAGUGCAAGAGAAGUCCAACAUAGAGCACUUCAGUAAUCUAGUCUUGGAAGUAACCAAUGCCUUAACUACUGUAGCCAGGUCCAGGAAUGACUGUAGCUGUUGAACCAACUGCAGUUGGUAAAAGGAACUUAUAGCCAUUGAGGUUAUCUGAACCUCCAGUGUCAGAAGCACUUCAAAACUGAACUUCAGGGAGAGUGUAACUUCAUCCAGAGUAGGCAACUGAUCAAUUUCUCAGAUAGAGGAGCUGCUUGCCCAUAGUUUCUCCAUAUUGCCAGGAUUCAAUCUCAGCUUGUUUUCCCUCAUCCAUUUCACUACCAUGCCCAGGGACCGCACUGCCUCUCCUGAUCCAGAUGUUAUGGAGUAGAUGUCAAUCAUCAGGGCAAACCAGGGUGACACAGUCUCGUGGCCAGGCCUGAACCCAGAUUGGAAUGGAGCUAAAUAAUCUGUGUUCUCCAAGAAUGCCUCCAGCUGCCCCACCACAGCGCUAUCCACCACGUUCUCUAAAAUGGGGGUGGGGGUAUUGGAAACUGGCCAAUAGCUGCUCCAAUCCAAACGGUCCAGGGCUGAUAUGUUUAGGAGCAGUUGCACCACUGCCUCUUUCAGUGCAGCAGGGUCCACCCCUUCACUAGCAAAGUGUUCACCACACUCUGCACCCAACGAGUCAGCCCACCUCUGCUGGAUUUAGUAAGCCAGGAGGGACAGGGGUCACGGGGGCCGCAAGGUCGGACACAUGGCUGCCAGCAAAAAAAAUUAUGUGAUAAACAUUUGAAUUCUGGAUUGUGGAUUCCUACAUUAUAAAUGUCUUUCACCAAGUUUUGUUUUCUGUAGUUUAGAUUUUGGAGCUGUCCAAUGUUUAGUUGGUUUGCUAAUUGUACUAUUCUAUAACAAUAUUCUAUGGCACAUUAAAAAAAUACUUACAAUUUACAGAGGAAAGAUUAUACAGCAUUAACAAAGUUCCUGCCACCAAAAUAUGAAUAUGUUCUGGCUGUUAGAAUGACUCCUCUUCAGUGUAAACUGUAUCAGUUCUACUUGGAUAAUCUAACAGGUAAGUGAUCAUCCAUUAUCACUUUGGGCUUUAUUUUAUUUGAUUCCAUUGCAUCCUUGAGCUCUAUGUGUGGAUGCAGGUCUAACUGUCCAGAGGCUUUUUGCUGUGACAGUUUUGUUAAAUUUCUACACUAGCCUCCAAAGUUUAGACCCUGCAUGUGAAAUGCUGCAGUUUGUGUGUUCAGCUGGCAUUCAGGGGAAAGGCUGCUUUGAAAGUUUAAGUCAGUUAUUGUCGUCAGAUUUUAAUACCAACAAGGAGCUGAUCCAUGGGAUCUUGUUGACGGUGUGUGGUGUAGAAGUGGAUUUGCACUUAUUCGCUGGACCCAUAGGUAGCCCAUGUGGGCAGCGCAUUUUGAUAAUGCCUAUUAGACAGGAGUGCCUGGCAUGCUCUGGUCCAUGGGGUCACGAAGAGUCAGACACGACUAAAUGACUAAACAACAAAUUAGCGAAAAAUUGAGUGUGUGUAAUCCAGGAUUGCACGAUCAAAUCCCACAAGGCAGUGAAAGGUGGUCAAGGUAUGAAAAACAACUGGGUAUGUUUAGCCUGGAGAAGAGAAGACUGAGGGCUCUCACACAGCAGAACUUUGAUCUUCUGCCCCAGAGGACAGGGCUAGGUCUAAUUGGCUUAGGUUAUAGGAGAAAAGAUUUUAGUUGAACGUGAGAAUAUAUGUCUUGUCAGUAAGAGUAGCUUGGCAAUGGAACCAAUGAGCUAGAGAAAUUGUGGGAUUUCCCUGGCUAGAGGUCUUCAAGCAGAGGCUGGACAGUCAUCUGUUAGGAAUACUCUAGGUCAGGAUUAACUAUAUUGGGAAGAGCAUUGAACUAGAUUGUCUCCAAGGUCCUCUUCAGUUUAUUGGGCUUGGAGAAUUCUCUGUUUAAGGGCUGCCUUAGAUCAUACUGAACUUCCAUUCAUAUGGGUUUCUCUACCCCUUGUAGAGUAUAUCUCUAUAUUAUAUUUGGACUCCUUUAUUGUUGUGCUGGUGAUUGCGUAUGAAUGUAUCCAAGACUGGUAGUCUUCCUGCACUGUUGCUGCCACUGAUGGGAGAGAGCGGAAUGAAGGAGAGGAAAUCUUUCUCCAUUCCCCCUCUCCCUCUGCCAGCAAGGUUGCGGGGGCGGGGGGGGGGCAGGAAUGGGACAAGCUCUAAAGUGAUGCAGGGUUGGGGUUGAGUCAACUUUUAAGGGCAUGAGAGGAGGGGGAUUGGAAAAGCUAUGGGGGAAGGUGGGCUGAGCAAAGUGUGAGAAGAAGACGUUUUUUGGGACAUGCUCUGAGGGAAUGGGGGGAAGGAUAUUGUGGGAAUGAGCUGUGAAAGGGAGCUGCGAAGGGAAUGUUUUUGUAGGGCAAGGUGUAAAGGGAGGAGUUGAGAUGUUAAGUGAGGGAGGAUUGGAUGAGGUGUAGUGGGAGCAGGGUUGGCCAGCAGUGUUAGAAACUGUGAUAGAAAAGCUAGGAACCAAAUGGCUUCUGGGACCUGAGUUGUGGGUGCCAAAACAGAAUGUCUAGUUGCCACUGGGGGGACAGCAACACUUUAUGUUUAUUAUUGUGAUAAGCGUGAAUUGAUAAGCAAUUCAUAUAAGUGACACAUUGUUAAUAUCACAUUUUUAGUCGAAAUUGUUAAUACAUGUUUAAUUUGGUGCUGACAAUAAAAAAUUGGUACCAUACUCCAGUUUUCCAAGUGCUCUACUCUUUUUUUGUUAAACUCCUUAACAUAUUGUCUAUCCUUAACGUAUACUUUGAGGCUUCAAAGCACAUACAUGUCAGUAAUCCUUGAGCAUCAGCCAGGCGCAAAAAAAUGGCACCCAGUCUUUUGCGGGUGCUCACAAAUGGAGAAUCUUUAGGCGCAAAAUGCUCCUGGCACCCUGCUAAUUUCAAACCCUCUUGGCCAGAUGUAAAUGUAGGGGGCUGGCAAUAAGGGUGUGUGGGCUGGCAGGGCUGGUGAGCAGUGUGAGGAGGAGUGGCAAGCCCAAGUACACCAAUAUGCACAAUUCAGAAGGAAUUGUUACAUUUUUAAGAUGUUGGGGAAAAAAUACCACCAAUAUACUGAAUGUUGCACAAGCUAAAGUAUUUUUAUAGCAUUUACAUACACAGAAAUUCUGGAAAUUUUUGAGGCACUGUAGAUAAGCUAAUUCAUUAUUUCUUUGGGUUUAUUUCCAUAAUCUCUGCCACUUAGGGAAUUGUUAAAUAGACAUUUUAUGUUGUUGUCUGAAUUAGAUUUAUAUCUCACCAGUGUUGCUGCUUAAUAUCCAGAAAAGCUAUACUUCUUUGAUCAUUCUUGAAUAACAAUUAUAGACCACAGCUUAAAAUGUUAAGGUCCAAUAAUUUAACAUUUCUGAUAUUUAAAAACACCAUGUUUAUAGACUUUCUCAGAAUUUGCAGCCCAGACGAACAUCAGUCAGGGAUACAGUAUUCAGUUUUAUAUUUUUAAACCAGGUUUAAGUCCAUAGAAAUAAAGUUGGCAUUUAGUUAAGAUCGUAAGAAGAGCUUUCUGGAUCAGGGCAGUAGGCCUUCUAGUCCUACUAAUGAGCCCUACUCUCACAGUGGCCAACCAGAUGUCUGUGAGAAUCUUGCAAGCAAGACCGAAGCGCAAGACCCACCCACCCUGCAUGGUUUCCAGAAACUGGAAUUCAGAAACAUAUAAGCUCCAAAACUUACUGCCAAGAAAUUAAACAGCAUGUGUGUAGAUAUGUUGUUACAGAUUAUCAAAUAUGAGGAACAGCAGGAAUUACAAAAUUUUAAUAAUUUAAGCAGAAGAAAAUGUUGAUUCAGUCAUUUAAAUAACUUCCUCUGUUAUAAGAGAUGUUGUACCUGUGGAAGAAGCUUGUGUGAGAGAGAGGUGGGCAGGAGAGAUGUAUUUUUAAGAAGCAAAUGCUAAUUUGGCUAACUUCAAGUAUGAAUAUUUUAGUUUAACUUCUGAACUCUAUUGUCAGGUGUCGGCAACAGCAGUGAAGGUGGAAGAGGCAAAGCUGGAGCUAAGCUCUUCCAGGAUUUCCAGAUGUUAAGCAGAAUUUGGACUCAUCCUUGGUGCUUGCAGCUGGAUUAUAUUAGCAAAGAAAAUAAGGUAAAUCACAUCUGUCUGUCUCUAAUGAAAGUUUCAGUGAGACAUGCCAAGUCCUAGACAGUUUCACUGAAAUAAUUGAAAUUUAUUUUCGGUAUGACAGCUAGUUAUUUUUUUAAUAUAUUUUAGUUGUAACUGUUAACCACUUUUCCUAUGUGUUUUGUCAUUACUAAAAUAGUCCCUUACUCACCCUGGCAUUGUUCAGAUGAGUGAACAGAUGUUCUAAACGCUUAAGCAAGGACAGCUAAACUUCUCUUCUAAAAAUAUGCAAUUUGGUGUUUUGCUCAGGGCUAUUUUGAUGAAGAUAGUCUUGAUGAAUUCAUAGCUUCUGAUUCUGAUGAAACAUCAGUGAGCUUAAGCUCUGAGGAAGAGAUCAAGUAAGUUGAAUUGUUCCACAUAAACUGUAAAUGUAUUUACUCUGAGUUGGUGAAAUUUGUGUUUGUUGUAGAAUUACAUUUUUUAACAACAACAUACAACCCCCCCCCAAAAAAAAACCCACCCUAACUUUGCAAGUUUUUUUUUAUAAUAAUGAGCAUCAAAUGUUAUGCUUAUAGGAAGAAAAAAUCGAAGGGUAAAAAAAAGGAGAGUAGCAGCAGUGAAAGUGGAAGUGAUAAUGAUGUUGAAGUGAUUAAAGUCUGGAAUUCAAGAUCUCGUGGAGGUGGAGAAGGAAACAUAGAAGAACCAAUAAACAAUCCUCCAGCCAUUGCAAAGUCAGAUGAAGGUAAUGAGGGAUUUCAGCUAAAUUUCAAAAUUUAGACACCAUUGCAGAGGAAAUUCACCAUACAGGACUGGAGUAGAAAUGAUAAUGUUGGGUGUCCUACUCUGAAGCUCACUCAAAAUAUCAGCUUAUUAUACAGUGGUAUCUCUGGUUAUGUACUUAAUUCAUUCCGGAGGUCCGUUCUUAACCUGAAACAGUUCUUAACCUGAGGUACCACUUUAGCUAAUGGGGCCUCCCGCUGCUGCUGUGCUGCCGGCACACGAUUUCUGUUCUCAUCCUGAAGUAAAGUUCUUAACCUGAGGUACUACUUCUGGGUUAGUGGAGCCUGUAACCUGAAGUGUUUAAAAAAUGUUUUAAACAAAGUAAAUCAGUCAAUCAAAAAGUACUUAUACUUUUCUGGGUAAAGCCCUCCCUCAGUAAAAAAUAUUAUUAGUUUGAUGUAAGUUAUGCUUCCAAGUAAUUUACAUCACUUGAAACACUUGCAGUGCAGGCCCAUAAUGAUCUUCCUUUCAUCCAUACACCUGUGAUUCAUCCUGCUUUUUAAACACUGCCUUUCAGCUCUCAGAAGAGCCCACAAAGCUUAGAUUAAAUCAACACAAUCAAAAUAAAUUGUAAAUCAUACAAAAUCAGAGAGGAUUAAAACAAGCCAGUAGUCGCAUAAAGGUAGUAGUUUCUGUUUCUGGGGGUGAAUGGUUUUUGAAAGGCAGCUUAUGAAUCUGUUAAAGUAAAAUAAACCAAAGGUGGAAGAGAUAUGUUUUUACUACCUUCCUGAAAGCAAUUAAUGGGGAAAUCAUUCUGAUUUCUCUUGGGAGGUUUUGGUGCGAUGACUGAAAACAUUGCACCCCAUAUUCUCAGUGGCAAAACACAUAGCAAAGCUUCUAAGGGUGAAUGCAGUUUGUAGACUUGUUCAUGCAGGAACAAAAGGUCCUUCAAAUAUCUGGGUUCCAUCCAUCUAAGAAUUUUAUUGGUAUUAAGUAGCAUUUUGAAUUGGGCCUGGAAAUAAACUGGAAACCAGUAAAAAUUAAACAGGAAUGUAGUGUCAUAAGGUCCAAAAAGCUGACACCAGAGAUUAGUUGGGCUGUAACUUUUGAAUAUUUUUAAAAGGCAACCUGAAGUAGAAUGUGUUAAAACGGCAUUAAAGCAAUUUUUUAAACUUCCAAAAGGACUGCUUGAGAGAGGAUUGCAGAACUGUCCCUUGCAGCUCCUCUCCCAGCUGAACUAACAUUUGAUAAUUGCAGGUUCUCUAAGGAGAAAAAUGUCUAAAGGUGACAGAUUGUAUGGGAAGGGCUGGUGGGUAGGGUAAAGUUGCAUACAUCCCCCCUCCUUUGCACCCCUUUCCUCAUUAGAGAUACUAUUUAGUAUGUGCUUGGGACAGAGAUAUGUUUAAUUUUUCAGAUCAGCCAGAAUCCCUUCUAGUUUGGCUUUGAGACUGGAAGUGCAUUAAAAUUGAAGAUGUAAUCAAAGCAUCCAAAUGACAAAAAGCAGUCUGUAGCAGGUACCAAUGAUUGCAGGUACCAGGGAGCCAAGCAGAUUAUGAGGAUAGAUAGGGACAGUUCAGUGAAAAGCAAGUCUGGGAAGGUAUUUUGGGGGGGGGGCGUUAUGGCCCAUGUAUAUGCUUUUAGGAUGCUUUUGUGAUCAAGGACUGCAAUCUAAGGCCUACUUUCUAGGAAGUGCAUUCUGUUGAACUCAGUCUGCCAGUCAGGCUGGAGAGAUGUAUUAGGUUGGGAGCAUUACAAACAAUUCUGUCUUAAAAGUAGCUGGAAGGUCUAGAGCUCUCACUUAUAUGAACUCUGUUUCCUCUCCCCACACUAUCCAGGGCCUUAAGAUGUUACUUGAUUGCUGUAUUCCAUAUGCCCUUUGCAUUCCAUACAAGGGAGGUAUGGAGCAUAGCAACAUGAGAACUGGCCUUUUCAGUGGUGACUCUUUACAUGUGGAAUGCUUUCCCCAAGGGUGCCAUCCUUAUUGGUUUUCAGACAUCAGGCAAAAAAAAAUUCACCCAGGCUUCUUACCUUUAAUUUGGAGAGCAUUAGGUAUAUUUGUGCCUUAUUUCUUGAUCAUCUUAUUGUGUAUAUCUUAUUUUUAGCAAGUCAGUGUUUUGGACUACCAAUAAGAUAAUACAAGGAAAGAAUUCUGUGGAAGAGCAUGCUGCAAUUAGUAACCAUAUCAAAGUUUUCAAGACUCCCCCCCCCCCCCCAAAAAAAAAUUAACAAUAAGUAACACACGACUGAAGUAAAAUUAAAGCCACAAAAUUAAAGCCACAUAUUUAUAGUACUGCCUAAAGAAUGUAGGUAACAUAAAUAAAGUCAACCCUGGAAUCUUGUAUCAAUCUUAUAAAUUUGUAGAUGUAUUUGUGUAUGUGUUGGAAGUCAUCACAGUGAAAGGAAUGCAGAUAGCUAAUGGACCUCCAGUAUUUUCCAAUUUUAAUUCAAUUCAGAUCUAAAGUUUUGCAUCAAAAUAGUUCCACAGUCCAAAAGGCAUCACAGCUAACUCUGAGUGCAACAGUUAAACCUUUCCCUCACUAAAUUUUAAAUAGCAGACCUCCUCCCAAGCUAGGAAAUAGCUGGUAAGGAAACAGCUAGCUACUUUAAAUGAAUUCAGAUCUCCAGGGUCUGACGGGCUGACCCAAUGGUACUAAAGGAGUUUGUAGAUUAACUCUUGUAGAGCUUGUAGAGCCUGUCUAUUUAUGGCCAGACUGCAGACUGGGGAUGAGCAAAUGUCCUAAAAGGGGAAGAAAGGACCCAAGUUUCUAUUGAUGAGCUUGAAGUUGAAACCAGAAAAGGUUAUAGAACAGAUGAUUAAAUGCUCACUCUGUGAGCACUUAGAAAAGGAUGCUGUGGUUACUAAGACCCAGCAUGUGUUUCUCAAAAAACAAGUCAUGAGUCAACAGUAUGAUGCAACAUCCAGUUUGCAGACAACAUCAAACUGUGAGGGGCACAGAAGACAGAUUUGGGAUUCAAUAUGAUCUUAACAGAUUGGAGACUAGGUCCAAAUGAACAAAAUAAUUUUCAACAGGGGCAGAUGUAAGGUUCUAUACUUAGGUAGGAAAAACCAGCUUUAAAAUUAUAAAAUGGGGGACAUUUGGCUUGCCAGUAAUGGCAUGUGGAAAUGUUCUACGGGUCUCAGUAGGUAACGAGCUGAACAUGAGUCAGUGUGAUGCAGCAGCAAAAAAAGCUAAUGCUGUUUUGGCUGCAUCAACAGAAGUACAGCAUCCAGAUCAAGGGAAGAAAUAGUACUAUUCUCUUCUGCCUCGGUCAGACUACACCUGGGGCACUGUGUCCAAUUCUGGACACCACAAUUUUAAAAGGCUAGAAUGUAUGCUGAGGAGUGGGAGACCAAGAUGAUCAAGGGUCUGGAAACCAAGCCUUAAGAGAAACAGUUGAGGAAGUUGGGUAUGUUUCACCUGGAAAAGAAGAGGCUAAGAGGAGAUAUGAUAGCUAUCUUCAAACAUCUAAAGGGCUGUCACAUGGAAGAUGGACCAAGCUUGUUUUCUCCUGCUGUAGAGGGUAGGACCCAAAGCAAUGCUUCAAGUUGCAAGAAAGGAGAUUCCGACUAAACCAUCAGGAAGAACUUUGUGAGAGUAAGAGCUUUUAGACAGUGGAAUGGACUCCCUUGUCUCCCUCAAUGGAGGUUUUUAAGCAGAGGUUGGAUGGCCAUCUAUCUUGAAUGCUUUAGUUGAGAUUCCUGCAUUGUGGGGGUUUGACUAGAUGACCCUCAGGACCCUUCCAAUUCUACAAUUCUGUGAUUCUAUGAAUUUGGCAUAGGGAUAUCUUAGCCUUUGAGUUCCUUAAAAAGAGCCUUCUGGGGGUUUAGGAUGGGUAGUGCACCACCCCCACUUAGUGAGAAGCCUCCACUGAUAUACAGAAAUCAGAACAGAAAAUCAUGUCAUUCUUGGAGCUAACAUCAGUUGUGAACAGUGGGAGAGUGGUGGAAAAAGUGUGGUGGAGAGAAGUGUGCAAGCCCCCCCCCCCCCGGCCAGCACAAGCUGGCAGGGCUCGGGGAAUAUUGCCUUCUCCUGAAGAGUUUUAAGCCCUUGCUGUAAUUUGAGUUUCAAAUGUUGUAAAUGGUUCAUGUUUCAGAGGAAAUGACAGCUGUGUAAGCUAUCCAGAUAUUGUGUUAACUAUAUUAGAAAACAUAGUUGGUAAGCAAUUUUGAGUUAAAACCAACACUGAAGACGCUUCCCUUUUGCUUUUUUGAAAUGCAUUUCUUGCAGUCAAGGCUGAAAAAGUAUUGCUUACUGAUUUAUGCCUUAUGGAAAAUAUGUCAAUAAAGCAGACAUAAAUACAUGAUGCAAAACAUACAGCAUUACUGCUACAGGCAUUUAAAACAGGAUAAAAGCAGCAUAAAAUCUACCACAGUAGAAAAAAAACAAACCCUGAAAAAUGUCUUAAGAUACAUAUAUUAAGGUGUUUAUUUGUUUUUGUAUUUUCCCGUAGGUAAAACUGCUUCCAACCCAGGCAGCCCAGCUCCAGAUUGGUACAAGGAUUUUGUCACUGAUGCGGAUGCUGAAGUGUUGGAGCAUUCUGGAAAGAUGGUGCUUCUUUUUGAAAUUCUUCGCAUGGCUGAGGAGCUCGGGGAUAAAGUGUAAGAGUCAUUCUGGAAAGAUUCCAAAGCAUUUGUGCUUUAAGCAGACUUGGCUUUUUAGAAUUGGCAGAUUUAGAUUAACAUUCUGCUUUAUAUCCAUAAAGUAUGUCAAUGAUACUGAGAGUGGUGAGGCAAAUUGGUGUGCUAGUUAAAUUGAAAACUAGUAACUGUUCCUCUUUUUCUCAACUUUCAGCUUAGUGUUCAGCCAGUCUCUGAUAUCACUGGAUUUGAUAGAAGAUUUUCUGGAGUUGGCAAACCGGGACAAAGAAGAAGACAAACCUAUUAUAUAUAAAGGCAAGUGUAGAAAUGCAAGAUUUACAGAACUAGAAGAAUUGUGAGACAAGUCAUUUUUUAACUACAGUGGUACCUCAGUUUACAGUUGUACCUCGGUUUACGAACUUAAUCCCUUCCAGAAGUCCAUUCUUAAACUGAAUCUAUUCUUAUACUGAGGCGCGCUUUCCCUAAUGAGGCCUCCUGCCGCCGCCGCCGCCUUUCUACCAUCCAGCUUCCAUUUUUAGACCGAGGUAAACUUCACAAACUAGGACACUACUUCCGGUUUUGUGGAGUUUGUAAAUGGAAUAGUUCGAAAACAGGGCUGUUCUUAAACCGAGGUACCACUGUACUGUUUAAUUUUUGGGUUUUAAACAAAAAACUCUGGUACUUGGAGACUUAAGGAAGUUCAACAGGAGAAAGGUUUUGAUUUUACAGAACAAAAUUGGUAAAACAAAAGAUGUAUUAGGAGAUAGGAUUCUUUCAAGAAACUGUGUGUGUUAUAGGCUUCUAAACAAGGUGGUAAACACACAGCUUCUUUUGCUUUCAGCUUAUUAAGAUAACUGUUUGAGUGUUAUAGCUUAGGUCUUAAUACUUGGGCUCCAAGGUGGUACUUUCUGUCACUUUCCCAGUCUUCUAUAAAUCACAACCCAGAGGCUCCUCUAGCAUUAUAACAGAUCAAGGGAUCACCAUACCUCUCCUAACUGGUUUGGGAUUCUUCUCUUUCUCUAAACGUUCUCUUCCCUUCUUACUGUAUUGAGAUAUAGAGUGUUCUGUAACAACUCUUCUUUUCCUGUCCCCAAUUGAGCUUCCCAGUUAUUCUUCUUUGGCUGCAGAUAUUUUCCUCAGAGUGGAUGUUCAGGAGGUAUACUCCUAUCAAGCUGAAUGCCAAGAACGGCAUCUCUCGCCUCGAACUGCUUUUCUUUUCCCAAAGUGCUAGCUCAACCCCUCUGUGGCUAGCUGUACCCACAGCCAAUCAGAGAGAGGCUCCAGCUAAGCGCCAUGGUGAAAUUCUGCUGCACUGCACAACUAAACUCUGGUCUAGCUAAGCUUUCCAUCACAACUUUGUUUGUUUGAAGCAUGCAUAUCAUGCAAGCAGCUCGCAUUUGAAUUUGUAAACCAUAUCAUUAUUUACUAAGUUCAUUCAUAAUAAAUGUUUUCCUAAUCCUGCUUAUCUUCCAGUAGGUUUCAUCUGACUCCUAUUCUCCAAAAUAGGGUCAGUCAAAUUUGAACAGUUUGCCUUUCUAUCCCCUCCAUAAAUGUGAAUUCCUUAGAUUGUGAAAAUAUAUCUUACUGGACUUUGUAAACACAUCUUCCAGGGAUACAGUGUGGGCAAAAGAUUUGGAUUAUGCUGCUCAGCAGGGAAGCUAAAGAGGAAGAACUAUGGGGGUCGGUAAGCAUAAGACUUGCCCCUAUGUCUUAUUCAAUUGAUAUAUAAUAAUUUGUUUUUUUUAAUUCCUAGGUGAAGGGAAAUGGUUCAGAAAUAUAGAUUAUUAUCGUUUAGAUGGCUCUACAACAGCACAAUCAAGAAAGAAGUGGGCUGAAGAAUUUAAUGAUGUAACGAAUGUCAGGUAAAAGAAACCCACACCCUUUUCUGCUUGUAAAUUUAUAUAAGUGAUAAAAGAAUAUCUUUUUCAACCAUUGUAAUCUAGGAAAUGAGCCCUGUGAAGCAGUCAUUAGUGCUGGGGCACCCUGUUCCCCCAAGCUAGUUUAUAAAUGCCACAGACUGCAGUCCUAUACUCACUUGCCCAGGAAAAAGCCUGUGUUGCAUUGUCAGGAAAUAAAAACAGUGGGAAUUAACUUAUAUGUAAGUAGGUUUAAUAUUGAAUCUUUAACCGCAGCAAGUCAUACUUGCUUUAUUUAUUUCAUAAAAUUUAUAUAGCGCUUGAUUUUUUUAAAAAACGCAACUCUCAAAGUGCUUUACAAAAAGAACAAUUUACCUGUAAAAAAAUUAUAACCUUCAAACAGUAAUUAAAAUCGACAAUAAGCAAAAAACUAGAUUAAAGCACAUUUUAAAAACAGUUAAUUUCAAUAAAAUAUUUUGAAGAGUUAAUACAUAUUCUGACUUUGGCAAGAAUCUCCUUUGGCACCAGACCACGCAGAAGGCGGGAGAGCAGGAAGACCCAGUUGGGCUAGGCCAUCCUACUACACCCAGAGUCCAUGUGACUGUUCUGAGCCAGCCUGUCAUUGGCUAGUGGUGCGCGGUUGGUUUGGAGUAGACCUAAGACAUAAUUCCCUGCCUACCCCUCUUAUUAACUCCUGGGUCUUUUAUUGGGGAUCCAUCCUAGGCAUUGUUCAGUGCCUUUUGACUUCCUCUCCCUCCUUUGGGGGCCUUGGGGUAAGGGCCAGUUCAAUUUGGGGGCUGAUAUUCCUGCCACACACUCUAGUUGACAACAGUGGGUGGAGCAGCAUACACUGUCUACUUUCUUAGUAACUGUCCUUCCCCAAUAGCCAUCUUAGCAACAGCAGCAGUCCAGCACUCUGAGACUUGGGGUUGCUGUUCCUGCUGUUCCAUCUGCCAUCAAUAAUGUUGUGGCCUAUUUUAACCCACUCAGUUCCUGUCCCUGUUUUUCUGGCCUUGCUUUGGUCCCUGCUGCUGGCAUAAUUAGUUACUUCCUCUCUUAAUGAGAAGAAAUGCAUUUGAUGUUUGGAUUUCAUUUAAGAAAGGGCUUCUGUCACUACGUUAAAGGCUUCCUGUUGAGUUAGUUGAUUAUAGGUUUGUGCUGACACAUGUCCCGCCCUUUGAUGUGACAAACUUGCUGUUCACAACACAUGUGUGGAUUUAGACAAUUUUUGACCAUAGUAAGGUAAAUCUCUCUAGUAUUCCUCUGCAUGUGAGUGCUGAACUAAAAAAUAAAUAAAUCCUUAUGUAAUCCUUAUUGUAACUUGCAGUUUCGCAGGGAGACUGGGAGCGUUCAACCCCCAUGCUUUGUUCAGUUUUGAUCAGGCUUACCUAUGCGGCACUAACACCACCCCCAAUGUUUGUUUCUUAUUGCAUUUGUUAGGUGUUUUAUACAAAAAAGAAUUGCCUUAAAGUGACAUAACAUCAAAAUAAAAUACAGAUAAAAGAAAAGGGAAAAACCCAGAUAAACGAGUUUAGUAUCGUGUGCACGUAGUCUGUUUCACUAAAUAUAGUUUUCCAAGAUUUCAAGUGUUCCACUCAAACUUUUUGAUGUAUAUUUAUAACUGUCUUCCACAGAAUGUAGAUUGCUUCAGCAGUAUAACCAACAAUCACCCCAGCCUGUUAAAAUUUUGUUUUGCUUUUUAGUUUGACAAACUGUUCAGAUACCUUGGGACAUGGCUUGGUGAUUCGGAGCUCCUUAUGGGCACAUCUGCUCCGUCCUGCUCUCCUGGUUUACUAUGACAUCAAAGUGGCAUUUACUACAGUAACUGCCAAGUGUUGUUUUCACAUAAGCAACAAAUUUAAAUUAUGGGCCAAUGUGAAAUAAGGUACAAGGUUGUGUAUGGGCGUGAGAAUUUCCCAGUAGAUGAAAAAUACUACACACUAUAAAUAUUGCAAAAAUAAAACACAAUAAUAUCACAUUUUUAAACAACCACCAUCUUGUUUUGUCACUCAAACUAAUGAAUAUUCCUUUGAUUUGGGGAGGGGAGGGAAGUAUCUGUUUAAAUUAAUUAGGAAUGAUUGUGAGAGGAAUUAAAAUUUACUUUCCUUUUUGCAGAGGCCGUUUGUUUAUUAUCUCUACUAAAGCAGGAUCCCUUGGAAUAAACCUGGUGGCUGCAAAUAGAGUAAUUAUUUUUGAUGCUUCUUGGAAUCCAUCAUAUGAUAUCCAGAGUAUUUUCAGGGUUUAUCGCUUUGGGCAAAAUAAACCAGUGUUUGUGUACCGCUUCUUGGCUCAGGUAGGUUUGAAUUAAAUGCUUUCCAUGUGAUGUGUGUAUGGUUCUAGAUAAGUUCAACAAUAUCUUCUAGAAAAUAGUGUGGCAUGACUAGAUUCACCCUUGUUUUUUGUCUUCUCAUAUUUGUUAGCUUCAGUGUAGUUUUAGACUUAAGAAAUUGAAGCAAGUUUCCAGAAGAAAACAUGAAGCUCUAAAAAUCAACCAUACCCACCAUGUACAGUGGUACCUCAGUUUAAGAACAGCCCUGUUUAUGAACUAUUCGGUUUACAAACUCCACAAAACCGGAAAUAGUGUCUUGGUUUGAAAACUUUACCUCGGUCUAAGAACGGAAUCCAAAAGGUGGAAGGGAACUGGCAGCGGGAGGCCUCAUUAGGGAACGCGCCCCUCGGUUUAAGAACGGACAUCCGGAACAGAUUAAGUUGUUAAGCCGAGGUACCACUGUAUAUUCUUUCAAACUGUGUGACUUGACAUUCUCAGAAAUUUUAGCAAACACACAAAAGUUGCCCUUCAGCAACUCAGUGGUGCAGUACCUCUAAAGACAGAGGUUCCAUCCAAUUAUCCAUGCAUUUGUCAUAUUUCCCCCUUUAAAGACAUCUGAACUAGCAGCCGCCACCACAUGUUUCAUUGCAAUGAAUUCUGAAAGGUUUUAAAUUUUUUUUUUAUUUACUUACUUGCCACCUUGCAUUCAAUAAGGUUUGAAAGAGUGGCAUAUUUUUGCAUCAGGUGAGUUAAAGUGUUUUCUUUCAUCUUGAAACUACAGCCAACCAGCUUCAUUGGGUAUCUCGUUCGUCAGCAGUAGGGUGUGUGUGUGUGUGUGUGUUGCAAAACAGUGGCAGAGAGAUUGAGGGAACUCUGGGUUGGUGGUUGGGGUCUCUCAUAUGUGCGUGUGGACAUAAAUUGUAAUGUAUUUUUGUUUUGAAGGGAACAAUGGAAGACAAGAUCUACGAUCGUCAAGUAACUAAACAGUCACUAUCUUUCCGGGUGGUUGAUCAGCAACAGGUUGAACGCCAUUUUACCAUGAAUGAACUCACUGAGCUGUAUACUUUUGAGCCAGACUUGUUGGAUGAUCCUAAUUCAGAAAAGAAGAAAAAAAGGGAUACACCUAUGUUACCAAAAGUAAGUCAAUAUGUACAGUUAGCACCUACAAUACCAAAAUAUUUAGGUAUGUGCCUUUUUGUGGGGGGAGCAGGGAGUAAAUAUGAAUUGUCAUGCAGAAUGAAACCAAGGAUCUUUUUAGCCCUUCUGUCUGUCUUGAGCAGUACAUGCAGGUCCCGAUCCACUUGCUCGCUAUGUGAAAAGAAUUAUGCCUGAUCCUCACUAUAAACUCAGAACACUAGGAGUUUGCUCACUUAAUUAUUUUCUUGCUUGUUUGAUAGUAGGCAGCAGCCAUUUUCAGGCAGAAACCAGGCAGGGAGGGAGGGGGCAAGAUUGGAUGAACCAGAGAGUAGGAGAGAUCGGACAAAUCAGGUCUUCUUUCUACAUUGCAUUUCCUAAGUCCAGGCAUUCCGCUUGCAAAUUUGGCACUGUGAAAUUGAAGUAGGAAAUGGGGGGUGGGUUAGCAUUACAAAAUCUCCACCAGAAUAAAAGGCGUGACCUGCGAAAAAUAAUGAAAUGGAGUCAUCAUUCUGCUGCUAAUCCCUGGACUGCUUUCCACAUAACAGUUUAAUUCGCAGAAGUGGUUUUUGCAAGUCACUCCCAUGACAAGUGCCUAAAAGUGUGAAGGGUUGCGCUCUUGCCUCAUUCAUGGGAUUGCACAGCAUCCAGCUUCUUAGUUUCAUAAUGGCUUAAUAAUGUUCUCAGAUGUGUAUGAGGAUUCAUUUCCUGGAGGAUUUAUUUAGCGGGCUUGGCUUUCUCUGACAAGUUUCCUUUUUUAACACCUGAGUCCUCAGUUGUACAUUAGGAACUCUUACAUACUUCAUUUCAUUCAUUUUGAUUUAUUGCUGCCUGACCAAGAGAGCUACCUAACAAUGUCUCCGUGCCAGUCCAUAUUGUACAUUCCUUGGAACUCUUGUUGGCUUUUAUUGCCUGCUAAUUUUUGAGUCCUGGGAGAUUGCUCCUUGAAUAGAAUGCCCUGACGAAUUCUGACUCACCACUCCCAUAAUAUCUAGUGAUGGUUCACUUUGUUGCACUUAAUACUACAUUACCAAGCAGUCCUAAUGAUUAGAACAUUGCAGCCGCACCUGAAGCUCUGCCAGCAGUUUGUUGUGUUUUUACCUUAUUUUACAAAUUUCCUAUGCUGCUUAACUUCUGGUGAAGCUUCCAGAAUUGCAGGUUAGGGUUCCAAUUUUUUUAAAAAUAAUAAUAAUCAGUGCAUACAUUUUUUCUAUCUAUACAAGAACAAAAAGUUCAGCCUUUUAGAUUCACUAUUUUGGCCCUUAAUUGGUCACUUUGGUAAAAGUAAAUUGAAUAUAAAAGGUCACAACUCCUAGUCCCCACCCCCUUCAGCUCUCCUUAGUUUGUUUCCAUGCUUAGUUCCAUAAGUACUGAUGUUACACCACAGUGUGCGAUAAAGAAACCAGAUAUUGCUGAAUGUGGUAUAGUACUGAACAGUAUAGAUGUUGAUGAAUUGCAAAAAUUCCAAAAAGAGCAAAAAUUGCCAAAGUUCAUUUAUUUGUACCAUGUCUGGAAUGGAAAUCAAUCCAGCAAAUGAGGGGGUAUUUGCGGUUGAUGCUUCACUCUGCAGAUGAUAUGUAAGGUUGUCGGAAUUUUUUUAACAAAACAAUUUGCAUUGUGUUUUCUUUGCUUUGAAAAGAAGGGAGACUUGUUGAGUGCAAUUCACAUCAGAAAACAAUAUUCCUAUCAAUAUUGAAGUGUUUAUUGAUGAGUUCAUUGAAACAAUGUUUCAAGAAUCAUGCAAACGUUAAGAAAUGUUUUACUGGGGCAUGUUGGUGGGUGGUUGUUGAGGGUUUUUUUUAAAGUACUGUUGAGUAGAGAUGUUGAGAAGGCAUAACUUUCCAUUCUAAACGGUAUUUGUUGCCAAAAUGCAUUAUUCAUCUUGUUAUCUGCUGUGGUGAAAUAUUUAACUUACAUAAUUAAUGUUACAUUCUCUGAUAGUAUUGCACCCAACAAGUUUCUCUCACUCAUCAGUUUGAAGAUUGAAUAUUUGGCGGGUUGGUUUCAUUGCCUAACCCUGUGUUAAAUAGAAAGAGAUGUUGCAGUGUGCUUCUUAAGAUUAUGAGCUUGAAAUUAUUGGACAACUUUCAGAUUGGUUCAUGAACUCACUAGUUGAGAAGUAUCUAAAAUGAUAUCUCAACUGAAAAAAUUACUGAAAAAGUAAACAUUUUUAUCCUGUGCUUAAAGGAAAAUUGAAAGAACACAACUUUAAAACUUUCUUGGGAUAUCAUCUUUAUGAAAAAAUUCAAAGUUUUAUUUUGGGAGGAAAUAAGUUGGAAAAUAGAGAUGAUUUUGGGGGGCAACUUUUUAGAAAUUGGCUUUAAAAGAUGGACAUACAUUGUGUCCCAAAGCUGAACUUGUUAGUGAGAUACUUUCGUGGUUCUUACUUUUCUACACAUGUUGUUGCUUUUGCUCAAGCUGUCUUUAUACUGAAACUUAGAAUUUUUUAAUGUACACAUUUGAAAAGCAGCUGGGGAGAUUUUGUAUGAUACUGUAUAAAAGCCAUUUGUAACAUCAAUAUUCUAGCAAAGAUAUUUUACAUUUUUGAAAUAAAUCUUCAUACAAAUUCCUUCAUUAAACAUGCACUUUGAAUUGUGAGAGACCAUCAAUAAAUAGUUUAUAAAGUUUUUACCUUUCAAGCCUUGACCUUUAUUGAAUACAAGUUGCAUUUCAGACAAAGAAAUGCAGAACUACCCAGUUGCGUAUAAUUUAAACCACAUUUUGAUGACUCUGUUGGCAUGGUAUAUAUGGAUUAAAUUGCACUGUAUUCAACAGUAUUGUUACCAUAGGAACGAAGGCAAAUGCAUGUCUGAGAACUCUCCAGCCAUUUUAAGUCCUCUUACGUAGCAUGGAAGAGAGCUCCUUUGUGCUAAUUUAAUUUUUGAAUCUGGCCUUUUUUCAACUUCCAUCUACAUAGUUUUACUACUCUACUUUUUUGUUCUUCCCAGUUACUGAUAUGCUUUGUGAUCAGUUUUAUUCUAUGGAUGUGUUUGGGGCUUUGUGACUUAAAAGUGGAGGUUAUAUCUCACCUGAAGACGAGGUGCCUAUCUGUCCUGUUAGCCCUGUAACACCUCCCCCCUGAAACAGGUUCACAGUUCGGGUGUGCUCCUGGAAUCAGCUUUGAGGCUGGAUGCCCAGGUCUCUGCGGUGGGCAGGAGUACAUUUGCACAGUUAAAAACUGAAUUCCCCGCCUGGGGGGAACCAAAUUGGACUUCAAAAGCUAAAUUUCACCAAAAGCUUGAUUAGGCCAUAGAAAUGAGACUGCUGAGGAAACAAACUUUCCUCCUUCCGCUGCUUUAAUAUCCCCUGAUGAGAAGCAUGCAUCAGGACCCGCCACUUGCCAUUAAAGAAUUUUUAUAUGUGCUUACUGAAUGUUCUGGCAUUUUUUUUUACCAGGAUACAAUUCUAGCUGAACUCCUCCAGAUCUGCAAAGAACAUAUAGUGGGCUAUCAUGAACAUGAUUCCCUCCUGGACCACAAAGAGGAAGAAGAAUUGACUGAAGAGGAGAGGAAGGCGGCUUGGGAUGAAUAUGAAGCUGAAAAGAAGGUAGGAUGCCUUAAGCCAUUUAGAUCAAUUUCGUUCUGUGACUCAGACAAUUGUUCUGCAUCUUCAGUAUGUUUGGGCAAGGUAUACCUCAGAAAACAGGAGCCUUGAGUUUCCAGUAUAGACAGACUUUAGUAGAUGGAUUUGGCCUGUGAUCAAAAAAUGCAUUUGCUAGAGGAAUCCUUGUACAGUUUGGCUGCUAAAUGUGAAGAGCUCUUAUUGUUUUCACUGCCCUACCCCAGUACUACUAAUUUGUUAUUGACUGGAUUGGCAGUGAAGCACUGCUUCAUAUAAACUACACAAGAAGGAAGACACAGUUAAAAUAAAGAUAAGCAAAAAUCAGGAAUUCUUCAUGCCCCAGUUCUGAAUAUAUCAUUUCAGUGCCUUGUUAAGGCUUUUACUAUGAUUUCACACAUUUGGUUUGGGGCUUAAACAAAACUGUACACUGUAUUUCCAGAAAAAUAAGUGUUAUCCAUUGCUAUCUGUAAAAGACCAAACAUCUCCUUGCCCCUCCAAUUACUAGAAAGCCCUCCCAAAAUUUUGGUUUGGUUUAUUGAAAUAAGCAUAUUGUGAUGACUGAUGUCUACUUGUGCUUGGUGAGUCUGCAGAACUGAGGAAGGUAGCAGCCUAUUUCCUAAACUACACUCCUACGUUCUUCAAGGGGAUGGCGCCAGAGCCCAACCUAGUAGUAAUCUUAUAAUUCAAAAGCAUCAAUUCUUCGGCAAUCCGCCUUCUUUAUGGUCCAGCUCUCACUUCCAUACAUCACUACUGGGAAAACCAUAGCUUUAACUAUACGGACCUUUGUUGGCAAGGUGAUGUCUCUGUUUUUUAAGAUGCUGUCUAGGUUUGUCAUUGCUUUUCUCCCAAGAAGCAGGUGUCUUUUAAUUUCGUGACUGCUGUCACCAUCUGCAGUGAUCAUUCAGGUGAGUACCAGUCAUAUAUUCUCAAACCUUCAGCUUUGAAUACUCAGAAGAGCUACCUCUGUUUUUCAGGGCCUGACGAUGCGUUUCAACAUGCCAAUGGGGGCAAACAUGUUCCCCACCAACUUUAAUGCUCAGGCUCCAUAUAUUCCUUUCAAUUUGGCAGCAUUGUCUGCUAUGAGCAACCAGCAGCUUGAGGUAGGUGGGAAAGUUUCAAAUACCAUUAACAUGAUAGUUGCUUCAUGCUGAGGAUGCCUUACAUAGUCAUAUUAUUGCGCCCGACGAUGAACCUAGUUCUUUUGCUUCACAAUGAAAGUGCUGUGUGCAUUGACUUGUAAGAUGCUCGUUUCUAGGCUGUUUUGUGAAAGUUACUCCUUAAUGUAGUUAAAUAAAAACCAGAGGAGCAGAGUUGCCUCUCACAAUUAAAUUGUUUACGUGAGAAACACAGUAGUGUUUGAAAUUAUUUUCCAUUCAGUAGCCCAACAUGUGAUUGGACAUGUAUGUGAUUGGACAUGGUAGUUGUAUCAUAUGGAAGCAUUAUAAAGAAGCUAGGUAGGAAUGGAAUUUCACUAUAUUUGUAGAUAUCUUAAUCUAUGGUUAUUCAGCAACUCUUAAUCAUACUUUUCUUUCAGGACCUCAUUAAUCAAGGCAGAGAAAAAGUUUUGGAAGCUACCAACAAUGUUACUGGAGCAAGAAUUCAACCCCUUGAAGACAUCAUUUCCAGUAUAGUAAGUAAACUCACUGCUGAUAAGAGCCAUUUUUGCUCUGAGGUUGCAUACAUUUCAGAGAACUGCAUUAAAUGCUGAUUAUAGCUUGCAAUAUGUUUCCCCCCCUUCCUUCAGUAAUACUGAGAUUGCAGAUUAAUCAAUUGGCUGCAGUGCUGUGAGGAAGAAAUCUGUUUCAGGCAUUUAAAAAGCCCAGUCCUAUGGUAAUUUACUUAUAAACUAUACUGUAUCUCUGGGGUCAGGAACCUUUUUCAGCCAUGGGCCGGUCUACCGUCCCUCAGACCAUGUGGUUGGCCGGACUGUAUUUUGGGGGGGAAAUGAAUGGAUUCUUAUGCCCCACAAAUAACCCAGAGAUGCAUUUUAAAUAAAAGUACACAUUCUACUCAUAUAAAAACACGCUGAUUCCCGGACCAUCUGUGGGCCGGAUUUAGAAGGCAUUUGGUCCGCAUCCGGCCCACAGGCCUUAGGUUGCCUAACCCUUCUGUAUCUGGGGGAGCUUUCUUUCAGGGAGGCCUAUGUAGGAUGACUCCAUUAAUUUGUUUCUUUAUUGUCUUGGCCAAAUAGAAAAACUCUUCUAAACUGAUUUCUGUUAUAAUAUCGCAUAGUAUUCAGUUAAGAGUUAAAUGGGAUGAAUGACAUCUGAACACAAUACAGCCAUAGUUUAGUUCUAUUUUUUUCUUUGGAGAUGUAAGCACAUACUUCUAAUCCAUCAGUCAAAAUCAGUGGAGCUUUUAAGUGUUUUGGAGUUGCAGGUUGUGGGUUGUACAUGAGGUUAUGUUAAGAUUGUUGCAGACAAUGAUUGUCAACUCUGGCACUUAUUUUAAUGGAUGACAUCUAUAUAUUUUGUGGGGGGGGGGAGGACUUCAUAAAUAAGGUUUGUGCUAAAAUGUUACUAAAUCAGCAUCCUGUCAGCAGCCAAGCAAAAUAUGCCAUUUUCAAUUUGUAAAAGAUUUAGGAUUUAUAUUAUAUUAUGAACUGAAACUGUAUUUGCAUAAUUUUUAUGAAUGCUUCUUUUUAUGAGCAGCUUAAUAAAAUAACAGUCUGUUUACAUUUCUGCAGAAUACCAGAUACUUCUCUAUCUGCAUUUCCAAAUAGUCCUUAUCCCUUUGCAAUUUGUACUCUCUCCCUUCUUCCCUUCCCUCUCCCCAGUCUACCAGCUGUCAUUCAAAGAGGAAAAUUCCACAUAUCUGUUGGGCAUGCUAAGGUCAGAGAGGUACCUAACUUUAGAACCCUAGAUCCUCUUUAGAAUCGUAGCCCUGGUACAUUCAGCAGGCAUAAUCCUUGAGGAAAUGGUAGAUUACCCAGAGAACCAUUACUUCUCCUCCUUUCAGUUUGCCUUCUCCACCUGAUAUCCAAGACCUUUGGGACACCUUGCUCUCACCUGUUCUCACAUGUCUUGUCCAAGGUGGGUGCCCCUGACCUCCAAGUAGCCCUUCUGCAGCUGUUGAACUGGAACAAGCACCACCCCUUCCCUCUCUACAGCAUUACUACCAAACAAGACACUCAGGUAGAGAUGAAGAAUAUGUGGAUAGACAAAACCUGCACAUGAAGGAAAAAUCCCAGUGACCCAUAUUAUGCCUGUCUUCAGCCAGAGCAGUCUGUUGCAGUGUCUCAGCAGAUUUAUUUUAGACCAUUUUUUGAAAACUGAGUUGCUGUAUUCUCAAGGCAAAAACUCUCUGUUGACACAUUUCAGGACAAAUUGAGGCUCUAUAAGAACUACUGCUAAAACCCUCUGUUGUGUUUUCAUUUGCAGUGGAAGGAGAAUCUGACGCUCACAGAGUCCCAGGUCCAGUCUUUAGCUCUAAGCCGACAAGCAACCCAGGAGUUGGAUGUCAAGCGCCGGGAGGCCAUCUAUAAUGAUGUCCUGACAAAGCAGCAGAUGGUAAGACUCACAAACACUUCUUGAUUCAGGUAGACACAUGGAAAAAACAAACAGGGCAGUAAUGUAGAAGCACAUUUGAAAAGGGGAGCUAUUAACUGAUUUAUCCCACCCCAAGUGCUUACAAGACUUUUAUUAGCAUUGUGGAUAUCAAUCUUACACCUCCCUAGGUCUCACUUGCAGGUUAGAGGCAUCCCUGCAGUUGCUUGAGCUGUAAUUUACAUAGUGUGAUGCAGCUUGCCUUUCUUGCUCCUAAUCUGCACCAGCUCUUUUUUAGCAGCUUAGAUUUAGCUUGGUGAGAGCUGGGUGUUUAUCACCUUGCCAAGAAAUCCUGCUGCAGAAAAAAAGAUGUCAUGCACAGGUACAGUUCAAGUGAGUUUUAACCAUAUGUUGUACUGAAAAGGUUAUUUUUUUUUUAAGUUUUAAAUAAAACAGGAACUUUAUAUGGCUCAAGAAUGAGAGCUAGUUAUAACAACAGAAUUGAAAAUCUAAUGAUACUGGGUCUUCAAAUUAGCCCCACCUGUAUCACCGCUAAUCCCAAUUGCAUUGCAUCCUUCCGUGUACUCACCUACAAAAACAAACCCAAGUUGAUGUGAAAAAAAGAAAAAGGCCUAUAUACUUUGGCUAAUCUCUAUAAAAAGGAUAACUCUAAUAGAGUAGACCAAAUUAUGGAAAAAAUGAGAGGGUACAAUGUGAAUUAGCUAUUCAUACAUCAGGUUAUAUACAUUUUAUUUCAAACCAAGCAAUUAAAUCCCAAGCACUCACAUCAUGGCAUCUUCUGAAAAAAUAUUUCUAAAUACAACUCAGCAUUCCCAAAAAAAUUCUGCUGACACUACAUAAAAUACUCAGUGUUCUGGCCACUGAGUGAUGCUCAGCUACUAAACAACUUUGGGAAACUGACCUAGACACUAAAAUUGAAGAAGCUGACUGGAACAAUCUGCGGGCAAAAAACCCUUUUUAAAUCAGUAUCAACCCACAUAAGCUAAUUUAUAGAUGGCAUGUAUCACUGCUUAGUGUUUUGGGGGGGGGGGGACUUGCUUUCAUCCUCCAUCCUGAGAGCCAGUGUGGUGUAGUGGUUAAGAGCGGUAGUCACGUAAUCUGGGGAACCGGGUUCGCGUCUCCGCUCCUCCACAUGCAGCUGCUGGGUGACCUUGGGUGACCUUGGGCCAGUCACGCUUCUCUGAAGUCUCUCAGCCCCACUCACCUCACAGAGUGUUUGUUGUGGGGGAGGAAGGGAAAGGAGAAUGUUAGCCGCUUUGAGACUCCUGAAGGGGAGUGAAAGGCGGGAUAUCAAAUCCAAACUCUUCUUCUUCUUCUUCUUCAUCCACCCUCCCACCUGUAAUAUGAAGAUAGUUUUGCUGCCCUCCCUUAACAAGGCUGUUGUAAGAAUUUCAGAGAUAGUCAUACCUCAUGUUACGUUUGCUUCAGGUUGCGUGUUUUCAGGUUGUGUCCCACGGCGACCCGGAAAUAACGGAACAGGUUACUUCCGGGUUUUGCCACAUGCGCAGAUGCGCAAAAUAACAUCACAUGCAUGUGCAGAAGCGGUGAAUCGUGACUUGCCGACGCGCAGACAUGGGUUGCGUUCUUUUCAGGUUGUGAACAGGCCUCCUGUUUGUUGAGCCCUUGGGGUAGGGGGUGGAGGAUAUUGUGUUUUUUCUUCUUUUUUAUGUAUUUUGUGUUUUUUCUUGCAUUUUUAUGCUUUGAACCAGCCUGAGAUCUAGUGAAGAAGGGUGGAAUAAUAAUAAUAAUAAUAAUAAUAAUAAUAAUAAUAAUAAUAAUUCUAUGUAAAUACUACUGCAACAAGGAAAUUUGUUUCAUUCUCUGUAUUUUAUUUUAAAAGCACUAUGCAGACCUUGAUGAUCAGUAUAAAGUCAAUAUAAUUCAUAGCACUUCUGAAAGAAAAAUCAAUUUCUUUAGAAAUAGAUAUAAACAAUCUUGAAUGAGGAGAACUGAAGUAGUCCUUCACCAGACAUUAUUGAUAUUCUUUUCAAGUUCACCUCCUUGCUAACCAAAUACUUUUGGCUGGAAAUCAGUGCUUCUUAACACUAAGGAAUUAACAUGCGUGUUAUGUAAAGUCUUGCAGGGUUUUUCAUGUUAUAUUAUGAAACCUGAAACUUUUUCCGAGGCGUUCUGUCAGACUGGAAGUAUUUUCUCGUGUGGUGUUCGCCACGAAAUACUUGCUUGGUCAUUCACAUAAGAAUUUUCAGGUUGCUGGACCGGGUGGGGUGGGGUGGGGUGGGGUAGAGAGAUGGAAAAUGGUACUAGAGGAGAGAAUGUUGUAACUGAUAUAUGGGAGCAAUUUCACAGAGAGUGCUUGCCCCGAUGGCAACCAAGAUAAAGGUUGCUUGCAACACAAUGGGUGAGUCAUUAGGGGACUAUGGUCCGAAAUGGUAUUGCUAACUGGUGCCUCCAGUCACUAGCUUGAAAAUGCCGCCACAUUAGUGAUGGUGGUAGCGGUGCAACAAGUAUCAAGUUUCAGGUUUAAAUCAAUUUGUCAGGGAUACUGUGGCUGAAGGGAAAGGCAUUAUUGAGACAGGUCAUGCCCUUAUAACAGCUCCACUUUUUCCUCCACAGCUAAUCGGUUGUGUUCAGAGGAUUCUGAUGAGCAGAAGACUCCAUCAGCAGUACAGCCAGCAGCAGCCACAGCAGCUGACCUACCAGCAAGCAGCGCAGCACGUGGCUCAGCAAGCAGCCAUGAGUCAUGCAAUGAUGCCAAAGCCGGGUUUGAUUAUGAAUCCUUCCAACUUCCAACAGAUAGAUAUGAGAGGGAUGUAUCAAUCUGUUGCUGGUGCAAUGCAGCACCCACCCCCCUUGCAGCGGGCUCCUCUUCCAAUGAGCGGCAAAGGCCCAGGACCAUCCCAAGGGAAACCAAUGUGAUUAUUUUGCACUAAAAGUUUUUAAGGAUUGUUAAAAUCACAGAGUGAGAGAGAACUUUUUUAUUUUUUUAGGAAUCAAUGGCUUAACAGAACUCAACUGUUUAAAUAGUUUGAAUGAUUUCCGCCCCCCCAGCUUAAUCGGCACGUUCCAUUGUAAUUAUUCACUUUGUUUUAAUAAGACAUAACACCCCCUCCCCGAUAUUUAGUGGUGUUGCCUAGAAUCUUCUUACAUGUGUUGAGUACAGGAGAUAUCCAGUUGUUUUCAGUGAAAACAGGUCCUUUCCAUAACAUUAGGGGCUGUACAGGUUUCCUGUUUAAACUCCUAUGCUUGCUGUUAAUAGCCAUAAAAACAGCCAUUAAAUGGGAGAAACUUAGUGAAGUAACACAGAUCUGUAUAUUUUGGUUGUCUCACACACAAAUGUGCACAGCUGAGUUCUUGGUUAAAGUUGAUUCCUCAAAUUAUGGAACUUUUUAUAAUCUUUCACAAAAUAGAAAGUGUAAAGACAGAACUGACACGGAAAUUUAUUCUAAUCUUAGAAUUUGUGAUGGGGGAAAAAACCAUAAGAUUUAAAAAUGAUCUUAAAACAGAACUGAGUGCAAUAUUUUUAAAUACUACUGCUUUUAAACUUCCAAGUCAUGCAGGUUUUUUUAGAAACUCUCUGCAGCCUUAAGUUAAAGCCUGAGAAGUUGCUGUUUCCUCUAGCCUUCUGCCACUUUUAUUUCAUGUAUGUGAUGGAAUAAUAUCAAUAAUUUUUUAUCCUUCACCAGUAUACUUCCACCAUGUGCUCGUUCCAAUACAAAGCACAUUUUUUGGACUCCUUUAUACUGGUGCUAGGGUCUCAUCCUGUUGCCGGCAGUAGGAUGGUUGUGGACAGGCUAAGAGAAAUAUACUCCUGGUACUUUGGCGCUCAAAUAUGGUGGCAGUGGUUGGGACUGAGCCUGUCUUCAGUAAGCAGUUUUGAAAUGGCUAGAACAAUUUGCUCUUUAACCACAUGAAGGAAUGUGCUUUCACAGUUUGCAGUACUGUCAGGAGUUGUGAAAUAAUUCCUUGUUUUAUAGAUAAGAAUCUCAUUUUACCCUGUAUUCCUUUCCCACCCUAUUUCCCCCUUUUUAAAAAUAUAAAUAUGAAAGUGGAAGAAACAGCUUGGGUUUUUUUGUUUUUGUUUGUUUGUUUCUGUGCUGGAGGGAGAAGUAAAUUUCCAAAUAAUUAUGCUUCAUUAACAGCUACUUUUACAACAUGAAAGUGGAAUAGUUGUCUGUUUUCUGGGCUUAUGAAGACCCACUAAAUCUUUUUCUCGCAUUAGUCUAGCUGAUGUCUCCAGAAGAAAAUACAGCUAUUGGAACGCAGGCAUAAAAUUAAAUGACAGGUGCAUAUGAGGCAUUGGAGAAGGAGCAAGUAAAGAGUAGGGUUAUUUUGGAGAUUUAUGAACGCUAGGUAGGAUUCACACCACUGAAAAAGCAAGAGUUGCUAAUUUGUAGUCUAAAAUUUCUUAUUUUUUAUCUAUAAUGCGCUUUGAGUCCCUGUCAGAGAAAAAGGCAGGGUAUAAAUAAAUAUAUAAUAAUAAUAAAAGUUUGGUUUUAUGAAUCAUUCUAGAAGAAUGGUUACGUUUUAUUUCUCCUAUCUGAGUGAAUCAGUCAGCACCCAGGCAAUGUUAAUUUUGGGAAAGAUUCAAUUUUGCAGUGAAAAUGCUUUGGUUGGUAAUAGGAACACAGCUUGAUCAUUGCAGCAGAUUUAACCAUAAGUUGCUGUUUUCAGCUCUUUUAACAAUGGGAAGACAUCCUGAGCCCUUGUUCAGCUAGUGGUGUGAUUCAUUUCUUUAAUUUGGUGAGAAGGGAAGUGCUCAAAGAUUGCUAUAUUUGCUUCAGAGGAAGUGAAAAUAGAGAUUCCUUGACAAAUGCUUGAAGGCAAAUGGUAGCUGCCCAGGAUAUUCCUACAUUUUGUAAAAUAGAGCUGGGAAUCUGAGUGGCAUUUUUACAUCAACUCAGGAGACUAAAGUUUUCACCAACUUUUUAAAGACAACACUUUUUCUCAACCUCAGCAACAACAGAAAAAAGGCAACUGGUGUGGAUGAGGAUGUCUUGGAGACAAGAAGCAUUGAACUAAAACUUGGACCACUUUUCAUACAUAUUUCUCACUUGGCAUAUAGCUGCAUAAUAACGUGCUUUUUAGUAUAGCGUCAAGUUUUAACCAACAUUUAAUGACAGAAAUGUCAUCAGUUAUUAAAAAAACUCAUUUUUAUAUUUGUUUUAAAUGUUUACCUAGUUGAAAUAGCUUAUAUAAGAUGAUAAAUUGUUGCUCGUAAUACAGUUUUGCCUGCUAAAUUCUCCACCUUUUGUAACCUGUUUAUUCCUUUGGAUGUAAAGCGUUUUUGCUUAGUAUUGUGAUAUUGUACAUGUUUUUGUCCCAGUUGCAUAGUAAUGUUUCAGUCCCUUGACCAGCUUUGGCUGCUGAAAUCAUACAGCUGUUAAGACUUGGCCUAUGUUUUUAUUUUGUUUUUAAGACAGUUUUUCAGUUGUGUAUUAAAUAUCAUAAGAGUACUGUAGAAAAUAUGUCACUUCUUAUAAGGCUGUUUUGUAAAAUAUAUAUUAAGGACUGGAAACGUGUUUCUAAGGAGAAGCAUUCAAGUAUGGCAAUACGCUAUCUGUGUUUUCACCAUUCGAAGUGCUGUUUGGUAGUUAAAGCUAUUUAAUAUCUGAUUUAAUAAAGUGACCAAAAUGGAUUAA
Podarcis lilfordi (Lilford's wall lizard) is the source of this 89892-nucleotide messenger RNA. Lineage: Eukaryota; Metazoa; Chordata; Lepidosauria; Squamata; Lacertidae. The record is from the annotation of a GenBank genome assembly.